This is a messenger RNA of Podarcis lilfordi (Lilford's wall lizard), 89559 nucleotides long. The record is from the annotation of a GenBank genome assembly. Lineage: Eukaryota; Metazoa; Chordata; Lepidosauria; Squamata; Lacertidae.
AGCUUCUUCCACUUUUCUUCACGCAAAAGUUCGGCUUUCACUCUCUUGGUCAUCAGGUGUGUGUGCGUCAUACCAUCUAUUAACUCAACAGCUCAUCCCAACACAACUUCCUGAUUUCCAUCGCUACCCAAAGCCCAUUUGUUCUGGGAGGUAAGAGUCAAAUUUCAAAGCAGAGGCAUUCUUCCAGAGCACGUUGGUCCAAGGAAAGAAGGGUCCUUAGGGUGAAUGUAGGAUUUGGGGCAGAGGCGGCAGCCCAGUGAUGAUGUCUUGAAAAGGUAUCCAUAAAAAUCUAGGUUAGAUAGCUUUUGAAGGAAUAAGAGGAUGAAAGUCUUCCCCUCUGCUUCUUUGUGGGUAUGUCCCUCUAUUUUUACUUUGGGGGGCUAAAUGGAAUAUGCAAAUUCAUACUGUGCCCAUCUGUCCUAAUCUCUUGGCCAUUGCAGCUAAAAUAGCUAAAACGUUAUGUAUUUUUGGCUUUUGUACUGUAAAUAUAUGCCCUUGAUCCUCAGGCAAAGGGUGGUAUAUAACUUUAAUAAACAAAAUAAACCUCCAGAACCAGAGGCGGUGUAGCUUUGAGCUUCAGGUACCAGGUGUAAACAACAGGGAGAUGCCAUAGGUGAGCUUCUUGGAGGCCUGGGGCUGGCCGAAAUUGUGCUGAACAAAAUGCCAGACUAGGAAUUCUUUUGGCCCCAUCUAGCUGGACUUCUUACAUUCUUAACUUGCUGCUCACCCUGGAAGGGAGAGAGUCAUGGCUUGGGAAGCAAACUGAUUGGCUCGGCUCGUAUUUCCCCCUUGGCUCCAUUAUCUUCCACUGUCACAGCCCAAGGGAUGAUCUCUUUCUCUUAGACUCAGGGCUCCCAGGCAAAGCAGCAUGAGCGGGAGCCCUUGGUGAGCCAGAAGACAGCGGAAGGGAGGGUGAAGAGGAGAAAUCACUCCCCAAACUAAAACAGUGCCUUUUAGGGUGGCCAUUUGAACGUCAAACCCCCCAGUCCUAAGGACACAGAAUUGCAUAAAAACCACACAAGAAAACUUAUAUGUAUAGGUAGCAGUCUGGAAAACAUUUGCUAUUAUUUAAAUGGAAACGCAGUCCAUCUCACGCUAUUGUGGAAGACUUUGACCAGGUGGCCUGUUUUUCUGCCUGCUCACUCUCCAGGAGCUAUUGAUGAGUAGCAUCAGGGCCCCUGCUCUCCUUUCUUGUAGGAACAUAGGAAACCGACUAUUACUGAGUCAGACCAUGGGUCCAUCUAGCCCAAUAUUGUCCACCCUGACUGGCAGUGGCUCUCCAGGGUUCCAGGCAGUGGUUCUUCAGAGUUUCUAUAUUUCCGAACUGAAGAUACCAGGAACUCAAUCUGAGACCUUCUGCCUGCAAAGCAGAUGUUGUACCACUGAGAUGUGGCCCAUCCCAAAAAGACCAUGUGGUUGGAUGGACGCCUGUCACGGAUGCUUUAGCUGAGAUUCCUGCAUUGCGGGGGGUUGGACUAGAUGCCCCUCAGGCUCCCUUCCUACGAUUCUGUUUAGCUCUUCAGCUAGAGGACUCCUUCAAAUAAAGGACUGUAAAACAGGACACAUGGCCACCCUAAUCUCUGUGUCUGUCUGUCUCCUCCCCCAGAGUCCAUAAUGGAAGUGAGCAACAGAAGCAUGUUAAAGGAGGGAGGACUGAAGACCAAAGCAGAAGAGGGAAACGUCACCUUAGGCAACCUGCUCCCUUCCCCAGCCAUCCUUGGUUUUUGUGCAUCCAGGUUAGUCUUCCCCAGUCUAGUGCCCUCCCAUGUCUGGAACCAAAACUCCUCUCAGUCCAAGCUGCUUUGGGCUGAUAGGAGUUGUAGUUUGAAUGCAUUUGGAGGGCACCAGGUUGGCUAAGGCUGAUACAGAUUUCCAAAAGGGAAUCCUGUUCAGGAGCAGUGUCAUCACCUGGUUGGAAGAAGGCAGGUAGGCAGGAGCUGGCUGAGGGCAGAUUAGGGUUGAGGGGCGGUGCUCCAUUCACCAUAAUGGGCCAGCCUCCCCUGCAUUCUCUGUCCAGGCAAGCAAGAGGCAUCAUCAGAUUACCAGGGAAACAGCCUGGGGGGGGGGAGCAGGGUGGCCUAGGGAGACUUCUGAGGGCUAGAUGGAGAGGCAUGGAGGGCCCCAUUCAGAGCCUAGGCCUGAGGCUCUCUAUUGCAGCCUUCAUCUUCUGUGUCAGACCCCAGAUCUCCUUCAUCUCCCUACUUUGAUCUAAACUUUUUUUAAAAAAUAAAAACCCCACAUCACUUAUAGGGCAGCUUCACUUGUUGCAAAACAUAGAGCAAUGAGACUAGCCAAGGAAGUAUGCUAGAUGCUAGCUAGAUAAGGCUUGUUUUAGUUUUCACAUGCACAAACUGAAGGAGCCGACUGAGAGUGAGGCCAAGGGCCCAAUCCACGGUUAGCACACAGAGUCCUGGAAUUUCUGUUAUCCCCUCAUGCGACCCUCCAGAUGAUGGUGGACUCCCAACUUGCAUCAGUUACAGUCAAUGAUCGGGGUUGAUGAAAGUUGUGUGCAGAAAAAUCUGAAGGGCCACAGGUUUUCCAACCUUGCUCUAUGGUGAAACAUAAGGCUAGCUGGAGCUGAUUGGAGUUGUAGUCCAAACCAUCUGGAAGUUGAUAGUUUAACUGGCGUAAUUAGUUUGAGUGUUGAGUAGCAAUGGGCGAAUCUGUCAAUUUCGGUUUCUCAGUUUUUUAUUUUUCCAAGCUUAGGUUCAGUUCUUCACAAUUUGUUUCCAUUUAACUCAAAAAAGUCAUGAAAAUUCACCAGACUUUGUGCACCAAUUACUCCAAAUAUACAUGUUUUUCUAAAGCAAUUUUUCCUAAUGCAAUGCAUUUUUGUAUGUCAUUCUCACUAAUUUAUACCUUUUUAUGCACACUACCCCAUGUACAUACUUUUAUGUACAUUAUUUGGCUAAAGAGCUGCGUUGCAAAAUUCGGAAAAGCACCGGUUUCGAAGGUUGGCUGAGUUUCAGUGGUGUAUUGCUUUGGAUAGUGCCCAUUAGAUGGGCUCACAAGCUGAAUUGCAUUUCUCCCUGAUCUAUAGUGUUGAAAUGUGUAUGUGAAAGACAUGGUGCUUUCAUGAGUGGAUCUGCAGAAAAGUGUUCACACAGAAAAGUGCAUCAGAAAAGGGAGAGGAGGAUUCAAGGACUUUGUACUUCUUUCUUUGCCUUUUUGAAUGUGACUGUUGGUUGGGCUCCUACAGAUGCCAUGGCUUUUUGACUGUAUACCCCAGGGGCUGGCUGUGUCUUGCCAUAUUAACUUGAGAGGUGAGCAGAGAGGGGGAGUCAGGAGAUAGUAAAAAUAACUGUUCCUUCAUGCCAGAGGAGGUGAGAAGCAACAGCGUUUGGCUCUGCUUCUGCCUCUCACUUCAUUCUUUCCAGGAGUGAAACUCCCAAGGGAAAAACAGAAGUGGCCUAUGGGUUGAUAUUCCAGCACUGAUUAUAAACAGCCGGCAUUAAUGGUGUAAUUUAUAUAGGCUGUGUAUACCUGAAUGGUCCAUCUUGUCCAUUUAUAGAGGGAAAACAGGAAGGAACAUAUCUGAUGAUAGAACAGCAUGUUCCAUGCCCUUUGAGUUGUGGUGAGCACCCUCUGGCCUGACAUUGUGACACCAGGUGUGGAGUAGGCAAAGAAGCGGCUAGGCCAAAAAGGGAUUUGCAUUCACCCACCAAAUACUGUGCAAUGCCCAUCCCCCACCCCCGGGUGCUGCUCUUUGCAAGCCUGGCAGUCAGCUGAUCAUUGGGGUUUGCAUAGAGCCAUAUGCAGCUCUUUGAAGCCCCAGCAACCAAUUGAUUGUCAGGGUACCACAGCACAGCACAGUUCUAUGCAAGGGCUGACAAUCAGUUGAUGGCACUUCAAAGUGCCAUGCAUAGUUUCAUUUAUCUGAAAGGCUUUGGGCGCUGAGUGGUUAGAAGGGUUGUGUGUCGGUGACCUACCUAACUGCAGUUGGUUACAAGUCUGUGCCCAUUACAGACUUGUCGCCCAUUACUAUCCUGUCAAUGUAUCAUGUUGCACACUCACAAUCAGGAUAAUUUAACUUUUUUUAUGAUUCUUUUAACAAAUUAAGAUAUGCAUAUACCACUUUUCAGGUGAACCUCACAAAGGAAUUUGCACAGAUAUGUUCGAAAAAUAAGCAUCAAUUAAAACUGUAUACAGGUAACAAGUCCUUUUGAAAUCCAGCUCUCUCCUCCCUUUGGACAAGAUGAUCCUUAGGUAGCCCUGUGGUGAAAGUUGAUGGAGGGCAAGGCCGCUUCAUUUGGAUCACCAGCUACUAGAUGGUGGACCAUCAACAGACUGAAGAGGUGGCAGAUGGAUCCCCAUUUCAUAGGACCAUGCCUCCAGUGGCCAUAAGAAAACGAAGGACAGAAAUGUCACACACAAAUGGUAUAUAUGGCACUGCUAGGAAUGUUGACUGUUACACAUAUAGAUGUGGUGGUUAAAAUGAGAAAGGGAAAGAAAGAGGAAGGGAGGAGGGGACGGGAGGUUGGUUUUUCCUGUUUUGGCUGUAAUACGUGAAGGAUGUGUGCAUCCUCCAGUAGCAAGACCCAUGAACAAGAGUGAGAUCUACAGAUCCCACUUCAGGAAAGAAGAGGUAUGAGUCUCUUGCAUGCCUUUUCCCACUCCGACAUGAAGGAUGAACCAGCUUAGCUUGUGAAUAUUGAAGUGGGGGAGGCAGUUUUUGAAAAUUAAUGUUAUGUAGGAAAGUGUGGCCGAUCUAAAGGGAAGUUUAGCCAGCAUGUGUUGACAGCAGUGCCAUCAGAGCAGAUUUAGGGGCAAAAGUACAGGGCCUUGCUCCUCAGAAUGAGGAAGGGCCAAAGCAUCUGCGUUUGUGGUAGAGCAUCUAUGUUGUAUGCGGCCAGCAAGAUCCCCACCACCCCAUUCCAUGCAGAGAAGCUGACCAGACCAGUGGUUGAAUCUUACAUCAACAUUGGUAGUGGGUCAGCGUCCUCUACUGCACCUGACGGAAGCAGGCUACCUCAAGGAGAACAGGGGAGAUCACAUGGUACACACACAACUCUGUCCUGCAACAUCUUGCCACCAAUUCCCAUCCCACAGCACCUGCCACUGAGAAGGCUGCCUCCCUCUGCCUAAUAGUAGGGCCAGCCCUGCCAAUCAAUACCAAGUCUGAGAAAUUUUGUUCCAGGUGUCUCAUUAUGAUCACCAUGAAAAGCCAACAUAGCAUGCUCCAGAAGUUGGACCCCAACUUCCAUCACCCCAGGCUACCAGGGAUGAUUGGAAUUGGAGUUCAACAUCUUGAAGGCACCAUGUUGGCUACCCUAUAAUGGGCAUCUUUCUCCUCCACUUUGAAAGUGGGUGCAGUCAGGUCAAGGUGAUCUUUGAACCUGAAAUCCAGAUUGUUGCCUUGAAUGUCCACUCUAACUUCCAUUGGGGUGCCUUAGUUCUCAGGAGAGCUAUUGUACGGUUGCGUUGCAUAUUUCUGCUUGAAAAUGUAGGGGUCAUGCUGGCGUUCACACAUGUUAAUGUGAAUUGUGAGAUGCAAUCCUCAACUUGCACAGCAACCUUUGCUCCAAUACCUCUGUCAUCAAAGGAGAUGCAAUUGUGUUGUGCAUAAGUUCUUUGCUGAACCUUUUGAGUUGAGUUGCAGUCCAUGCAUGCAGAAUAUUUUUUCUCAACAUGCAUGCCAACUCUGAUCUGAUUUUCAGAGAUCUUGCAUUAUAUUGCAUUGCAUUUUCUCCCCUCCCCAGCUGGGUUGAGCUGCCCUUCAAAUCUAAACCAUAGAGUUCUGCUCCGAACAGGGAUCCCAAAUGUCACUGUGAUAUCUGACUCUUCAAGAGAAUCACCAUGUCACAGUCAAUGGAAUGCUGGAUGAAGUCAGUUAGGAACAUAGAAAGCUGCCUAUACUACGUCAGAGCAUUGCUCCUUCUAGUUCAGUAUUGUCUCUACCAGUGUUUCUCAAACUUGGGCCUCCAGCUGUUGUUGGACUACAACUCCCAUCAUCCCCAGCUAGCAAGACCAGGGUGAUGGGAGCCGUAGUCCAACAACAGCUGGGGACCCAAGUUUGAGAAAUACUGGUCUAUACUGACUGGCAGCAGUUCUCUGGGGUUUCAGGCAUGUCUUUCCAAAUCUUACCUGGAGAUGCUGGGGAUUGUACCUGGAACCUCCUGGCUGCAAAGCACAUGCUAUAUCACUGUGCCUCUUCCCCUGAAAACUUAAACACAAGGCACUCACUUUGGUCAAGCAAUUAAUCCUCCAAUGGAAAGGGGAACUUGAAGAACUCUGUGGCUCACAACAGACCUGGGCUAUGGACGAUAGCAUUUAAAAUGAACUCAUUAGCUGUUGUUUCUGUUGUACCCUUCAACUCUCUCUUCCCAUUAAUCUGUGGCAAAGGAAUAUAAUCAAUGCUGUUAGGUAUAUCCCAUCCUGCAUCCCCCUUUUUCUGCUCCCAGCUGUGUUUUUGAUUUACACCCCAUCACAUCUCUGCUCUGUGGCCCCUGUGGUCCAACUUGGCUCUUGUGGCCUCUCCAUCUCUCUUUCUCUCUCUCUUUCUCUCUCCUGCAUUGCUUCUCCACCUAGUCCCAACUCCCCGCUAGCAGAGCCAGCUAUUAAUAGAGCAGUGGAUUUAUCGAAAGAGGCAAGCUGACUGCAGCACUCCCCUUGCAAGAGAGUGCCCUGAGCUAAUGGCAGGCAUCCAUUGGGCAGCAGCUGAAUGCGCAUGGCCACUCAGAGGGCGGUGCAAUGUGGCUGGCAGGUGUAAGAGAACCCAUGCAUGGUGGUAGGCCAAAGGGCAUCUGUUUCAUCAGAACACAGAAUAACCAGGAGCUGGAGAAUGAGAAGCACAGCCAGUAUUUGGAUGGACAGGGCCAUAAUAUUCAUGGGUAGCAGAAGGAUGCAGAGUUAACAUCAAGAAUGACAAGACAUUCAUGAGGAACAUCAAGUUACUAGAUAUUCAUGAGUAGCCCAUACCUUCACAGGUGUCAGACAUUCAUAGCCUGGAGAUCUGUGGAUAACUAACAGCAAGGUUUCUGCCUCCAAUUUUUUAAAUAGUAGCAGCAAUAAAGGGAUUUUAGAAGGGAAGAAAGAGAAAAUGUUGAGUAAAAGGGUCCCUCCAAUUUCCUCAAAUUUACAUACAAAUUGCAGAGGAAAAAUGGGGGUGGUCACCUGAUUUUUUUAAAAAACAACCUUCUCCUUUUUUUCUGCCUUCACCCAUUUUUUCCUAUAUGUCCACCCUUCUAGUUCCACCCCAUUAAUGUUGGGCUAAAUCUCUUGGCCCAACCAAGAUAUCAGAUCGUCCUGGUCAUCCCAUGGCAUCAUGAGGCCCUGCCCCAAGAUCCUCAGUUGUUUGGGGCACCAGAGACCUGAGAACCCUCCUGCCCACUCCUACUGCAUGGAAUGCUAAGCAGUAUCAGACAGAUAAGUGCCCUUUGGGGUUUCUUGGAGUCUAGAGUACAGCAGGGAGGAAUUUCUCCUUGUUCCCUCGGACUGAUGGCCAUCGAAAUGGAAUUUAUACUUGCCUGGCCUCUUCUUUCCUGCCUGCCAAAAUGGCCAAGGAUAGGCUUUCUUAUUCUCUUCCAAGUCUGGGCUCUGACAUUUUGAUACUAUACAGUCCCAAAUAUAUCCACCAAAUUCUACCCGUGGCCAGUGAGAUUCCUGGUUAGAGCCUCACAUAUGCUAAUAUAGAUGUUGCUGGACCACAACUUCCACAAUCCCUGAACCAUUGACCAUGAUGGCUGAGGCCCAUGGAAGCUGGAGUCUAGCAAUACCAGGGGCUAGAGAUUUCCCCAUCUUGUUCUAGGACAACACUGACUCUUUGGGCUGGCUUGACUGCCACCCUUCAAAAUGGGUACGGGGCCAUUUAGUUUAGCAUCCAGUUCCCCACUGUGACCAACCAGGUCGAUCUCUGAAACCUAGAAGCAAGGCUUGAUAUCAGUAACUUUGUCCCCAGCAGCUGAUCUUCAGUGGCCUAGCGUCUCUGAUUCUGAAGGUUCCAUAGAGCUACCAUGAACAGUAACAAUGGAUAGAUGGAUUCUUCGUGAAUUUGUCUAAUCACCCUUUAAAACCAUAUGAGAAAAUGCCUAAUCCUUCAUCUCAUAUCAGUGAAGGAGCUGUGUGUGUCUGAGAGAGAGGUGGGGGAAAUGGGGGGGGGGGAGAGAUAACAGGAGUUGGAAUACAUAGAAGUAGCCAGCAAAGCUCCCUCCAGAUAUUGCCCAACGAAAACUCUCAUCAGUCCCAAGUAGCAUAAGCAAUGGUUAGGGAAGAUGGGAAUUGUAGUACAUCAACAUCUGGAGGGAGCUAGAUUGGCUACUCAUGGACUUGAGCAAGGCGGAAAGCUGAGUUGCCAGGAGAGGGAGCAGUAAAGUGGCUAAGAAGCCAAGCAGAAGUUCUUAAAGUUGCUCAGCUAUGCGCCAAUAUGACCAUCAAGAGUACAGGGACCUCUUGGUAGCACCGGAGGAGGAUUGCAAGCAGCGAGAAAGCCUCCUUUGAGUCAUCAAUGCUCCUGACAGAUUGCUCCCCUCUUGAGGUUGUUUGCAGAUGGCCAAAGUGUUUGACCGUGGACCUGCUGAAUAUGAUUAUGUCCUCUGCGCAAGGAAUUCAGAACCCUUGAAGGGGGGAGAUCGGGCAGCCAGCUAGUUGCUGAAAUGUGGCUACAGCCCCCUGGAGGUUAAAUGGCACCUUAAAAGAAAUGUGUUGGUUUUUUAAAGAUGGAAUUGGAUGUAGCAGUAUUUGCCAACAGCUUUGCUUUAAGACUAGACGAGAAGAUCACUAUUAGGCCUCGGAUUCUCUACACAUCGGCACAUUGAGCUCCUGAUAUCAGGCAAAAAUGACUAAGCCUCCCCAGAUAUAGCUAAUCUAAAGCAAGGCAUGGCAGUUAUGUUCGGUCAUCAUCUUUAAAUGGUGUGUGUUGGAUUUUGUCGGUUUCGUCCCCCUUGAGCUUCUCCGUGUGAACACAGCAGAACAGACUGUGUUACACGUCGCAGGUCACUCGGAACUCACAUGGGAUUUGGUGGGACUGUAGGAAGGAAUAGCAAGAAAUAAAAAGAUGCAGUACUUCCUCAGAAGUUGAACAAGUGAGACAUGCAACAAAAUCUUGCAGCCCAGAGUGCUCCUCUUCACUUUAGAAGCCAGCCAUACCCUAGUCAGUAUUUCAUGGCCACUGAGCAUGCUCAGUCCUCAUGGAACUAUUUUUUGAGCGGUGUUUGUUCCACCUCUCAUGUUUUUCUUUCUAAAUAUUUGUUUCUGUGCCUCCUGCAAACCUUGGGGUUUCCCCAAGCCUGUUGAAACUUCCCGCUUUCCAUGAGGACCAACAUCUAGCCUUAAACAGCAGAGAAAGAGGGAAUGCCAUUUCAUAAAGGCUAUGAGAGCCAGUGCAACAUGGUGCCAAGAGUAAGAUCCAGGUUUAAAACCCCACUCAGCCAUCAAGUUAAUCAGGUGACUCUCCUAAAUUUCUCCAAGGAUGAAAUAAAAAGGUAAUUACAUUUUAUUUAGAAUAUUCUCAAUGAGACUUUCUAGACACAAUUUCCAAAAUUUGUUCCUUGGAUCUUUUUUUCUUUCCCCCUUUUCUGUUUCUUCUUCUCUUCUCUUCUCUUCUCUUCUCUUCUCUUCUCUUCUCUUCCUUCUUGUGGCUGAUCUUAGGGCUCAUCAUGCUUCAGUUGAUUGGUGAAUGGUCUGUUGGCCUCUUGAUUAGUGGUCAAGCUGCUGCAGGGAACGAAAGGCAGCAAGUUGCUAGAAAGUGACUCUCUCACAGUGCCACCCCUCUUAACCCGAGGUCUUAGUGAGGGUAGCUUCAUGCUCAGAGAACAUAAUGCUUUUCUGGAGCGGAUGGUAGGGCAGUUUGGCAGUGGGUGGGUGUGAAGAAGAAAGUCCUCAGCCACCAAAGGCCUGAGAAAUUAGCUGUCCCCACAGUCUCAGAUAAAUGGUCAAGAUGAUGGACCAUUCAGAUCUGAGCAAUCUUCACUACUGUUUGAUUUAUUUAUCUAAGCAGGGUGGUUUCCAAAUAGCUUGUUUAGUCAAUACAAGGAUUUAUCCUUGUGCAACAGAACUUCCCCCCUCCCCUCACGAGCCCCUUAAAUCUAUUCAGGGUUCACCUCUAACCCUUAAGAGCAGGUGUAUAUUUGGAGAAGGCAUAUAGAGGGGCACGAGUCCAGUUAUAUAAACAGAAAUCCUUAUCCUGGUGGAACAUGUUAGUUGGAAACAACCUCUAAUUCAUAUCCCACACAUUCAACGUAACUUUUUGUUCUAACAGAUUUGUAAAUUGGGGUGUGUGUGUUCCAAAUACAUGAAAUUAGCACUCUAAAGCAGGGGUCAGCAACCUUUUUCAGCCGUGGGCCACUCCACCAUCCCUCAGACCUUGUGGGGGGCCGGACUAUAUUUUUUUUGGGGGGGGGAAUGAACGAAUUCCUAUGCAUCACAAAUAACCUAGAGAUGCAUUUUAAAUAAAAGCACAUAUUCUACUCAUGUAAAAACACCAGGCAGCCCCACAAAUAACCCAGAGAUGCAUUUUAAAUAAAAGGACACAUUCUACUCAUGUAAAAACAUGCUGAUUCCCAGACUGUCCAUGGGCCAGAUUGAGAAGGUGAUUGGGCCGCAUCCGGCCCCCGGGCCUUAGGUUGCCUACCCCUGCUCUAAAGCAGCGAAAGCCCUUUCAAAUAUACAACAAAAUCAGACUUCUCUAAAUUCAAGAAUGCUCACAUUCUUGUGCAAAUGUUUGUUUCCCAUUUUUUCGUGAGUACGCAUAGCCAGAACAAACGAUUUACAAACAGGGCAGGUCCAACUGUUAGGCAAAGGGAAGCAGUUGCCUCAGGCAGAUGGUUUUAUGUGUCCCAAAAGGAUAGCAGAUGAUUAGUUAUUUAAGCUUUUAUUAUUGGGGUAUUUUUACUACUUGGAAAGGGUCGGUGCAUUUGUGGGAUGUUCCACCACAGAUACCAUAAUAAUGUGACUAACCUCAGAUACCUUCAGCUCAGUGGGGGUGACUUUCAUUGCUCUGCCUUAGGCAGCAAAAUGUCUUGGGCUAGCCCUGGUUAUGAAGGCUGUCUGAGGAACAUCAGGAUAGUAAAAUUGUCAGAUGUUCAUUUGCUUGAUUGCUUGUUUGUAAAAAGAACACUUCCCGCCUCGUUCAGAAUACAGAAGGUGCCCUCUCCUAUUUUAAAACAUGACAGCAUCAAAGAAAAAAAUCCACAGCUCCAGUGUUCCCCUGUUUUCAUUGGAUAAACUUAUCGUUUUUCCACCCAGAAGCAGGACAUAGGACUUAGAACUGGUCAAAUCCCAGGCCCAAGGAGCUUCUAGAGACAGCCUUGCAAAAAGUCCCAGGAGAGGUAGAAAUGGCAGUAGUCAAACUGGGAGCCCCAUAUCCAAGCAGAAAACCAACCCACCCAGCCAAAUACAUAAACAGGCACCUAGAUGUACAAUACAUGCUGGGGAAAAGAGCCCAGCAAAAAAGAGGAUCUAGCAAAAGCCCAGUCGCUACACUUAGUGUUAUGAAAUGUGAUCCGGCAUAGACAGGCAGUGCCUUAUGUAGUGUGGCAUAGAAAGUGAAACUAGAGCUAUGACUAGAGCACAAGUCUUAGUGUAUUUGCUAAUUGCUUUCAGACAAUAAGAGUUACUGUUAACGUGCUACAAUCUCUGACAUUCAUUUAACACAGGAUGCAAUUUGGUAAGCAUGUUCAGACCUAGGGAUGACAUUGUCAUUUUCAGCUUCUCAUAUUUCCCAUCUUAAAUUCAGUUCUCCACAUUUCUGCAGCAAUUUUCAAGCCGCUCACCAGAUGCUUAUUAAAAUUCAUUCUCAUGCACAAAUUGUUGAAUGCAAUUUUGACUAAUAUACACAUUUUUGCUAGGAAUUUCCCCAAAUGUUUUAGUUUGCUAAAUGCAUGCAUUUUUAUGUACAAUUCUCCCCAAGAUAUAUGCAUUUCUGUACACAACACAUUAUUGAAGAACUGCAUUGCAAAAUUCAGAGAACUCUGAAUUUCAAUGGAUAAUUGGGUUUCGGUUUGCAUAUAGGUUUGAGAAGUGCAAACAUUUUCAUUAAGAUGUAAACAAGAUUGAAUUUCUCCCCACCCCUAUUCAUAACACAAGUCUCUUACCCGUUUUCCAAAAGGGAGGAAAAUGCCAAAGACUGAGACAAUGGGAUAUUGCCUUUGAAAAUAUUGGAACAAAAGCCGAACAGCAUUGUGUUUAGAGAGCAAAGCUCAGCUCAGCUUCUGCACAUAUUUACAGGGAGUCCACGGACAAUUUUGGACAUAUAAAUGGUAUUUUAGAAGUUCUGCUUGAAUUUAGGAAAUGGUGUAACUGCCUCCCCACACUCAUAUUUCAGGGGUGGGUGGAGUGUCUUUUGAGAGUGGGGGGCUGAACGUCACUGGUGUUCCUGUGGCUCUUUGCUCUGCCAGCCACCAACUUUAAUAUUCCCACAAUGCACCUGGAAUUGUGCUAUAUCACAAUGUAGCAUCAUUCUGAGGGGCAUUCUGAGUGGGGGGAUGACAGCCCAUACUGGAGGUUGAAAAUUUCUCCCAAGAAUGCUUCCCAGAGUAAUGCUAUGAAGCAAGGAGGUUACUCUGGGCAUGUUAAAGACAGUGGCAAUGAACCAGAGGGAUGCUGUUCGUUCCACAGUUCCCCUAGCUUCAAAAUUCACCCACCUCCUAAAAAUACUGGAAAUAUUCCUUUCUCACCUGUAUGGCUUCUGAAUACAGCUAUGAAAGCUAUUUUGCCUCACUGCUAGUGUAUACAGUGAGAUACUUUCCUUGAAGACAGGAUCAUGAUAAAAAGUAGCCUAUCUGCAAUAAAACAGCAAUAAAAACAGCCAGAUAUUUUUUACAAUUAAAAACAGCGCUGCACAGCCGUCUGUCACUGGGAGUUUAUGGAGAUCAUCCAUGCUGUGUGCUCUGGUGGUGCCACCUCCUGUUCUGUGCGCUGGUUCUCAGCCUUUUGCAACUGAGUCACCUGAUAGCCAGGGGAGUAUUGUGGAGAUGCCAGUGUCCAACAAUUCCAGUGGUAUCAGAAAGUGCGAGAGCGAGAGGUGUCCAAACUAAAAUAGGGUUGCCAGGGCUUUAACUCUGGGGUUUGGCAGCACUCUUAUCCAGUGGUUUAGAGGUGAAUUUAGAAGUGCAGAAGCUCAUCAUGAAGCCAUUGCCCUUAACUGAGUUCCCAAGGAUAGUGCAGAAAUGCAGACAGCCAUGCAGAUCCAUUUUAUGCACACCCGCACACCAACAACAGCACUCAUUGAAUAGUAAGCCAGGCUCAUGCUCUGGCUUCUCCUCUGCUAAAAAAGGCAAAGGGACCCCUGACCAUUAGGUCCAGUCGCGGAUGACUCUGGGGUUGCAGCGCUCAUCUCGCUUUAUUGGCUGAGGGAGCCAGUGUACAGCUUCCGAAUCAUGUGGCCAGCAUGACUAAGCCGUUUCUGGCAAACCAGAGCAGCACAUGGAAACGCCGUUUACUUUCCUGCUGGAGUGGUACCUAUUUAUCUACUUGCACUUUGAUGUGCUUUCGAACUGCUAGGUUGGCAGGAGCAGGGACCGAGCAAUGGGAGCUCACCGCGUCACAGGGAUUCAAACCACCGACCUUAUGAUCAGCAAGCCCUAGGCUCUGUGGUUUACCCACAGUGCCACCCACGUCCCUCUGCUAAUAUGCCACAAACAAUGGUAAACCUUGAAAGCCUUGUCAUCCCCUCAUCCACUUGAGUGCCAAUCAUCCCCUCAUCCACCUUGGUGCUCUGGCAGGUGAGAUCAUUGUUCAUUACCUUGUAAGGCCAGAGGCAACAAGUUGGUGAAGCAGCAGAGAUUACCCUUAACCGUUGUUUAGUAGGCUGUAUCCCAGCCCCACAAAGUCAGGGGCUUCUUUCCUCCACAUUUUUCAUCAGAAGUAAAUCCGUUCAGUUCCGUGAGGCUUACUCCCAGGUAAGUGGGCAUAGAAUUGCAGCCUAAAUAUGCUUUUAAUAUUUAGCCUGCUUAGAAACAGACUUUUCUAGCGCCUCUGCAAUGAGCUGAAAUGCCUUUGGCAUAUUGCAUUUUCCAAAAUCGCAAAAAUAAAACAAUUAAAUAAACAUAACAAGCAGCUGCAAACAGCCUCUAAUUAUAAAAAUAAGAGAGAGUGCCAGACCAUAAAAUGUGUCAAUCAAAACCAAAUGCCUUUGCAAAAAUAAAAACAACUUUACAUAUUGCCUUGAAGCUUGUACUGUGGAAGCAAUAUGAAGCCGGGAAGAAGGGAUGCCUAGAAGCCACCACUGGAAAAGCCCUGUUCUGUGUCGCCACCAAUCAUUUUCAUGAUGGUGGAGGAACACAAAGAAAGGCCUUUGCCAGAGGUCCCAACAAGUGGGGAAGUUUAUAUGGGGGAAGACAGAUCCCGGUUCCAGACUUCUCCAGUCUGCGCCCUCCGGCUGUUUUGAACUACAACUCCCACCAACAAUGAAAAUUUCCUAUGCUGGCUGGGACUAAUGGGAGGUGUACUCCAAAACAUCUAGAGGGCUCCAUGUUGAGGGAAGAUUCCUUAGUCCAAUUCAUUGAUGCCUUGAACCGUGCCCAGGAACAAAUCAGGAAUCAAUGUAGCUCAGACAAGAAAGCAACAUCAUCCUUACAUUAGGCCCCUGAAAGCAGUCUGGCUGCAGCAUUCUGCAUCAACUAAAGUUUUUAAACACUUUUCAAAGAUUGCCCCAUAGAGAACUGCAGGCUUGGAAGUGGCAGCCAGCCAUCGCUGCUCGUUUCAUAUGCAGUAAGCCUAUCCAGACCAUUUCUAUUUUAGCAAGGCUAUCCAGAUGUAUAAUUUAGUUAUGUAAGCCUGUCUUAAACUUUUGCUGCUUUUAUCUGUAUCUUAUUGAUAAUUUAUAGGGUUCUAUGUGCGCCACUUAAGGAAUUUUUGAUUAAGCGGUUUUCUAAGCUAAAUAAAGGAACUAGUAGCCAUUGAUAGCUUUGUUCCGCAUUUGUCUACGCCCCUUUUAAAGCCAUCAAAGUUGGUGGCUGUCCCCACAUCUUGCCACAGAGGUUUACAUUGUUUAACCAUGUGCUGUGUGAAGAAAUGCUUUGGUGCGUCCUGACCCUCUCGCUAUACGGGUUCAUGGAGUGUGCAUGCCAGUAGUCUAAACUGAAUGCAAUCAAGGCAUGAGUGAUAGCGGUCAGUUCUGACUUCUGGAGAAGUCAGACAGGGUGCAACGGGGGUACCAGACAGGGUGCAAUGGGGGUACCAGACAAGGUUGUGCAAAGGCACCCCCAUGGGUGCCCAUGCGCUGAAAAAUCAAGCAAGGGUGGUUAAAACAAGAAACAAACAAAUGUAAACGCAGCAGCCAGCUUUACCCAAUCGCUAUCCUUAGGCUUUGAGGUGGCAUGUCUUUUAAAACCAGUUGUUAUGGACUUCCCAGAAGCAUCUGCUUGGCCACUGUAGAAGCAGAAUUCGGAUGAGUUGGGCUUUCGGUGGGAUCCAUCAGGGAUCUAAUUCUGUUACUAAGCCUCUUUACAGGGAUAAAACCUGCCUUCAAGAGACAGGUAUGAAAUCUUGGUGUGGGGGUGGGGAUUGGGCUUUGUUUCUGCUAGAACAUUCUCUGCUUUUGUGUUCGGAUUCUGUGCCAAAUGAAAAGCAAUUCUGCGAUCAGAAUGCAUUGUGGAAGUGUGCAUGACGGAACCGCGUCAUGAAAAGUGAGCCUAAUCCUAAAUGCACACUGUUCUUCCCAUGGGAAGGCAGCAUCUAGAUUCUAGACAGAUAGUUGUUUUCUGUGUGUGUUGGCAUAGGGUACAUCUAGCUGACUGUUCAAGGCCUCAUAAGGCAGUGUUGGUCUUCUGCAAGAGUGGCAUCUCCAUUCUCUGCCACAAGCCUCGCACCUUGCCUUAUAGACUUCGCCCCCAGGCACCCAGAAAUUGGCCCCUGCGAGCUGUGAGCAGGGAAGGUUGCUCUUUACUUGUUCGGUCAGUGAAGGGCAAAUCCUUUUGGGAAAGGAAGGAUCCCAAGAGAGAGAAGGUACAAGCCAACUGUGCAUGCUUUGCAAAGCGACAGCUCUUCUCAUAUUAAGCACUUAGGGGGCCUCCCCACCCUUCUUGAUGUAGCCGCUCUGUAUAUGGAUUCUACAUACAAUUUGUUCUUUCUCAAAGAGAAAUAAAGCAAAAGGCAGUCAUUCAUCUGCAUAUGUUAAGGGUGUACACAUUUUUUUUUUUUUUGAAGAAAAGUCCAGUUUCCGCAUUACAGAUUGUCCAUAUGCUGGCACUAAAGCUGUGUGACAAUUGUGAAUGGAUGAAAUCCGUCUGCCGACCAGACUGGCCGUAAGAAAAAGCUGGUUGCAACUCCUUGAGCAGGACCCUGGUGCAGGCUGGGGGGGCGGGGGCGGGGAAUGCAUAUAGGUAUGACUCAAACUUGCAGCUUCCAGUGCUGCAGUGGAGAGAACAGCCUCCAGACUACAGGCCUGGCCUUCAGAGAAUAAUCUUUCUUGCUCUCCUCUUGCUGGGACCUGGGCCAGUGGCCAUGCUGUGAGCAGGUGAGAGGCAGGCCUGCAAGCAGGCAGCGCCUUGUGCAAUGCAAUCCUAUGCAUGUUUACUUGGAAGCAAAUCCCUGUGUGUUCAGUGUGCAUGGGAUUUGAGCCUUCAGAUGCAAUAGGCAAGCCCUACUGAAUGUGAUGGGACUUUUAAGUAAACAAGCACAGGAUUGCACCAAAAGUUUCUCAUGCCAUUGAUUGGACAAUCUUUGCCCAUGUCAGAGCUAGAAUCUGCUGCAAGCGGCAGCUGAUUUUGCACAGGGUAUGUAUAUAGGAAGCUGUCAUACACUGAGUCACAACUUUGGUCCAUCUAGCUCAGUGUUGCCCACACUGGUUGGCAGCAGCUCUGCAGGGUUUCAGGCAAGGGUUUCUUCCAGCCCUAGCCAGUGAUGGUGGGGGCUGAACCUGUGGCUUUUUGCACGCAAGGCAGAUGCUCUAUCACUGAGCCAUGGCAUUUCCCAUGGCUCAGAAUUAUCUACACCAGGGGAGUGGGGUGAACCUUGGGCCCUCCAGAUGUUGCUGAAUUCAACUCACAUCAGCCAUAGCAAGCACAGACGGGCAGCGUUUCUCCAGGCAUCCUUCCAAGUCUGAAUUUGUUUCAAGAACUUUGCAACUUCCAUUCUUGUAUCCAAGUAUGCAAUUUUCAGGAAUGGCGAAACUUGCCAGAAAAAUAAGAAACCAAGAUAACAAACCUUUUUUUAUAAAAGAAUGGAAAUGGUUUAUGGAAUAUUUACAAAUAAACUGUAAAGGGAUAAGAACAUUGGCAGGAUUAUUGCAAUAACCUGCAGUUUUAUAAGAGUAUCUAUUCAAAGAAGAUGAAUAAAUGAGUAAAUUAAGUUAAUUUGGAUAUGCAGAAAAGAUUAAAAAAUAAAUUCAAGGAAGUGCAGAAAGAAGGGGGAGGAAGUUGAGUUUUGAAAUGUUAAAAUGAUUGUAAAAAUGUAUAAAACUGAAAAUCAUAAAAAAGAACUUUGCAACUUCCCCGCUGAGUUACACUAACAUGCUCUCUGGGAAGACUGAGACCUACCUGCAGAUCACUGGGUGAUUGCUAGUAGAUUGGCAAGGGUUUCUGAUAGUGUUGAGUAAAGUUGCAGCUUGUGGGAGGAGGGAUCCUUGUGCCUGUGGGCCUUCUGUGCUAAUUGCUGCUCUCUCAGCCCCUGUCUACUGGGCCAGAUCAUUGGUCCAUCUAGUUCAGUGUAUUGUCUACACUGACUGGCAGUGGCCCUGCAGGAUUCAGGCAAGGGCUCUCCCAGCCCUAGCAGGAGAUGGAGGGGACUGAACCUGACUUACCACUGAUUCCCAAAGCAAAGAAUACAGCAUACAGCCUGGUGUGUAACCGUGGAGUGAGAGUCUCUGAAGAGUCCCCUGGUAUGGAAAUAGGGGGCGUUGAAUGCUUGUGCCCCAGUUUGCAUCUUUGAAAUGUUGAAAGGUGGGGAAGCAGGGUGUAUUUGGGGAGCCUGCAACAGCUAUUUCUGUGAUUGUGCGUGUGAGGUUGGAGAGAGAGAAAGAGAGCGACAGAGAGACGGAGGAAUUGGCAGCUGGCUGCCCUGUCGGUAACAAGCAGCCGGUCCAUUUGUAUUCAGAGGGUGGUGCAAGGAGAGAGAUGUCUGGCUACUUUGCUACGGGCGCUGCAAGAACGGAGGAGGGAGACAUGGGGAAGCUUGAAUGGGAUGUGGCGAAAAGAAAAAGCGGAAGGGAGACCAAGCAGAGGAAGAGCUGGGAAGAGAGGGAGCAAGGGUGGAAGUGGGACCAACAUAGUUUGCUGUGCAGCUACAUCCACAAUCCCUUGAUAUGUUGCGUCAUCAUCAUCAUCAUUUUAAAAAACCUGUCAUUCCUUCAAGUGGCUGAGAGCAGUGGUGCACACAGGGUUCGGCACAGCUUAGCUUCACAACCACCCUGUGAGGUAGCACAUUUCAGAGAGGGAGCCGUGUUAAACAGUUCCAGGAAUUCCAGAAAACAAGAAACAUGUGGCAACUAUAACAACCUGCUGAUCUCGAGUUUUGCAGCAAGUUUGUUCCUAUUCAUUUAGGACUCAAUCUAAAUGGAAAGCACAAGAGUGGAGGAGAGUGGCUCUUUGGUGCCGGGGUCCUGCUUAAGGGUUUUGCCUGUCAUCUGGUUGGCCACUGUGAGGACAGGAUCCUUCAUUGCAGGGGGUUGGACUAGAUGAUCCUCUGGGUCCCUUCCAACUCUAUGAUUCUAGAGGGGUCAUUGGCCUGAUGCAAAAGGCCCUUCUUAUGUUCUUAUGCUAAGUAAAGAGCAAGAUCCAUGGAGUAGGAAUGAGAGAGGAUUUACUCAGUUUUGGUUCUCAUUAAAAGUUUACCCUGAUUAAUCCACACUUUCCAAAAUAAGAACAGAAGCACAACCGUCUUUUGAAAUUCGCACACCUCUGAGUUUUGCAGUGUGGUUCUUCAGCCAAACAGUGUGUACAAAAAUGCAUAUGUUAGUGAAAAUAACAUUCCCAAGUGCUUUUUUAUUAGGGGGAAUUGCUUUGCAAAAAUGGGUAUAUUGUGGUCAAAUGUGGUGAAACUCAUGCUGGUAGCUUUGAGAACACUGUCCAACCAUCUCAUCCUCUGUCAUCCCCUUUUGGAGCAAAUAGUAAAGGUAAAUUGACCCCUGACCAUUAGGUCCAGUCGUGGCCGACUCUGGGGUUGCGGCGCUCAUCUUGCUUUAUUGGCCGAGGGAGCUGGCGUACAGCUUCCGGGUCAUGUGGCCAGCAUGACUAAGCCGCUUCUGGCGAACCACAGCAGUGCACGGAAACGCUGUUUACCUUCCCGCCAGAGUGAUGCCUAUUUAUCUACUUGCACUUUGACGUGCUUUCGAACUGCUAGGUUGGCAGGAGCUGGGACUGAGCAACGGGAGCUCACCACGUCAUGGUGAUUCGAACCGCCGACCUUCUGAACGGCAAGUCCUAGGCUCUGUGGUUUAACCCACAGUAACCCGCAUCCCAUGCAAACAUGUAUAUUAAGAGAAAUUAACGCUAACAUGCUGGUGAAUAUUCGUGAGGAGUUAUUUUUAUUUUUAAGAAAAUUGCAAGCAGAUAUGGCGAUCAGAACUUAAGACUGGGUAAAUACAAAUCUGAAAGAAAACCUAAGCCAACACGUUCUCCCAUCUGCAGUGCAUGCAUAUAUAGAGAUCAAUUGUGGGUGGUGGUGGUCUGGGGACCACAAUAGCAUGAAAUGGGGGUGCAGGGAGAAUCUAGCAUGUAUCCCCCAGAUGCACCAGCAGCUGCCUCUCCUGCCUCAUUUCCGCCUCUCUCAGAGGUUAGUCAGCCCCCAAAGUUCAGCUUACACAAGGCAGGCUUGACAUUUAUAAACAUCAGACAGUCCCAGAGAAUCAAUAGAGUUUAAUAACCAGCGAGCAAAGCAGAGAGAGACACAUCAAAAUGACAUUGGCCUGUUCAGUAAAUGUUAUUCUAAAUCAUACUCACUGGAGUUUUAUUACAUUAAGCAUAUAGCAGAGAGACAGAUUCCAUCAAAGGCCAUUUUGCUCAUAAAGGUGAUUGGCAGCUCAGCAGCAGUGGGCCUCACCUGCUCCCCUCCCCGUUUCAGGGAAGAAGGGGGGGGCAAGAGACCCACAACCACCACUGUUUGUUUCCUCGGUGCUUCAUCAGCUGCGAGGAUUCUUGGUGUAGCGCAUGCUGAUGACUGGGCUGUCAUCUGAGAUUUCACUCCCGACAUGCAAACGCAGAUAUCUUUGGCCACCCAAGCAGGAAGCAGAAGAAUCUCUGCAUGUCUUACCCACUCUGAACAUUUCCCAGAAGGAAACCUGUGCAGUAAAGGAGAGGGGGCCCCAAAGCAAGAAAGAGGGAGAAGCUAUUGUAGAAGGCUGAUUACUUUGCUCCAUUACCCUAUCCAAGUCACAUGUUCCGAAACAAUACGCAAACAAGAGCAUGCAACAAAAUAAAUGCUAAAUAGAAGCAUAUUGCUGCAUUGAGGGUUGUAGAGAGCUUUAAAUGUGCUUUCAGGAGUUGCUGUCAUUUGCUUUCUUCUCUUACAAAACAAAAGCCUAUUUCCCUGCCCUCCCCAACCAGGAAUCUUUCUUAACCCACACAAAAUCAGGUGACAUUUUUCAGUGGAUCAGUGUUACGUUGGUGCAAGAUAGCCUUUGUCAACCUGGUGCCCUCCAGUUGUUUUGUACUACAACUCCCAGCUAAUGGCAGUUGUAGACCAAAAACAUCUGAAAGGCACCAAGUUGGCAGCGUUUGGUGCACAAGCACACAAAUUUCUAGUUUUGUGGAAAUUUUUGUCAGAAUUUGCACCCACUUUCCCUUUGGAAUUAAGCAUCUCAAGUUCCCCCAACCCACAAAAACAAGAACAAAUUUUGAGAUUUGCAUGGCUGUUUAAGGUAGCAUCUUUGUAACAAGAAUUGUUGUUCUCUGACAGCUUCUCCUUUCGAAUAAAUUUGUCUUUACCUGAAAUUUUCCCCAGUAUCUUUUAAAAUUCCCCAGGCCUCCCUAUUCCGGCAUCUGAUCAACACACUAAGAAAUUGAAUCUCCAGUUUUUAGCUCCCUACACAGACCUUUUGUAAUCCUGAGCCUCAAAGAGAGAACUUUAAGCCUUCCUUACACUGCUUCUGUGGUGUUUCUGAGACAUGAAUUAAAUGAAAGCCCCAAUCCAGAUGUCCACAUGAUCUCACAAGAUAUUUGCUCCUGGUUCAUCCAGGUAUAUAUCUAGGAUUUGGGCUUGUUCCCAAGGUAGCUGUGGUAAAAAAUAAUCAGAACUUGCUUCGACCUUGGAAGUUGAACGGAAUCUGUUCCAGAAGUCCAUCUGACUUCCAAAAUGUUCAAAAACCAAAUCACGGCUUCAUAAUGUCUGCAGGAAGCUCCUGCAGCCAAUCAGAAGCCAUGGAAGCCCCUUGGACGUUUGGGUUCCAAAAGAACAUUAGCAAACCGGAACAAUCACUUCUGGCUUUGCAGCAUUCGGGAGCCAAAACAUCCAAGUUCCAGGGUGUUUGGGAUCCAAGGUACAACUGUAUUACAAGAUGGCAUUCACCACACCAGGGCAAAUUGGUAUCUUGUUUUGCCAUGGCAAAUGCAAAGAUGCAUUUCAAAGAAAAUAACUUGCAAGACAAACGGCAUCAGAAAUAGGCCCCAUUCUUUUCAACGGGGCUGACUUCAAGAUAAGUAUGUAGACUACAACCAACUUGAGAGGGUCAAAUCGUAAUACAACAGUGAAUUUGCCACACUAAGAGGUAACUUGUGACACCCACACCAUUUAGUUUCCAGGAAUGUUUCUCUAUCGUUCCUUACGUUGCUGUUCUUAGCCUGGCAUGUCUUUGCCACUGAUUCCCUGCCAGCACUUUCAGCGAUUGACUGAAAGUUGUCAUCCUCAACUUGGGAUCAUUGACCACAGUCAAAUAGUCACAUAGAAUCACAGUCACAUAGAAUCACACUGGAUACUGGCGAGGUGCCAGUUUGGGAAAGGGUUUAUAAUACAGUGGUACCUCGUGUUAAGAACUUAAUUUGUUCCGGACGUCCGUUCUUAACCUGAAACUGUUCUUAACCAGAGACACCACUUUAGCUAAUGGGGCCUCCUGCUGCCACCAUGCCGCUGGAGCACAAUUUCUGUUCUCAUCCUGAAGCAAAGUUCUUAGGGAAAGGGAAAGGUAUCCCUGCCCUUACGGGCCAGUCGUGUCCGACUCUAGGGUUGCGUGCUCAUCUCGCUCUAGAGGCCAUGAGCCGGCGCCGUCUGAGGACACUUCCGGGUCAUGUGGCCAGCGUGACGAAGCUGCAGCUGGUGAGCCAGCACCAGCGCAGCACACGGAAACGCCGUUUACCUUCCCGCUAUAAAGUGGUACCUAUUUAUCUACUUGCACUUAAGAGUGCUUUCGAACUGCUAGGUGGGCAGGAGCUGGGACCGAACAACAGGAGCUCACCCCGCUGCGGGGAUUCGAACCACUGACCAUACGAUCGGCAAGUCCUAGGCACUGAGGUUUUACCCACAGUGCCACCCGCGUCCCAAAGUUCUUAACCCGAUGUAAUAUUUCUGGGUUAGCAGAGUCUGUAACCUGAAGCACGAGGUACCACUGUAAUGGAAUCUGCUUCAGUGGCUAGGAUUCAGUUUGCAUAUACUGUAUGUAUUCAUGGAAGGAUAGGCGCAUUGUGAGCGGCUGCCAAGAUGAUAUCACCAUCUGGAAAGGAGGCUCCGCCUACAAGGUAUCACGCAUCCAUCCACCUUAUUGUGUGAGGCUUCCUGUCCACUCCCCUUUCAGCUGUGCUUUUGCUCUGUCAACCACAGUCAAGACACUCGCUCAAGGCUGGGAGCUGUGUGCUCCAUAUCCACAUACAAAAAGCCAUCUUGUACAAAUCAGUGCAAUGAGCUGAAUAUCCCGCCAUUCAACCCUACCCAUCCCUGCCUUAAUGUUUAUAUUGCACUUUGCUGUUUGUGUUUUAAAUUGCCCUGAAAGUCUCUGUACAUCUUUGACUUUCUGGGGUUGUGUGUGUGUGUGUGUGUUUUAUUCGCAUUAGCCAACAGCCACGGCAACAUAAAACAAGCAAUAUAUACAAAUAAAAAGACAGCAAUGGGUAAAAAGGGCAAUCAAAUGACCAAGAUUAUUGUUCAGAUAGUGGCCCUUAAUCUCAUUGUACCCUCGAUAAACCUAGCAACCUUUGCAUCUGAGGAUGGGCAAGUCUGUCUGUUUUGGUUUCCCAGAGUUUCUCAUUUCUUCAGUCUUAAAUUAAGUUCUCCACAUUUCAACCUCAGUUUGAGCAUUUAUUUAUUUAUUUAAAGUGCAAUUCUCCCCCCAAUAUACACAUGCUUUUAUGCAAUUUUGUCUAAUAAACACAUUUUUUUGCAAUGCAAUUUCCCUAAUAUAAUGCAUUUUUCAUAUUUUCCCCAGUGAUAUAUGUUUUCAUGCACACUUGACUCUAGUAUAUACAUUUUUGUACACAUUGCACACCAGAAAAUUUUGAAGGUCAGCUCUAUUUCAGUUUGCGUAUUAUUUCGGAAUGCGUGGAUUUGUUAGGUUUUCCUUUAAAUGUGAACUAAAUCUAAUUUCUCUUCCCAUCCAUCUCCCAUCCCUAGUUACACAUAGAUAAUGUGCGUGCUGAAUUAAAGUGUUCACAAUGUACUUAACAUCAUUUAAUAUGCAUAAUUAAUAUAUUUAAAUACAUAUAAUUAAAUACACAAGAGACGUAAUAUAUUAAAUUAUUAAACAAAUCCAAUACACAGAUGCAUGUGCUUUUGCUAACAAUGCAUGACACACAAUAUUUUUUAAAAAGGCUUUAAGAUGUUUUUUCUUGAAUGUUGCCGAGGGCCGCCAAAAGAGGCUUUGUGGGCCACAUACAGCCCUUGGGCUGUGGGUUGGAUCACCCUUACACUCCUUUAAUGUCUUUUCCCAUCACUGCUGCAGUCCCUUGUUGACACCAGAAAGCAGCUGACCAGGUUUCUAUUCUCCCCUCCCCGCCCCGCAUAUUCUUCUUUGUUGGCAGGACUGCGUGCACUAAUUUGUUUAGUUUUUCUUGUAUACGUUUACACCCCCACUUGCCCCACGAAAUCUUGCGGAAGGGCCCUAGCUCAGUGGGUGGAGCACCUUUGCUUUGCAUGCAUAAGGUCCUAGGUUCAAAUCCCAGCACCUCCAGGUAGGGAUGAGAAAAGACUCUUGCCUCAGACCCUCAAGAGUUGCUGCCAGUCUUUUUUUUUUUUUUUAUGUGCCAUAAAAACACAGAGCAAAUAAAGAGAUUACAGGUGUAAAAACUGGGAAAAGUGAAUUCAAGUUAAAAGCGUAUGUGGAUGACCUAGUGAUAACAGUGGAAGAACCUAAAACUUCACUCUCUAAAGUAAUAGAAAAAAAUCAGAAUUUUUGGGAAGUGGCAGGAUUUAAGCUAAAUAGGAAUAAAACUAAAUUAUUAGUUAAAAACAAUCCUGAGCUGGAUAAUUUAAUGGCCUGUCUCUGUAUAAAGCAGCUUCUUCGGGAGUGAAAAGGCUGUUAAACAACUCCCGGGCAAGGCAACGCCUUUUCCAUCUCUUGCAGCAACUAAAAUCCUGCACAAUACGGCUUGCCGUCCUGGGCAGCUUGCUUGGUCCAGCUGAUUAUUAUGAUUUCCCUUCCACUGUGUGUUUAUUGGCCGCUGACUAUGCAUUGUGCAGCUAAAGGGACACCCGGCGUAAUCUGAACCAUAAUUCUCGGCACACUUUUCCCACUCCACCUGCGCCUUCCUGGACCCCGUUACCCCCGACUCCGCCCGAGGACCCCCGCAAUUAUAAUCAGCUCACAAAGUAAAUUGUUCAUCUGUGGCUUGCCUCCCCGGUUGCCAUGGCUACCCUUAUCAAGCACACGGCACGUCUCCAUGGCAACGCCAGGGAAGCACUGGCUGUUGCCUGAGCAACGGAUAUAAUUGUAGUGCUUGUAGGAUGGGGAGGGAGGAUAAAGUGUGGGGGGGAGAGAGAGGGGGGGAGAGAGGGCAGGCGACAAAGCAUGAAAUUGCUCGGUAGGUUCAGCAGAAGGAACAAUGAAACAGCAAAAGAGCCACGUCCCCUUGGUGUGUGUACAACAAAAGAAGUGACAUCCCCUCGAUGUGCCUGUGUUAUGUGCCUACAAACACAACAAGCAGCAUUCUUCUUGUGUGACAAAAUUGGAAGCCUUCUGUUCAGUGGGCAAGCGACCUGCUGGGGGAGCGGUUUCGGUUCUAAUAAAAUAGGGUUCUUUUCAGAAUUGUGAUGUCAGUUGUGCGAAGUUCUGUGGGGCUCCUGCCCUGGUUUCUGGUACAUUCUGUAGGGCCAGGAUUUCUCUGGGUUUCACUGGGAUUUUGCUGGGUUUCAGGCAUCCUUCUGAAUGGAGGAAGGACAACGAACUGUAGGGAUGGGUGGAUCUGUCCAUUUUGGUUUUUCAGAGUUUUUCAUUUCCCCACAUUUCCCCAUCUGUUUGCAAUUUUCUUUUCAGUCCUCAUGAAAAUUCACCAGGAUUGCAAUGCACAUUUCUCUUAAUGUGAAUAUUAGGCAAAAAUGCAUGUCUAAUAUUCACAUUUCCCCAAAACAACUUCCCCUGAUACGAUGCAAUUUCAUAUGCUAUUUCCAGUGAUGCAUGCAUCCUUACACACAUUUUAUCCCAGUAGAUGCAUUUUUGUACACAUUUCUUGGCACUGCAAAAUUCAGUGAAGUGUGAAUUUUUGAAAGAUGGGAGUGUUUAGGUUCACAUAUUGUUUUGGAAAGUGUGGUUGUGGAAGAGUCACCUUUAAAUACGAACCAAAUCAAAUUUCUUCCUCAUCCUUACCUAGGAGCAGGCUUGGUGGGGAGGUGGGUGGUAACACCCAAGCAGUGGGCUGCAAUGUAUUUGGAAGGGAAUGGUGUAAAAUGUCCCGUGUGUCUUUGAUAUGUGGCUCUGUGCAAUCCUCAACUUAUCUGAUCAGAAGUGAGCACCAUUGAGUUCAUUGGGGCUUACUCACAGGCAAAGUAGGUGUAGGAUUGCAGCCUGUGAGUCUGUCAGUGUGUGUGAACAGCAAAGUAAAUGAUCAUAUCAGGGACCUAGAAUGAGCCAGUAUGGUUGGACUAGGACCUGGGAGGGUUCAAAUCCCCACUUAGCCAUGAAGCUCACCGGAUGACCUUUGGCCACUCAUGAUCUCUUUGCCUAACCUACCUUACAGGGUUGUUGUGAGAGAAAAAUGUAGAGUGGGAGAACCAUGAGUCCUUUGGAGGGGAAGUGGGAUAUACAGGAGGUGGUGAUUGUGAUAGAAAUUAGGUUCACAGCAGUGACAGGCUUUGAUUAAGACAAAGAGAUACAUAUAGGGAUAUCAACCAAGACAGGAUCUUCACCAAGGCUCUGGAAUUUGCUUCUUAGGGAGACGACACCUGCUCUGCUUUUCAACAACUAGUAAAGCUGAUGUUUUUCCAUAGUGCUUUUUGUGGUAAAAGAUGUUGGCAUGCUUAUCCUCUGAUUUUGUGUAUUUAUUUUCCAUGGUUGUGUUUUGCUGAUCUUAGAAGAAUUGUUUUACUUUUGUGCUUCUUUCUUUAUUGUAGUAUAAUUUAUUGUUCAAUACUUCGUGGGCCCUGGGAUUGGGGGGGGGGGGAUAUAAAAACGCAUAACCAAUCAGCUUCGACAAACAAUGGCCAAGGAACCCAGUUGAGGUGGCCUUUGUCUUUUGUGUCUUCAAGGCAAUAGGGAUUCAGGGUCGAAAGAAUUCUCCCUGUUGGAACAUGCAGGGAGUUUACUAUCUAGCUGGUCAGUUCUGGGCACCUUAUUUUUAUACUGAGAAAGUUUCAGGGUUAUUGGGUUUUUUGGGGGGAGAGGGGUCUUGCUUCUGUUGCACCGUAGUUCAAGAGUGAACCUCCAGAUGGUUGUAGUGCUGUGACGCUGGGGAAGUAUUACAGAACAACUAACAAAGCAGAACGAUGCAUGGUUGGUCAGUAAAAGAUUUACCACUAUUGUGUUAUUAUUGCACCAAUGAGAUAUUGCUGGAUGCACUCCGAUGUUGUGGUGGCAGCACCUGGGGCAAGGCAAGCCUCCUCAGCACUGCUGGCUGAUAGCAUGGAACAAAGGGGCAAUAGCUCAGCGAUCUACCUGAGAGGCAGCCAGAGCACCCUGUGAGCAUCAAGUACAGCAGAGAAUGAACCUGGGGAUUGGUCGGGAGCGAGUAAAAAGGUAAAGCUAAAGGAACCCUGGACGGUUAAGUCCAGUCGAAGGCAACUAUGGGGUUGCGGCACUCAUCUCAUUGCCGAGGAAGCCAGCCACAGACAGGGCAUGUGACCAGCAUGACUAAACGGCUUCUGGCGCAACGGGACGCCGUGACGUGUGCCAGAGCGCGUGGGAAUGGGUAUCUUUCUAAAGCCCGAGCAGAAGGCACCCUAGCAACUGCCCGUCUCCCAAAUCUGCUCCUCAGUCUGCCCAUACAAACAUUGGGAGAUUUUCUGCGUGGGAGGAUGGCACACUAUUUUUUUAUUUUUUAUUACUACUUUCUCUUUUUUGCUUCUGAAAUUUUGUGUCCCUAAGAACUUUGUGCCCAGGGCAACUGCCCCUGUGGCCCUGUCCACGCUACGCCCCUGGGUGGUGGUGAAUCUGGAGAGGCUCUUCUGAGGGCAACACUGAGACUAAGAAGGGGGAAGCAGUGCGAUCCACUGAAUUGGAGAAGGCAGGCCAGUGAAGGCUGGCUGAUGGUAGACUGAUGUUGGUGGAGCAGGGCCUUAUUCACUCCAGAGGACCAGCCUCCACUGGAUUCUAGCACAAAUCCAUCUGGAGUAAAAGGCUAUGGAUAUGUCUGAAGCCCCUUUAUCGCUACUUUUCCUUGCAAGUGCAGUAGAUUGGCCUGCCAUCAGUCAGGAGCUGCUUGGGCACAUUUAGGAAGAUAUCUGGGAACUGCCCAUGUUGGCCCCCUCUUUGCCUUCCCAUUGCUGGGGCACAGCGAGAGGGAAGAUUGAUAGUGUUAGCCUUGGAGAGUAUGUCGCACGGUGUUAGCUCAUUUGAGAGCCAUUUAUCUCAUUUCCUGCAGGGCAAUACAGAUCUGCAGAGGCCCACAUGGCAGGCAGGUUAGAAGAGCAUGCAUUGAGGAUGCGCAAGCGCCAUUAAUGAUCUCCAGCCACAGCAGGCCAUUAGGAGACUGGCACGGUGCCCUGAGCCACUAGGGCAGUCCCAGGCACAGGAAGGACCCAUUGGACAGAGCUUUAUCUCGGGGUGCUAGCACUACGAAUCGGCUACCAGUCUCCUUUGUUAUCCUCUGUUUAUCCCAAUGUAAUUUAACCUAUUCCAGGUGAAGGGCAAAAACCAGUCUGACUUGUUGCAUCAGUAUAUUCAUAACUGCCAUGAGCUCCAAGACUUUGUGUGCUGCCUCCUCUGGAAAGGGAAGGUGUAGGGAUUGCAGUUUUGUGUCGUGGUUGCUGUGCAAGAAGGCUCAGACGCACACUCUUAAGAGUGCUGAGUAGCAAAGAACUCUUUACCUUGGUCCCUCUUAUACAGCUCUAUUAUCAUUAGCGCCAACUAGCAAGACUAACUGUAAUUGCACUCACUUUACUACUACUACUACUACUACUACUAUUAAAAAUUGUAUACCGCCCUAUACCUGCAUGUCUCAGGGCGUUUCACAGGAUAAAAUCACAAUAGAAACAGACCCCGUAUAUUACAUGGGUAUGUUCGCAACACUAGCUGAUUUCCAAAGGUUAACAGGGGCACUGAAUCUGCAUGGAGUCACUGAGAAGUAUUCUGUUUCCAGGUCUGGAUGCAGAAAAGUCCAUUUCUCGUUACAGUGGAGCUCAGCUUUGCAUCCGAGGAAAUGGACUCCGUGUCAUGAUGUAGCACCAUUAUGUCCACGGGGUGUUUUGCUCAGAGGGAUGUUACGCAGGCUGCUUGGUGUGCACCCCCCUGGCACUUUUAAGCCAGGGUGGGGAACCCAUGGUCUUGCAGAUGUUGCUGGAUUGCUGUUGUUGGAGUCCAAUUACAUCUGGAAGACCAGAUUCCCCUCCACCGAGGUAAGAAAGGAGAGGAAGAAAAACAACAACACAGCACUCAUAUUUGAGAAGUGAGACAUGCACACCUCUGAAAAGUAUUAGAUCUCCCCCCCCCCCCCCAUGAAAUGAAUUGUAGAGUUGGAAGCAACCACAAGCAACCUUGCUGUUUGCUGUGAUGAAAUUGCAUAACUUAUGUAAUUAAUUAGGUAAAUUACAAAAGUUACAUGGUCGUUCCACUAUUCUGCCCCAUGGGUUUCAAAGCAAAGGAAACACAGUGCAUUUGGGGAGAGGGGAUGUAAUCAACUAUAUAUCAUUUGCAAACUGAAAGCAACAGCAGCAGCAAAUACCAAUCGUAUCUGCUGGAUUGAUUUCCGUGGCAGACAUGGGACAAAUAAGCAAACAGCAAUUUCCACUCCCAUUUAUGUUUUCAACAGAAUUCUCUGGACUCCCUACUCCAGGGGCACGCUCACCCCCACAAAAUUCUGGGCUGAAUUCUUCAAUCCAUCUGGCUCUGGUUGGUGGACUUUGGGGUUCUAGAUAAUAACGGCAACCACCACCACAAACCCGUGAGCAUGACAUCUGUCUUAGGAGGCCAGAGAUGGGUCUGUUUUGUAGAGUUGUGCCUAGGAUCUGUACAGAGCUGUCAACGUUUUCCUUUUUUUAAGGGAAAUUCCCUUAUUCCAAAUAGGAUUCCUCGCAAGAAAAGGGAAAAGUUGACAGCUAUGGAUGUGUACUUAAUAUUGUUAAUCAAUAUGUUAUGUUACCAACACCAGUGAGGAUCCUAAAAUCAGCAUCCAUGGUCCAAUACACGAGCACCACCCAGGCUCCACACCCGAAGAGGCACAAGCAAAAAUAGGCAGGCAAAGAAAAAUGGCAGGCUUUGCCCAUCAGAGUGAGAGGGAGGAAACAAGCAAACUGGACCACUGGAACACAAGAGAGAAACAAAUCAUUAAAAGUCCCUAACUUUAUUUUUGGAAAUGUCAUUUUCCUUAGAGUCGCCCAGUGUCUCAGGCUUCUAUUGGAAGGUCCUCUGUUUGAAGGACUGUCCUGUCCAAGUACGGUUUCAAGCACCCUUCCCUGAGUGGUGGGACUUUGGAUGGUGUUGGGUUGACUCCCAUCAGCCCCAGCUAUCAUAGCUGACUGAGAGGGAUGAUGGGAGUUGUGGUUCAGCCGCAUCUAGAGGGCACCAGAUUGGGGAAAGUUGGCUUAAAGAGAAGGAACACUCUGAGAGGAGAGAAGGGGGCUUGGCGCUCCCCAUCAGCAGCUGGACCCUGAACAGCAGACUGAGAAGGCACACAGCUCACCUGGGCAUGGUCUUCUGCGUUAUGGCGAGAAGUAUUGUAUUUCUACUUACACGACAGUUACUUUCUAAAUUUGCAUUUAUAUACAUAAAUUAACCCAUGCAAAUUUCAUGCAAAUCUGCAUCUUUUUAAAUCUUUUUUUAAUCCUUCUCAUACUUUAGCAAUGUAUUCCCCCUUUGGGAGGUGGAGUAUGGCAUUAGUGGCAGUCUGAAACCACUGAUAGAAAACACUUAGGAACAAACUUGUAAAUAGUAAACUAAAAUAGAGUACCCAAAACAACCACUUUUUUUUAAAAAAAAAAGAUUACACAGCUUCUUCGUACAGUAUAUCUUCAUCCUGUAGAGUGUUUGCAUUUUCUAUGUUAAAUCUUUUAAAAGACAGAAUGGUGUUGGGAAAAGAGAACAGUGUGAGUCUCUUGUUGUGGCCAUAAGUGCAGUCACAUAGAAGCUAACUCUAACUGGACCAAUUGCUUUUCUCCAUAUAAAGCAGUGGUGGGAUAUAUCCUGAUUUGCAGACCUGAAUUCUCCCUGUGCUUUAGUGUGCUGUCUUGUGUUGCUAAAGGGCUGCCGGGCUGCCUCAUCCUCCUGGGGACUAUAUCUUGCUGCCAAUGUAAUCUCUGUCAACAGGAUUUGGAAAAUAUCCUCUGGGAACACAAGAGCUGGAGAAACAAACACAGAGAGAAAUAAUUAUUACUGAUUAACCAUUAGCUACAUCUCCACAUGGUGCUCUACUUGCAUAAGUUUGCCAGGGAGAGGAUGGGGGAGAUCCCAGGUAGGGGUUUUGCCCUCCCCUUCCCCAAGCACACACAUAUAGCUUGAGCCGCAAGAGGGCCUACCCCCUCUCUUGACGUCUUUUGCUGACAGGCGGUGUUGCCUGGUCUCCAUUGAGGCUGAUGGAGUGGGAAGCAGGGAGCCCAAAAAGUAAGUUGCACCAGAAACAAUUACAGGCACAGCCAACUAGUUUUAAGGGUGCUCCACUCCUCUGUCCAGCUGGGGUUGGCUGAGUGCACAUUGGGGGUAAUGAGGCAGCUCUCAACUCACCCUAACAGACAGGCCUGCACUGUGACAGGGGAAAGAAAAUCUCACUGGGCCUAACUUUCUGUGAGGCAUCAACUCAGGGCAGUUAUAGAACAGGAAGGGGUUGAGACCAUGAGGGUGGUGGAGGGUGAAUGAGGUGAAUUGGGGUGAAUGAGACAUCGCCUUACCAACCUCAGCCUGCCCUCAGCCAGCCCUUGCUUGCCUGACUUGCAACCAGUCCAAGGGGUGGCGAUGACUUCCAUCUUCCUCCUCUCAGUGUUGCCCCUUGCAGAACUCAGCAGGGAGGAGGAUUGAGGGGGGCAAAACUAUAUCCAGUUGGCUCUGCCUGUCAUUGGUUCUGGUGCCACCAGUGGGCAUUGCUUCCUUCGCUCAGUGGCGUGGCGUCCUUUGCUGGCACCUGGGGCAUGCAUGUGCACGUAGGUACAUGCACCAGGCAGGACCAGAGGCUGGGCACACAGAGGGUUCAUGGGCCAGCUGGCCCACCCACGCAAGGGAAAGCCCAGCCAUCCAACAUGGCCCUUGGCAAGCCCUUGGGGCAGCCAUUCAGCGAGGGGACCAGGGGCACAGCGGCAAGGCAAGGCCAAGCUCUGGGGCCCAGAGAUUCCAGUGGCAGGCAGGGCAGGGAUCUGUGUGUGGGCACCUGGCUUGUGCGCCCUCUAAAUGCACCCAGGGCUACGGCCCUAUGCUAUGCCCUUGGGCACCACCUACUGCCAUUGCAUGAGGGAUACUACCAACCUCCCUUUCAAGAAAAUAGCAUGCUACUGGUACAUGAUGGGAAAGAGCACGCUCUGACCCAGUGGGUUUUUUUGUACUGGCCGGUACUGAUCACCAGAACUAGGGGGCUAAGCUGGGCUUGGUAAGCCAGAUCCUUUUCUAGCUUGAGAUGCCAAAAUGUUGUUUUUGUAAGGUUUUCAAAACAUAGCGGGGCGGGGGGAUUUGUCUACAGUUUGUACAGUGGUUCCUCGGGUCACAGAUGCUUCAGGUUACAGACGCUUCAGGUUACAGACUCUGCUAACCCAGAAAUAGUACCUCAGGUUAAGAACUUUGCUUCAGGAUGAGAACAGAAAUCACACAGCGGCGGAGUAGUGGCAGCAGGAGGCCCAAUUAGCUAAAAUGGUACCUCAGGUUAAGAGCAGUUUCAGGUUAAGAACGGAUCUCCAGAACGAAUUAAGUUCUUAACCCGAGGUACCACUGUAUGUGUUUGGUUUAGGCUUUUUUUAUUUUUUUCAGAAGAAAUGAAAGAAAUGGAAAUUGAGGUGGGAAAUUAAAUUACUCUUAUGUUUACUUGACUCUUGGUACAAAACAUGGCAAUAUCCUUUGGGCUCAGCAAGCUGCCCUGAUGAUAUUGUGCAGAUAUAAAAAAAAAGUUUGUAGCAAAGCAGUUGGGGGACAUUUAAUAUUAUUCUGGUCUCACGGUGAGAAAAACUAGGAAUCUGUUUUCAAUGUGGCCUCACCUCUGAAAAUCUUUCCCACCCCCACCUUUAACAGAUCUUGGGGUGGCGUGGGGGGCAAGUGUAUGUGUUUUUGUUGGUGGUUUUCACACCCCAGAUUCUUAUGGCGAUUCCAGGUCAGUGUUUUGCAUGCCCUGACCCCGACAUAAUGGGUCUUGAUGCGUUCAUGUCUUUCUCGACUGCUUCCCAGGAAACGCUCAUCCAUUACGCUGCCUGGGUGUGUAAAAGUGUCCUUUCCCUCCCUGGCAUGGGGAGAGGGCUUGACAUAUAAUCUUGCCACACACAAACACACGAGUGCCGGUCGGUGGCCAGAGGGAGGGGUAAUGCAGGGACACACACGCCCCAGUAUGAGUGGGGCCACCUUAGCACUCUGAAUGCUCCCUGGCCGAGGAGCAGCGGUGGCACGAGACAGGCUGGAGUCCGCCCUCGUAAAAACUCCCCUCGGUGUCAGUUUGACUAAUUUGCUCGUCUUAUCGCUGGCAGGAUCCGACGUGCCCAUCGCAGGCACAGGGCCAUAAAACUAAUGUAGUGAGGAGGCAGGCCGCAAAAUGAUAGAUACGGCCCGUCGCUUGGAACAAGCAUUAGCUUUAUGAACCAGGGGUAAUUGAAAGGAAAUAUUUGUCAUUGGUCUCCGGCGGACGAGAAGUUUGCAGCAAACUUUGCGGCGACUGCCUCUGUUGGUCGGUUUGCCCACCAUCCCGGUGCGUAGGGACACAGGGUGUUAAGAGGCAGUAGUUACUGGGCAGUGGGGCAAGUUGGUCUCCACUUGCUAUCCUGGGCUUCGCUCCUUCUUUGUUCCUUCAGGAACAAUCAACCCCCCUAAUGGCAAGCUCAGGUGAGGUGGGCCAACAGAACUUCAGCCAGAACGGGGCCACUGAGAAACAAGAGGGGGGUAUCGGCAUAGCCUGGGAAACCCCGAAGUUUGCUAAACUACAAAAAAACCUGCAAAGUGGCGUGGGGAGAAAGUCCCAGAACAGCCGAAUUAAGACUGAGCAUGCUCAGUGGCCUGAAAUGUUGUGCAUCUGUUGUGGCGGGUGGGGGGCAGAAAACUGGGGUAGUGGCACAAUAGGGGACUCUGGAAGAGGGUGUGGCUUGCUGACUGGCAGAAACAAUGAACUGGGUAACUCCACGCUGCAAUGUUUCGUUGCCAGCCUCAUUUGUUUUGGCAGAGGUCAUGCAUGUGUCUUGUUUAGAACGAGCCCUAAAGGUAAAGGUAAAGGGACCCCUGACCGUUAGGUCCAGUCGUGGCCGACUCUGGGGUUGCAGCGCUCAUCUCGCUUUAUUGGCCGAGGGAUCCGACGUACAGCUUCCAGGUUAUGUGGCCAGCAUGACUAAGCCGCUUCUGGCGAACCAGAGCAGCUCAUGGAAACACCGUUUUCCUUCCCACCAGAGCAGUACCUAUUUAUCUACUUGCACUUUAAUGUGCUUUUGAACUGCCAGGUUGGCAGGAGCUGGGACCGAGCAAUGGGAGCUCACCCCGUCGCGGGGAUUCGAACCGCCGACCUUCUGAUAAGAAAGUCCUACGCUCCAUGGUUUAAACCACAGCGCCACCCGCGUCCCUGAGAAUGAGCCCUACAUAGCCCUAAACAAGGGGUGGGGUGCCUCUACUCACAAGCCAAUCUUUGCCCGCCAGACAGUCCAGUUUGACCCACGAGUCCAGUUCCCUGAAGAAACAGGCCCACCUGCCCAUCAACAGAUGUCAGCAGGAUUUCCUCUCUAGUCACCAGUGUGUGGAUUAAAGCCUGUUCCCUUCUCCUUUAAACAAGAGGGGGUGGCAAGGGGGUGGGGGGCUACCUUAUCCCCACCACUCACUGCUGUCGUCCACCAGUUUAGAGGAGAAGCAGAACAAAGGUGCCCUUUGAAGAUGCCUCACCCCUUUAAGGGAGCAAUGUAUGGUGGCAGUGUGUGGGGAGGACUCUUCUACCUCCACUGCUGUCCAUUCACUCACUUAAAGGAGCAGGGAGCCUGUUUCAAAGGGUGCUUUUGCAAAGCGCUUUAAGUCCAUCUCUGCACUCUUAUCUGAGUCUCCAUAGGCUCAGACAGAAGUGCAGGCACUGGCUGAAAGCUGCAAAGCACUGUCUGAAGCAGCCUAAACACCACAAGGAGGGGGGCUGCUUCAAAGAGUGCUUUGCAGCUUUAAGACAGUUCCCUUGCUCCCAACAAGAGUGUAGAUUCUGUCUUAAAAUGCUUUGCAAAAGUGCUAUUUGAAGCAGCCUCUCCACCCCUUCUUUAAGCACCUGGGAAGCAGUUUGGGGUCUGAUACAGGCACAAUUGAGCUGUCUUAAACCCUUUGGAAGUUUCCCUGUGUCCCCCUUUAAAUCUCCGACAUCUGAGCUUUAAGGGGGAGUGUGGGGAGAUCUCCCCACCUAUCAGUCAUUUGAUAUCAUAAUGACAUAAUACGAUUGCCCCCACUCACCUGUCAAAUUUGGUCCUCAGGGCCGAACCUGAGAGUGCUGUGGCCAGUGGAGCCAAAAAGGUGACCUCCCUAAAUAAAUAUCUGUUUAUUUCAUUAAGGAUCAUUAGCUCAACCCAACAGGUAUUUUUUUUGUGUUUGUGCAUAGACCCUUAGGGCAGGGUCUAACAGUAUUCAACAGUUUUUUUAAAAAAUCAUAUGAUAAAAGAACACUGCUAACAGCAGAUAAUAUAUUCUGUUAAAAAAUAUUGCUACCAAGAAAGCAAGAAAUAGAGAUGUUAAUUUAGUACUGCCACAGCCUGCCCAAAUCCUUGCCAGAAAAGCUAUGUUAAGGCUGCAAUCCUAAACAAGCUGGGAAAGGAACACAGCGAGACUUCCUUCCAAGUUGUCCUGCCUUGAUUCAUCCUGUAAAUGCUGGAGACGAUAGCAAGAUUUCACCUUUUCUUUCUUGGUCUUUUAUUUUUAUCCUUUUUUUUUAAGACCUCAAGCCCCACAAGUUUCCCAAGCAUAGGGUGCGUGACACUGUAAACAAACCUCGCACAUUCACAAACCUCGUCCCCACAUGUGGGCUCUAUACUAGACGGUUCCGUAGUGCAAGGGUCACUCGGAUCACAUCCUAACCAUAACAUUUAAACCAUACCACUUUAAGAGUCAUGGCUUCCCCCCGCCACACACACAAAGGAUCCUGGGAAGUGUAGUUCAUUAAGAGUCUCCUAACAACUUUCAGCAUCCUCAGCAACCUACAGUUCCCAGGAUUCUUUGGGAAGAAGCUGUGGCCCUUGAAGUGGUAUGAAAGUGCUUUAAACGUAUGUCGCGGGUGUGAUCUGUGUUACUCAUUAUUGAUCACUGUGGGCAUGUUGAAUUUUGCAACUUUCACAUUCCAAAAAUGAGGGAUUCCAAAAUGGUUGCAGCAUGACUUGGGAAUCCAAAAGAUAUUUGGGUUCAAUUAAUAUAAUUUAGUUAUGCCUAGUAAGUAAAACAUCUGUCAAAUUGCAUAGAAAUCGUUAAGAAUGAGCACGAAGUAAUUGCAAUUAUUAUUAUUAUUAUUAUUAUUAUUAUUAUUAUUAUUUAGCAUUACCUGACAUUUUCAGAAGGUAUUUCUUCAUCAGACUUAGACUUACCAAGUUAAAUGUCGUCCAGUCACAAAAUAAUAGCAAUUUUUUUAUUCCUCACACCCUAAAAUGUAUUUUUAAGACCACCUCAAGAAAUUUGCAAAAAUUAAGUUUCACCCCCUAAAAUGAGAAGGCCUAACCCUAUGUACAGACGAGAAUUUCUUGUAUCUGACGUAUUUGUGGACCAGGAAUCAGAGGAAGAACCAAACCAGGCUGUGCCCAGGCACUAUGCCAUUUAUGGCUCAUGGUUGCAUUGCAUAAACAAGCAAACAGAAGAAUUGAUUUAGCUAUAGGGACCUCUUAAGGAAGGAGAACAAACAUCCUUUUACUGCCAAUAGUUCCUGGUUUCUAGAUGCUGUGGCCAUCUUAUCACAAAUUUACCUUUGCAUGCUCACUUGGAAAUCCAAACGCGAACAGAAGCUAUACACGUGGUUGAGUUCCUGGUCCCCUGCAGGGUUCAAUGGCAUCUGAAUCUUCAGGAUGGCCGAUCCAGAUGACUUGCAGCUUUUCCCUGCAGAAGUUCCCCUGCAGAGAGCUCAGCAAGUUGGGGAUGUAUGCAGUUGCAAUAUUUGUGUGUCCCCGCGUGUCCAGCGAGGCAGUCAGGGAUGGGGGUGCGGAGAUGAAUGAUUGGAUACAUCAGCAUCCUUUCAUCUGUCAUCCUGAUGAGGCAAAGGAGCUUUAAUCGACUUUAAUAGCCAUCAAAUGGCAUCAACAACUUCUCCUAAUACGCAAAUCAAUUAGCAAGAUUGAUUGGCAGGAGCAGAGUGGUCAGGUGGCUCUGGGAGGCAAGGAAGGAGGGCUGCAGCCGUUUUGGAAAAUCCAGAGCGAUGGAGAAGACUUUGGAAACAAUAGUGUUGCUGUGCUGUGGUGCCCUGGGGACUCGUGCAGGCAUUCCUGUUACUCCUCGUUUGCCGAUGUAACUGCUGCAUUACUCUUUUUUUCAUUCGCUGCAAUCCUGUCUCCUUAGUCUGCGGCUUAGAAUGGACAAGUGGGAGCCUGCAACAAAAUGUUGCACUGGUGUCAUGCUGUUCGGCAUUCCAGCUAGGCACCCAUGCCCUUUCCCUGAAUACGCCGCUCCAUUUUCCCCACUCCACGUAACUCUGUAGUUCCCAUCUAUGGCUGCUGCUGCUGUGAUAAUGAUAUCUGGGUACAUGCAAAGGCAGGCUCUGGCGGAUGGAGCAGAUGAGACCAUCCAACGGUCAAGAAGGCAGAUACCGCAAGUGCCGUAGAGAAAAAUGAGGGGUGGAUGGGGUUCAUCAACCUGAGAAGGUAACCCAUGUAGGAGAAGGAAAACUCUGAUCCUCCAUUGUGGGAUAUCUUCAGGAGUAGAAAAGACGAAAGACUAAACCCGACACAUACCGUAUUUUUCGCUCUAUAAGACACACCUGACCAUAAGACGCACCAAGUUUUAGAGGAGGAAAACAAGAAAAAAAUGUUCUCUCCCUCUCUGCGCAGUGCCUCUCCAGCAAAGCGGGAGGAGAAAUGGAAGGGGCUCCGUUUCUCCUCCCACUUCGCUGAAGGGGCGCUGCGAGAGAGGGAAAGCUGUGUAGCGGCUCUCCACCGAAGCGGAGCCAGGAGAGCAAGAGGGAUCGAUCCCUCUUGCUCUCCUGGCUUCAGCGAAAGCUGCGCAGCCUGCAUUCGCUCCAUAACACACACACACAUUUCCCCUUACUUUUUAGGAGGGGGAAAGUGUGUCUUAUGGAGUGAAAAAUACGGUACCUGGAGUGGAGUUCCUAAGACUGUUUGACGGCACUUUGUAUGCCUCCUUCUGCAACAUCUGCCGCCAAACUGUUUGCUCUGCUUUCCUUUGGACCACAUCAGCAAGGUCAAGGGGAGUGGGUCUUGUUGUCUGAACAGCCCAGGACCUCCAGACACACUGCCCAGGCUUGCGCCCUGGGGAGGUCACUUCAUUGCUGCUGCUAACACAGCGGUUUGACUUCACCCCCAGAGACACACUCCAUUGUCUCUUGAGAAACCUCUUGUGGAAGAGGCACACAAAGAAUGGCCUCAGAUGGUGAUUGCAGGGUCCAGGCUGGCUCUAUGGGGAGAGGUGGUCCUUGAGGUAUUGCGAUCCUGAGCCGUGUAAGGCUUUAUAAGUGAAAACCAGCACUUUGAAUGGGGCCCAGAAACUAAUCGGCAGCCAGUGCAGUUGAUCAGUGUAGUACAGUGGUACCUCGGGUUAAGUACUUAAUUCGUUCCGGAGGUCCGUUCUUAACCUGAAACUGUUCUUAACCUGAAGCACCACUUUAGCUAAUGGGGCCUCCCGCUGCUGCCGCGCUGCUGGAGCCUGAUUUCUGUUCUUAUCCUGAAGCAAAGUUCUUAACCUGAAGCACUAUUUCUGGGUUAGCGGAGUGUGUAACCUGAAGCGUAUGUAACCCGAGGUACCACUGUAUCAUCAAACCAUCUUGCCCCAGUAAACAACCUGGUUGCCAAAUUCUGCACCAUCUGAAGUUUCCAAAUGUUCUUUAGAGGCAGCACUGUGUAUAAUGCAUUGCAGUAAUCUAACCUAGAGACUACUAGAGCAUAGUCAACAGUUGUUAGGCUAUCCUUGCCCAGAGAGGAGUGCAGCUGGGCCACCAGCCCAAUCUGAUGGAAGACACUCUGUGUCACUGAGACCACCUGAGCCUCAAGAGACAAGCUGUGUGCCUUCUCCUUUACUGGGACUGUAACCCCACCGAGAGCAGGCAACCUCCCAUCCCUUUCAUUUUGAGCAUCCCUCUGAUUGCUUCCGCCAAAUCACUAGGCUUCUGACUAACCAGCUAAGCUGAUUUGAGGAGUACUGGAUGGCUAGACUCUAACCAAGGGUGCCUGUGUUUUGUUUGACAGAUGAACCGCCCAAUCCAAGUGAAGCCAGCAGACAGCGAGGGCCGAGGAGGUAGGUUGCUCUUCAUUUUCAACCCAUUCAUCCAUGCUUGACUAACUAACCCUGAGGAUCUAUUUAGUGUCUCGCCUGGGAGCACAGUUGCACCACCACCCAGUAACGGCCGAUCAGACACUUCUAGCACUGCAGCUGCACUGUGCCAAAAUCCCCUCUGCGUUGCCCGUUUCCCUCUCAGUCAGCAGCAGAGAUGUGAGGUGUUCGGAAGCCGAGAGAUCAGUGCAGACCCACCGACCACCAUCUCCUCAUUAAAAUGAGUGAACAGGAUGAAGGUCCAUUAAUUUAAAUAAAUCUCUCCUGAACAAAACCACCUUUUUGUUCUUUCUGGGUUUUAGUGUUUGGUUUUGUUAAUUUAAACUGCAUUUUCCGUCUCUGUUUUCUUUUUGUGCAUCCACCUUGGGGGCCCUUAUUACAGCUUAGAUAAUAAAACGUUUAAUUUAAACAAAUAAAUACCAUACACAGAACAUAGAUGCUUUUCUUGCUGAGGCUGAUGCUCCAGCCUGCACCCUUUACCUCAGUUGCUCUGGCUAACACACUCUAAAAUUUCACCUGCCUUUAAUGUGGUUUGCCCCCUUCCCCAAAGUGGCUUUUCUUGUUAUUCAUCUCUCUCCCAAAAGUGGCUUCUCAAGAAAGGAUUCUGAGAGGUUUGCUGAUGGAAACAGAUUUCUGACAUGGGCCUCCUGUUUCCAAGGCUCUCGGCUGGGUGCUUGCAGCUAUAGCUCAGCUGGCAGAUCAUGAAACUCUUAAACUUAGGGCCAUGGGUUCGAGUCCUGCAUUGGGCAAAAUAUUCCUGCCUUGCAGAGGGUUCCAAAUGCUGCAAUUCUGUGAUUCUAUUAUCCUUUGCUCUCUUGUUGUGGUAGUACUUCAGCCAUGAGGGCUGCAUCCAGCAUAGCCAAUGGGAAGACAGGAAGAGGCAGCAGGACACUGUCAUUGGAUGGGGUGAACCUUGAGGGAUGGAUGGGAACAUGUGAUUGAUAGCUGGAUUUGUUUCAUGCCUGGCUGCACCUACUAGGUAGGCAUACAUUUUGGGUGCCACAGAUACUUUCUUCAAAAAACACACAGUGUUCAUAACACAGAGAGGCUUGUGAGGCAGUCUUUCUGUUAAUGAAAAUAUUGAUGAUCAUAGCACAGUCCUGCACAAUCUACUCCAUGCAUUUAAAGCACGUGACUUCCCACAAAGAAUCAUGGGAACUGCCGCCUGUUAAGGGAGCUGAGAAUUAUGGGAAGUCAUGCGCUGUAACUGUGCAUCGUAUGUGCUUUAAAUGCGUGCUGUGGAUCACAGUGGUGCAUCAACUUUAUACAUAAGAAAAGAAAUCAGAAUGCUGUGCCAUGGAUAGGGAUACAGCCACCUGCAUGCAUAAUGCAGAUUUUGCAUAUUUGCAUGCUUUUUUCCUUAUUUUGCAUAAUGUAUUCUGUUUCUGCUAGUCACAGGGAGGGACGAGGAACAGCACAAGGCACUGAAACUCCACCCCUUCCCCUGAGCAACCGAAAACAGUCAGCUGUCCAUUGGGCUUUUUGCAUUUAGCAGAUUUGCGUUAUAUCAAGCCUCUCUUCCAAUCCAUAGGGGCCAGCAGCUAAGCGGCUAGCUUAAAACAAUCGAAAGCUGGGAGUCUUGUGACAAUGGAUUUUGUACGUAAUACCACGGUUUGCACCUUUUCUAGUCUCGUGUGGAACUGUGGACUAACGAUCAUGAGAGCCAGCGUGGCCUAAUGGUUAGAGUUUUGGACCAGGACCUCACAGGGUUGUUGUGAGAAUAAAACAGAGAGAGGGAGGAGAAAUGUUUGUGCUACCUUGAGCUCUGUAGAGAAAAAGUGGGAUGGAAACGUUACAAUAAAUAAAUAACCUUCCUUACAUAAGCAAAUGAAGUCCGCCCCUUGUCAGGUUUUCUGUCCAUCUGGCUCUCCUUUGCAGUAGUUAUAGGCCAUCUAAAUAACAUUGCUCACAAACAUAAAACUAUCAUAGAAUUGUAGAGCUGGGAGGGACCAUGAGGGUCAUCUAGUCCAACCCCACACAUUGCAAGAAUGUUUUCCCAAUGUGGGACUUGAACUCAUGACCAUGAGUUUAAGUGUCUCAUGCUAGCUCAGUUGGUAGAAGCAUGAGGCUCUUCAUCUCAGGGUUGUGGGUUCAAGUCCCUCAUGGGGCAAAAAUAAAUAAAUCCUGCAUUGCAGGGGAUUCGACUAGAGAACCCUUGUGGUUCUUUCCAUUUUUACAAUUAUAUGUGCCUAUGCUAAGACACAUUAUUAAAACACAGUAUCAUAAAACAACAAAUUGCAACAUUAAAAAUAUAUAUUGCAGUGAGCACUUUUUACAGCUUACUGGGACUGGUAAAUGAGGCAAACCUCAUUUAAACAGUAUUUUGAAACACCAAGAUCAAAGUUUCUUGAAAGGCCUGGGAGAAUUUUCUUUUAAAAAGUCUUCACCUGGUAAUGCCAGAAGGACAUAGCAGAGGAGCCAGGAUGGCAAUGCUAAGGAUGUCCUCCUCCUGGGUAUCUGUUCAUUUAACUUUGCUUAGCCUCAGGGGUCCUUUUGUCCCCCCUCCCAGCCAGCCACAUGUUCUCAGUUUGAGACAUUUUGGUGUUGCGAGAGCCCCACCUGAGCUCAACCACAUCUGUCUCAACCACAUCAACCCCUUUCUUUCUCUGGCUGAUCUCAUUACAGGCUGGGCUGGGGCCAAUGCUGGGAUCUUAAAGGCCACUGCUCUGGUGCUGCCUUGCGGUGGCUCUGUCACUCCUGCCUGCAGUUAGACCCAAUUCCUCCCCUCGAACUGUCAGGCAGCCGUGGAUUAUUGCAUUUGAGGCGCAACACAAGUUGAGAUAAAGCGCCCUGGGAAUCAAUGAGGAGCUGGCCUCAGCCUGGUUCCCCAUUGAUUGAUGAACCUGUUCCUGCAUCAAGCACAAUUACUCCUGGGGUGGCGGGGGCAAGAGCCAGUCAGGACUUAGGUGCUGCUGUGAAACUGACACCCCCAGGUAGAGGAUGGCUGGAGAGGCAGCUUCUGUGCCUUCCCUCUGUGAGUUUGUUACAAAAGCCUGGCUAUAUCUUGUGGCAGGCAGUCAUCAAGAUUUGUUCUUCCACCUUUCAUGGUGGUUUGCCUGCUUUGUCUACAUUCCGUCACCCUCGUACCUACGGGACCGCCUCUCCUGGUAUGCCCUGCAGAGGACCUUAAGGUCCACAAAUAACAACACUUUGCAGCUCCCAAGCCGCAAGGUAGUUAGAUUGGUCUCAACUAGGGCCAGGGCCUUUUCAGUACUGGCCCCGGCUUGGUGGAACGCUGUGUCACAAGAGACUAGGGCCCUGCGGGACUUGACUUCUUUCCUCAGGGCCUGCAAGACAGAUCUAUUCUGCCUGGCCUUUGGUUUGGACUCAGUCUGACCCUUAUGUUUCCCUCCCCUUAUGGUUUUGAUUUAUGGGCUAGUAUUAAAAUGAGGCUGCAUUUUAAAUUGUAUUUUAACCCGUAUUUUAUUAAACUGGGGUUUUUUUGUUUGUUUGUUCCCCCCCCCCAUUAUGUUUUAUUGUAAUUUUAUUGGUGGUAGCUGCCCUGAGCCCAGCUCUGGCCGGGGAGGGCUGGGUAUGCAUAAAAAAUUAUUGUAUUAUUAUUAUUUUUUGGUCCCGUUGAGUUCUGUUUUCUCCUAAGCUGUUCCAGGAGAUGGGCCUCAGCAUGCAGAGAACAGAAAAGUCUAAUGGAGAAGUUUUAGGCAUUUCCUGUCUCUGAGCUCCAGGGCAGGCAACACAAGGUUAUGUCCAGAGCAUUUUUUUAAGCUAGAACUUGCUAGAACUUAGUUCCAGCACUUCUCAGGUGGGUUCCACUGCCAUUAUAAGUGAACAAGGGAGGCGUUCAUGGUGAGUUCUGGCCCCUCUUUUUCUGGAAGAAUAACACUGGUUAUGCUCUUAUCAAAUUGGUCUUAUUCUCAAGGUAAUUAGUUGGGGUUUUUAUGUAAAAAAAGGGGAGGAUGAGGACAUGGGUAUAGCCAGGAUUUAUUUUAGGGGGGGGACAGGCAUUAUUUUGGAGGGGGCAGAACCAAGUUAUUUGCGACACAAUCGGUCAGUUAGUUAAGUAUUUCUAUUUCUUUACUUGAUUUGGGGGGGGGGCAGCUGUGCACCCCAGUACUCCCCUGGCUACCCCCAUGGAUGAGGAACCUGUGGCUACCCAGAUGUUGGAUUCCAGCCUCCAGGAGCUCCCGUCCACAUGGCCAAUGGUCAGAGAAGAUGUGAGCUGCAGUCCAAUGACAUCAGGAGAGCCACAGGUUCCCCAUCUCUGAUUCAGAAUACGUAUAUCCUGCUCUCAAGGCAUCUUACAAAAGAUUUGCACAAUGCAACACAGACUGGGCAUAGUUUCAGCGAGAGAAAUAAACAUGCCGUCCACAUGAUUACUCCACUGGCAUUUCCUGCCUGCGUUCCCUGGUGUGACCCUUUAGCCUCCACCUAGUAGACAGCAGAGCCCACAAAUGGCCUCUGUGCUGGCAAAGCUACUUAAAUAACACAGGCGGUGCCCAGAGAGAAAAGAAAUCCUGAUAACACUUUACUGAGGAAACUGAUAAAAAACUGUAUAUAAUUUGAGCAGAAAGGAACCUAAAGUUUUUUUUUCUUUCCUCGUGCAUAAUAGGGAUAAAGGUAAAGGUAAAGGGACCCCUGACCAUUAGGUCCAGUCGGGACCGACUCUGGAGUUGCGGUGCUCAUCUCGCUUUAUUGGCCAAGGGAGCCGGCGUUUGUCCGCAGAUAGCUUCUGGGUCAUGUGGCCAGCAUGACUAAGCCGCUUCUGGUGAACCAGAGCAGCGCACGGAAACGCCAUUUACCUUCCCGCCGGAGCGGUAUCUAUUUAUCUGCUUGCACUUUGACAUGCUUUCGAACUGCUAGGUUGGCAGGAGCAGGGAUCGAGCAACGGGAGCUCACCCCAUCACGGGGAUUCGAACCGCCAACCUUCUGAUCAGCAAGUCCUAGGCUCUGUGGUUUAACCCACAGCGCCACCCGCGUCCCUGCAUAAUAGGGAUACAUUCAACCAAACAUAAUAGCAUGUGUAACCUCUCUAGAGAUCAUGCCACUGUGCCUGCUUGCUCAGUAGCAUCCUCCUCCUCUUGGCUAGUUGACUUUAACACUAACAGGGUUAACCCUUCAGUUACAAAGUGAAUGAUCCUUGCUGCUGCAGUUCCAACAGCCUGAGGCAAGGGAGUGGGGGCUGAGCAGCUUUCCCUCGCUGGCACUUGGCAGUUGCCAGGCAGUAGCUCCCUCUGAGGGCUUCUGAGGCAAGAGGGGAGGCCAACCAAGCAGCUGGAACUCCUGACAGCCAAUGAUUAGGGAUGCUUGAGGAAUUUUAUUUCUGCAAAGUGACCUAAUCUGCACCUCCUCAACUAAUGUGUGGUUCAGAACUUAAUUAUCCAUUGCACUUCACUCUUCUCUUCCUUUUGUGGUACUGUUCUCAAAAAAAAAAAGAAAGAAAGAAAGAAACCCAAAAAACACCAUGCCAAAAUGUAUUUUUAAAAAUACAUAUUUCAGGAUAAAAUGCAUUUGGAAGUGCAUGCAUUGAGAUAAAAUACAUCUUUAAAUGUGAACAUAGUGUCUUGCGAAAGAACAAUGUCAAACCAGAAUUGAUGAUCUCCUUCUACUGGGCCACAAUAGAAAGUGUCCUUUCAUACUGUAUUACAGUGUGGCACGCUGGUUUGACAGCCACGGACAGGAAGUCCCUACAGAGGGUGGCGAAUACAGCACAUGACAUCAUGGGCUGUCCCCGGAGUUUGCUAGAUGACAUCGCAGGAGGCAGCUGCCUCAGGAGAGCGAGGAAAAUUCUUAGGGACGACUCACACCCUGGCCAGCAUUUCUUUAAUCUCCUCCCUUCGGGCAGGAGAUACAGAAGUAUAGUCAGCCGCACCAACAGGCUAAAGAACAGUUUUUAUCCGUGGCUGCUGGGCUGCUGAAUGGGGGGGGGGGGGAAAUAGUGGUGUAAUUGACUUCCGACAAGCACACAGAGAGCGAACAAGACUGAGUGUAUGGGGGGGCUUGUUUAAUUUCACUGCACACAGGUGGUGUAGUGACAAUAAAGGUUUAUUUAUUUCAUUUAUUAUUUAUUUAACAUAAGAAAGAAGAGCCUGCAGGAUCAGACCAGUGAGCCUUCCAGCCUAGCAUCCUGUUCUUGCACAGGCCAAAAAUCUGCAAGCACAGGCACCCUCUCCCCUCCUGUGGUCUCCAGAGCAGAGCCAUUGUGGCUGGUAGCCAUCGAUAGCCCUCUCUCCGUGAAUUUGUCUAGUCCUCUUUUAAAGCCAACGGGCAUUCAGAGUGUGUUGCUUCUGACCAUGAGACAAGAGUGUAGCUAUCGUAGUUUGUAGCCACUGAUAGCUUGAUCCUCCCUGAAUCUAUCCACUCCUCUUUGGUUGGUGGAAAUCGCUGCCUCCAGUGGGAGUGAGUUCCACAGGUUAACUGCAUGCUGUGUGUCAAAACUCCAUGUCCCACAGUUCCUCAGUGAUUUAGAUAUUUAGAAUCAUGGGCUAAAACAGGCCACAACUUUAUUGGUUACAGACGUGAGCAAUUUGGCUUAAGCUUUGGGUGAAGCCCGGCUAUAUCUCGACUCCCGCCCGUCUGCAGGGAGUCAAAUUAAGAGUAAACCACCAGAAGGGGGAGCCCUAUGACUUACAUCAAAUAGGGGCACCUUCAGGGGUCCCCAUUGGGGUCGUGGCAUGACCCUGGCCCAUGCCCGGGCUUCGGACAGGAUCCACACCCCCAAAUCUCUUUAACAGAAUACCCUUAAUGAGGAGGGGCAGGUGGAGGCUACAACCUCACCUCCAUUAAACAAAGGCUUACCCAAUGCCUAACCUUGCAAUGUUGCGACGAUCUCUACAAGGUAGGCAGAAACCAAGUGGCAGGUGCCAAUUUGCCAAGUGGAAAAAUUCCUACCCAGCCCCAACAAGGUGGCUGACAUUUGUCUGUAGCAAGGUCAUGCAUACCAAAGUUUAGAAAGAGGGUGCAUGGGCUGGGAGAUCCAGCAAGGAGGCAAGAGAAGGAAGCCACCGACCGAUCCAUAGUUUAAAUCACCCACAGCUACCCCCACCGGCAUAGAUUGGCUGAGCGGGGAUGACACGGCCGGGGCAGGCGCAGAAGGGGGCAUCAAUCCCCCAUCCCCGAGCCGGGUCACCACGAGGGCCCAGAUGCCCGGCCACAAUGCUGCCCACCACAAAAGUGAGCCGUCUUACUUGUCAUGAAUCGUCUAAUAGCCAGCUUCAUUGGGUGCCCACGAGCUCUGGAGAUAUGCGAGAGGGAGAUGAUGGCCAUGUUCCACCUCCACCAUCCAAGGCGAUAAUGCUUUCGAAUACCACUUGCUGGAUUCUGCAGGAGGUGAGACUGUUUACGUGCUCAAGCUUUUCAUGAGGGUUUCCCAUAGGCAUUUGGUUGGACACUGUGAGAACAGGAUGAGGGACUAGAUAGGCCAUUGUCCUGAUCUAGCAGGGCUCUUACAUUCCUAUGGUCUUCAUAGAAUUGUAGAGUUGGAAGGGACCCUGAGGGUCAUCCAGUCCAACCCCUGCAAUGAAGGAAUAUGCAGCUGUCCCAUAAAGGCAUCGAAUCUGCAACCUUGGCAAUACCGGUACCAUGUUCUAGCCAACUGAACUAUCCAGGCUUCUUAUUCUCUUUUUUAAAAGCCCUAAAUAAAGACUGAAGAGCAACAGUGAAACCAAUUACAAAGAGACCCCACACAGUUUUGCUAAUGGCAUGUGGUAGGACAGAGUUGAGGAAAGCAUGAUACAGAGAAUAGAAAACCAUUCAAUUGAACAACUGCUGGAUUAUAAACAAAGGCUUAACAGCAACGCUUGAAGCAACACACUGGGACCACCAGCACUGUACAUCCAAAGACGUCAUCCUCAAUAUGGCUUGGUGCUAUGUUCAAAUUUGACUCCUUUUACGGAUACCUUUCAUGUUGUUGUUUAGUCGUUUAGUCAUGUCCGAUUCUUCAUGACCCCACCCCAUGGACCAGAGCACGCCAGGCACUCCUGUCUUCCACUGCCUCCCGCAAUUUGGUCAAACUCAUGUUAGCAGCUUUGAGAACACUGUUCAACCAUCUCUUCCUCUGUCGUCCCCUUCUCCUUGUGCCCUCCAUCUUUCCCAACAUCAGGGUCUUUUCCAGGGAGUCUUCUCUUCUCAUGAGGUGGCCAGGUAUUGGAGCCUCAGUUUCAGGAUCUGUCCUUCCAGUGAGCACUCAGGGCUAAUUUCCUUAAGAAUGGAUAGGUUGGAUCUUCUUGCAGUCCAUGGGACUCUCAAGAGUCUCCUCCAGCACCAUAAUUCAAAAGCAUCAAUUCUUCGGCGAUCAGCCUUCUUUAUGGUCCAGCUCUCACUUCCAUACAUCACUACUUGGAAAACCAUAGCCUUAACUAUAUGGACCUUUGUCGGCAAUGUCUCUGCUUUUUAAGAAGCUGUCUAGGUUUGUCAUCGCUUUUCUCCCAAGAAGCAGUCAUCUUUUAAUUUCGUGACUGCUGUCACCAUCUGCAGUGAUCAUGGAGCCCAAGAAAGUACCAUUCAUACCUGGUUGUAUUUCUGAGCAGACAUUUCUACUGACCACAUUUAAACUACUCCUUUUGGCACCUGGUUGUGGGUCUUUGUUGUUGUUUUUUCCGGAAAGGAUCUUCAUAAGUGACGGGCACUGAAAGGAAGGUGUAAAAUGUCAUGACAACUGCUGUAACUGGGUCAGGAAAACAAUGAUGUGCCCUCUGGUACAGCACCAGCAGUAGCCCAUCAAUGAUAGAAGCCCAGCUCUGCUGGUUCUUCCUCCUUUGCCGGUUUUGAGCAUCUUCACCAGCGCAAAGCACAUGGAAUUAUAACACGAGCUUAGGUAAAUAGUGUAUGAAGAGGAAAAAGAAAAUAGCCAUUCAAAGCAACUUAUCAAGCUGCAUUAGAGAAAGCAUGCACUUCAUGGUUUAUAAAACAGUGAACAUUUGAGCAAUUAAACUCAGCUUGUGAAAAGGGCCUAGACUAUAGAAUGUUUUGAUGCAUUUGCCUUGCCGAAGCCAAGCAAGUCUGGCCUGGGGUAGGGCCUGGGUGAGAGACCACAUGGAAAACUUUCUGUACCAUUGUAAUAAAAAGUGAACCAUGAAGCAGAGUAGAACAUUGGGGGUGGCCCUCACACUGUGCUGCACUGGGUCUCAUGGCCUCAUUGACUCAGAACCCGAUGAAGCCAUUCAGAUGCUGAGUCCCUGCUAGAGGCUCUCAAUAUCCUUUGCAAACUACAGUUCACUGGACUCUUUGCAGUGUUGGAAGCCAUGACUGUUAAAGUGUUAGAACAGUGCUUUAAACGUGUGCUGUUGGUGUGGCCAAAGUAUAUGGUAUGCAAGUGAUUUUGACAGCUGAGACAGAAAAUAAUCUCUCCUCUUCUCUGAAACUAAAAAUACAAUAAUAUAAAAUUUAAAAAUCAGUGCUUUUGUUAAGUCAAAAGGGUGCCAGUAUCCCCAGAAAAAAGCACUGUGAAUAACUAACACUUUGUUGUCCUUUCAUGACACCCAAAACCUGCCGUCUGAGGCAGCCGCCUCACUUUGCCCAAGGGUAGGGCCAGCCUUCCAGCAUCCCAGGUAUGCACUUUACUAGGGUUGCCGUACGUCCAGAAUUCCCCAGACAUAUCUGGAAUACUGUACUCAGAAGCAGCGUCCGGGUGGAAAUCGUAAAAAUGCCCAGGGAAAUCUGGAUGUAUGGCAGCCCAUGUUGGCAGUGUCGUUUUUGGCGAUUUUCCUUAAAAUUAGCUCAACAACUUUGGGCAAAACUUUAAAAAGCUCAAUUAAUUUGCCCCCCACCGCUGCCCAAAAAGCUGUUUGAAAUAUGGCAAGCCUAACUUUACAGGGUUGAGAUGCACCUGUUGCUCUUUCUUUCAGCCAUCUUUUCAUCCCAGAGGAACUUUGCAGAGUAGAGCAGGAAUUUGGGUUUUUUGAACCAGAGCUGUGAGCAACACCCUCUGGUUAUUUUUCUCCCUCCAUAUCUGAAUCAGCCCUUCCCAUAGAAGGAGAAAGACACGUACACACAAAUGAGCACACAUUCUGCUUUCCCAAGUGAUAGCCAGUAAAAAGUAAUCAGAGACUUGAAAAGCCCAUAGAGCUGAUUGGAGAAAUAGGAAAGACUGUCACAUUUCCAACUUCCUUCCUCCGAUCUAUAUACUUCAGGAUAAAGGCAGCCACUCUCAGCACCUCAUGACCAAGUGGGCAGGGAGAGGGGUCCCAGAGGCCUCAUGGGUACCAGGGAAAGACCUCAGGCGCAUUGCUGUGCCUGUAGGUGCCACAUUGACAAUCCUUGCAGUAGAAGUUGCGAGUGCAGCAUUUGCAGCGAUAAACCAAGAGACAGUUGGAGCAGAUUGUACUCUGGAGAUAGGAGUCUUUGCAGCCCUUUCCAUUAGCCAGAAAACUGAAUCAUAGUACAAGUAUAUUGAGAUGUUUGGAAAAUGUUGUUCUAGUUACCUGUUGUUGCUUUUAGAAAACUAUUGAAGGCUUGUCAAUAAGCUCACCAGUAUACCAUAAUCUGGCCUUGACAGUGUGGGUCUAACACCCAAGCUCAGCUGGCUGUGACCCCCUUCCUCUGCUCUUUCUGCAUCUCAAGAAGCUGCAGGGAUUGUGGCCAGUGGAUGACUAGCACCCUCUAGGGGAAAUACCAGGCCAGUGGCUCGCCCUAGAACAAAGAUUGGCUUCGUGCUUGGCAUCAAAAACCACAUUGCAAAACUUUUUCCAUAGUCUGUUCAAACCGAACUCUACAAUCAUGAGAGAUGGACUAGGACUUUUAAUUAAAACUUAUACAUACAUUAUUUUAGAGGUGGACCAUUGCUCCAAAACUUUCUCAGAUUGACUUUGGAGGAUUUUCUGUGUUUUCCUGGGGUGGAGGGAUGGAAAGAACGUUCACAUCUCCAAAGUUAAUACAAAGAUAAGAAAAAGGUUGCAACAUGAACACCAGGCACGUCCCUGAGCAAACCACAAUUGGUAAACCGAGAACAAGUCUUAUUGCAGCGCAUGGUAGCGCAGCAGCAGCAGCAGCAGCAGGAAGAAUGAGUUGCUGAUGGGAUUUAAAAGUCCAACAGCAUCUGGCAGGAAACUCAUAGGAAUAAGUGAAUCUGCCUUUCCCAUUUUUUCCAGUCUUCCAUUCAGUUCUACAUAUUUCCAUAUCAGUUUGGGGGGGACGACGACAAUUUUUAAAGGUUCUCACGAAAAUUCAUUAGCAAAUUUCUCCUGAUACAGUGGUACCUCGGGUUAAGUACUUAAUUCGUUCCGGAGGUCCGUUCUUAACUUGAAACUGUUCUUAACCUGAAGCACCACUUUAGCUAAUGGGGCCUCCUGCUGCCGCCACACCGCCGGAGCACGAUUUCUGUUCUCAUCCUGAAGCAAAGUUCUUAACCUGAAGCACUAUUUCUGGGUUAGUGGAGUCUGUAACCUGAAGCGUAUGUAACCUGAAGCGUAUGUAACCCGAGGUACCACUGUAUACACAUUUCUGCAAGCACUUUUCACUGACAUAAUGCAUUUUUGCAUGCUGUUUUCCGUAACGUAUGCAUUUUGUGCAUAGUUUGCCCUGGCAUAUGCAUCUUCGUACACAACCAGACUGGAGAAUUUCACUGCAAAAUCUGGGGAAGUAGAAAUCUCAGAGGAUGACAAUGUUUCCUUUCCUGUAUUGCUUUAAGGAGUGUGGGUUUGGUAGGUUGCCCUUUCAAUGCAAACCGAGCCAAAUCAUUCUGAGCAGCACUCAUUCAUUAAUUUACUGCAGUUAUAGUCUAUUUUUUUCCACAAGGAAUUCAAGGUGGCAUACAUGAUUCUCCCCCUCCCCAUUUAAUCUCCACAACAACCACCCUGUGAAGUAGGUUAGGCUGAGAGGCAGUGACUGGCCCAGUGUCACCUAGUAAGUUUCAUGAGCAAGUGGGGGGGUGCACCCUGUUCUACCAGGUCCCAGUCCAACACUAACCACUAUGGAACACUGCCUCUCCUUGCUUUAAUGGCCUACAUCAAACCAGACAUAGGUAGAUUUUGGCAAAGCUCUAAUGCCCCAUUUCUCCUCUCUCUCUCUGUGCACCUUCUUCCCCAUUUCCUGUGGCGCCUGUCUGCAGACAAAUGCACACGAGGAUCGGUAUUUUAAACCCAGUGAUGUUUUAUUCCCAGGGUUCAGUUGCUUGAGCAGGGUAAAUAACAGUGUAUUCAGAGAGAGAUGUAGUUAUUAAACACGACUCAGCUGGUGCCAGCAAAAGCUCCGUGCGUCCCAAAGGGAACUGGGAAAUAAAUUACCCACUUACAGAAUGUAAUUGGUGAGGGAUUAAAAAUCAAUAGACAGGCAAGAACAAGCAAGCUGCCUCAGCCGGGCUCUGUGGAAGAGGAGAAAUCCCAUUGCAAGAGGAUGGCACUCUCGUUGCCCAAGAGCACGUGCCCAAGAGCACAGUUUCUGGCUAUCUGGGGGCUCCUCUGCCUUUUAAGAGGUCAGGGGCAAAGAGAUGUUUGAUAGGUAAAACGUGCUGUGGUAGAAUGGACAGGCCUUUCCGCCCAAGUCCCACAGGCCCACUGGAAUGGACUGUAGGAUUUAGAUGCAAGAAACCUUAGAUUCAAGGCCCAGCUCAGCAGUGCUCUAUCCCUUUGGCCCUGCACUGUUUUCCCAGAGGAUCAGAUGAAAUAUACCAAAAUAUGCCUCUAACUCUCCUGGGAACGAAAUCAUUAAAAGUGCAGGAGGCCACUUUGAAGUAAUAGUUCCCCAAUUCGUCCAGCACAGUUGCAUUGGUUUGUGGCCGGCCUUGUGAAAAAGAGCAAGCCCCUCUUUGGCUUUUUGAAAUGAAGCAGAACUGGAAUGAAUGCAGACAAAAGGGAUAAGAAGGAAUACAGCCUUCGGCAGGGCUUGGAAGAAUGAGUAUAGACAGAACUGGAUCGAGGUCUGAGGGGGCAAGGGGCAAAACGUCCUUUGGCAGUGGGCUCAGGUGGGUUUGCCCUGCAGUAAUGGCAUGGCUGUGAGCAACACAGGGCAGCCGUGAUUUCCCACAAUGCUCCAGAGUAAUGCUACAUCAAGAGCAUUGUGGGGAAUUAAAGGGGUGGCUUCAGUCAGCUGCCACAGGGAGUGCUGGGUCAGAAAAUAAUAAUAAAGAGGAUUCCAACAUAAGCAUUAGCUGUGCACCCUGGUGGGGCAUUUGAACUCUGACAGCUGCCCCAAGAUGCCAGGUGCAGAUACCAGCCUUGAGGAUCUGUCAGUUUCAGCUUCUCAUUUUUCUAGUCUUCACAUUUCCUCAUCUCUUUGCAGUUUUUUGAUUCAGCACCUCAUGAAAAUUCUUAUUAUUAAUGAUUUUCAGUUUUAUACAUUUCAAUAAUUUUAUAAUCAUUUUAACAUUUCAAAAUUUGACUUCCUUCCCCCACUUUCUGCAUUUCCUUAAGCUCUCUUUUUAUGUACAGCAUUGUAGGUGCCCAGUCAAUCAUUGCUUUAUUAUUAUUAUUAUCAUUAAUAAUAAUAAUAAUAAUAAUAAUUUUAUACAUUUCAAUAAUUUUACAAUCAUUUCAACAUUUCAAAACUCGACUUCUUUCCCCCUCUUUCUGCAGUUCCUUAAAUUUAUUUUUUAAUAUUUUCUGCAUAUCCAAAUUAAUUUGCUCAUUCAUUCAUCUACUUUGAAUAUAUACUUUUAUAAAACUGCAGGUUAUUACAACAAUCCUGCCAAUGUUCUUAUCUGUUUACAGUUUAUUUGUAAAUAUUCCAUAAACCAUUUCCAUUCUUUUAUAAAAGGUUUGUUAUCUUGAUUUCUUAUUUUUCUGUUAAGUUUCUCCAUUUCUGCAUAUUCCAUAAGUUUUUGAAUCCAUUCUUCUUUCUUCUUCUUCUUUCCCUUUUUGGGCAAGUAUCAUUCUUGCCACUGUAGUCACAUACAUGAAUAAAUUUCUGCACAGUUUGGAUAGUUCUGUCCCUCAUGUAAAUUCAGCAUCAUUUCAUUGCAAACUGUUCCUUACACAUUUUUCUAUGCAAUUUCCCCAAUACAGUAUGCACUUUUUUCUUUGCGAUUUCCCCAUAUAUAAUGCAUUUUUGCAUGUUAUUUUCACCCACAUGUGCAUUUAAAUGAACACUUUGCCCCAGUAUAUGCAUUUUUGUAUGCUGUCACCACCCUGAGACCGGCAGGUUUAGGGCAGUAUACAAAUUUUAAUAAUAAAUCAUCAUCAUCAUCAAUUUUUGUACAUGCUACUUGGCUGGAGAACUGAACUGCAAAAUUUAGAGAGGUGCAAAUUUUAAAAGAUGGCUCAGUUUGCAUAUUGUUUCAGAAGAUGCAGUUUUGAUAGGUUCCCUUUUAUUUAUUUUAUUUAUCCAUUUUCAUAAACUUAGUAUACACACCUUACAUUUUCAUUCUCUAAUUUCUUAUCAAAAGUCUUCCCAAGAGGUUCCCUUUUAGAUGUGAAUUGAAUUCCCCCCCCAUCCCUACAAGAGGGUCCCUAUUUUUAUCUAUGAAGUGUUGGACAAUAUCCUUAAAGUCCGCCGCUUCCUCAAAUUUCACGUUAUCAUUCCCUUUUUGGCCAGCAGAGCAGCAAGAAUUUGGCUCGGAGCAGGACUCCGGCUUAGGCCAUAAGUGAGGCAGAAAUUCGAAUCCUCUCUGAAGAGGCGCUUGCGGUGUGGAGAGAAGUGUCAGGGAAAUUUAAGCUAAGCCAAAGACUACAACGCUAUACAGGGACAGGUGUUGUUGUUUUUAAUAGAGAUGGUUUAUGUUUAACUAGACAAUGUAUGAGCCCUGGUCUCUUAACUAAUUUUCCUAGUGCCUGACAAAGCGUCCUCUGUGCCCUGCUGUUAUUUAUUUAUUUCCUGGCCUGCGCACUCCGACAGGCCACCUUAUUCCCGUUGUCAGACGCCAUUAGAGCCCAGCGCUGGUGCGAGGGCCGUGGAAGACAGAUGCCGGCAAUAAUCGCGAAACACUCAUUAUUUACCAUCACUCCAAUGAUGUUUAAGUUAUUUAUGUCCCUUGGGCAGGGCUGGCAGCGGAGGGUUAUUUGGGUAGUCAAUCAUAACCAUGAAACGGCUUGCUACUUUACUUAACCGUCUCUCUUUCUCUCAGAGCCUCGGUGCCUCCAUCUCUGUCUUUCUCAUUCCAAGUACCCCUUUAUUCCCCAUUCCUUCUCAUCAACCUCCACCCCCACCAUCCGCUCCAUCUUUCUCCACAUGUUCCCAUUGGACCUCUCCCUCUUUCUCUCCUGCAAACUUAGGAAAUGAAAUAGUGCAGGACCCCAGUGAUCACCGCCUUGUACUUUGUUUUAAACUGUUUUUGUUUUUUUAAUUGUAUUUUUAAAUUGUUAUAAUCCACUCUGGGACUGUAUGGUGAGGUGUAGGUAAGGAAGUGUAACAACAACAACAACAAUAGGUAAAGGUAAAGGUAAAGGACUCCUGGACAUCUAAGUCCAGUCAAAGGCAACUAUGGGGUUGCGGCACUCAUCUCGCUUUCAGGCCAAGGGAGCUGGCAUUUGUCCACAGACCUUUACCUUAUUGUUUAGACCACAGUGCCACUUGGGCUUGUCGAUCAGAAGGUCAGCGGUUUGAAUCCCCGCAACAGGGUGAGUUCCCGUUGCUCUGUCCCAGCUUCUGCCAACCUAGGAGUUUGAAAGCAUGCCAGUGCAAGUAAAUAAAUAGGUACCGCUGUGGCAGGAAGGUAAGCAGUGUUUCCGUGCGCUCUGGUUUCUGUCACGGUGUUCCGUUGUGCCAGAAGCAGUUCAGUCUUGCUAGCCACAUGACCCGGAAAGCUGUCUGCGGACAAAUGCCAGCUCCCUUGGCCUGAAAGCGAGAUGAGCACUCCAACCCCAUAGUCGCCUUUGACUGGACUUAACCGUCCAGGGGUCCUUUACCUUUACAAUAAUAAUAAUACUAGCAGCUUUUUUUUGUUUUCAUGAUGAGGUGCCAGUGCUCCUAUAUUGAUAAAAGUGCUGUGGAUGCCCGCACAAAAUGGCAGCCAUGGGCAGCAAAAACAUAGAUGAUAGUACUCUGUACAAGUGAGUACUGUCACAAAAAAGCCCUAAUGAUAAUAAUAAUAGUAAUGAUAAUAAUAAUAAUGCAGUUAAAAACAUUCCCACUGAGGUGUAGUGGGGCACUGCCUCAUUUAUGCUAGUGGGCCAAUCACCACUGAGUGAAUGAGGGCAAAAAUUUGUUCUCUCCUGCUGCGGAGGGUGGAACUUGUUCUAAUGGGCUAAAGUUGUAGGAGGGCAGAUUUUGGUUGGCUCUUGGGUGAUGGUAAAGGUGACCAGUUACUUAAAAGGAUGCUGGGCUCUCUCUCAUUGGAGGACUUCAAGCAGAGGCUGGACAGUUGUCUAUAGGGGAUUCUGUACCUCUGGCCUCCCCCAAGUCCAUGAAUCGAGGAGUCCGUAGCAUGCAGACAUAGUGAUGGCAGACACUGCACCCACUGGAUUUCUCCUAGUUGCUUGACAAUAUAUACAGUGGUGCCCCGCAAGACGAAUGCCUCGCAAGACGGAAAACCUGCUAGACGAAAGGGUUUUCCGUUUUGGAGGUGCUUCGCAAAACGAAUUUCCUAUGGGCUUGCUUCGCAAGACGAAAAUGUCUUGCGAGUUCCUGCGGGGUUUUUUUCCUUCCUCCCCCCUUUUUCCCAAGCCGCUAAGCCGCUUAUCAGCUGACCCCGCUAAGCCGCUUAACAGCUGAUCCGUUAAGCCGCUAAGCCGCUUAUCAGCUGAUCCGCUAAGCCCGCUAAGCCGCUAAUAGCGCUAAUCCGCUAAACCGCUAAUGGGCUUGCUUCGCAAGACGAAAAAACCGCAAGACGAAGAGACUCGCGGAACGGAUUCUUUUCGUCUUGCGAGGCACCACUGUAUACCCAUUGUAUUUAAACAGAACAUCUAAGCCACUGACAAAAUGUUAAAACAUCUUCAGUAGACAGCAACUAUGGAAAUACCAGAGGAGGCCCACAUUCUAUAAAGCACUACAGUGGUACCUCUGGAUACAAACGGGAUUUGUUCUGGAGCCCCGUUCGUAUCUAGAAGCAAAUGUAACUAGCGAUGGCAUGUCUGUGCAUGCGCGCAUUGCUUUUUGUCACUUCUGCGGAUGCGUGUGACAUCAUUUUGGGCAUCUGCGCAUGCGCAAGCGGCGAAACCCAGAAGUAACGCACUCCGUUACUUCCGGGUUGCUGCGGAGCACAACUCGAAUGUGCUCAACCCGAAGCACAUUCAACCCGAGGUAUGACUGUAUUAGCAACAAAACAGAGCAUCAUCUCGAACACUGACAUAAACAUGGCAUGUAAGAAAUCAGCUAUGAAAUUGCAAGGAAAUUGUAAACGUGAUACUGUCCUGGCCCCCCCUGCUGCAUGAAUGACUCAAACUUGGGUUUCUGUUUCUACCAAAAUCUUGACGGUGAAGAUGAGCGCAGUACAUAGGGAAGGCAAGGGUGAAAGGCACAUGGCUAAGCAUGAGCUAAGAUGCUGACCCAACAAGACACCCCCUGUGCCUUCUUUUUAAAGGAUGGGACAGGCACUUAGUGUGGCAAAUGGUCCGAGUCCCCAAACUGGGCAAGCAAACAGGCAUUCCUCUUGGUGAGUUGAGCUUACAAGGUCUUUUUGCACCAACAUUGGCAUCUCUGUGUCCUUGGAGACGAAGUUUCAGCUGAUUUAUGCUCAGCAGCCUCCUUCUUCAACGGAAGCUCAUCACUGAUAGCAGAAGGCACCAAAGGUCAACAGGGGAGAAUGGGCUGGGUGGUCUCGUGAUGCUGGAUUAGAACGCCCCACUUGGUCCCUCCUUAGGAUCCAGCUCACUAUCCUCCAGGCCAGCCCCCCCCCCCAGCCCUAGACUCUUAACAGAAGAAGAGUUUGGAUUUGAUAUCCCGCUCUAUCACUACCUGAAGGAGUCUCAAAGUGGCUAACAAUCUCCUUUCCCUUCCUCCCCCACAACAAACACUCUGUGAGGUGAGUGGGGCUGAGAGACUUCAGAGAAGUGUGACUAGCCCAAGGUCACCCAGCAGCUGCACGUGGAGGAGCGGAGACGCGAACCCGGUUCCCCAGAUUACGAGUCUACCGCUCUUAACCACUACACCACACUGGCUCUCUGACACUUCUUAGGUCCCACCAAUGCUUCUCCCAUCCUGCUGGGUCCCACCCUAUGGUCCCUCGCAUCCCUUCUUUGUGUCAGACACCCCACCCCCAUGACACCUCUUUGGGACUCGUGACAAAUUCACAAUGCUUGCAGGCUGAGAACAGGUUGCUAGGCUUGGUGGGUCAAGGUUGUUCUUAUGUCCUGAUGUACUCAGAAAUACAUCCCAUUGAGUUCAGUGCAAGUAAGUAUGAUUCAGAACAGCAGCCCAGACACAAAGGCCAUUCGCCCGUCUGGCAAGCCCUUCAAGGGUUCAUAGUUGUCGUACAAAGCCUUGGCCUGGACCAGCCGCCAAGUCAAUAAGCCCCCACCUGUGCUCCCGUUCUGCCCUACUAAUCGUGUGUGGCUUUGCGUGGCUCUUGCUAAUGAGGAGUGGUUUGUUUUUAGAAGACAGGAAGCUUUUUGUGGGCAUGCUGGGGAAGCAGCAGAGUGAGGAUGACGUCCGGCGACUCUUUGAGCCCUUUGGCCAGAUUGAAGAAUGCACCAUCCUCAGAGGCCCCGAUGGAGCCAGUAAAGGUGAGGAACAAGAAGCGGCGGAGAAUGGCAUCGGCAACACUGGAAAGGGGUGGCACAGCUUGCUUUUUCCUACUAUGGGGAAGGGCCGUAGCUCAAUAGUAGAGCAUCUGAGCUCUGCAGGCAGACGUUUCCAGGUUCCAUCCCUGCUGGCAUCUGCAGGUGAAGUCUGAAAUCCUGUAGAACGUCUGCCAGUCAGUGCAGACAAAACUAAGCUAAAUGGACCAGUAUGAGGUACAACCUUGUAAAAGGGAAUGGGGGAAGUUAUUCAGGGCUGAGAUCAAGACCCUCCCUGCAAUGUCUGCCACGCAAGCAUAUCUCUGCCAGCUAUUAUUUUGCACAGGAGAAGCCAGGAUAUAAAUAAUAAUAUAGAGGGGUGGCCAAAAGUAGUGGGUCCGAAUGCUGGGAUCUACCUGUUCCAAUCUGGGUCUGGACUUGCCUUUUGCUUCAGCACAUAUUCCCUAUGUAAUAGUAAUAAUAAUAAUAAUUUAUUUGUACCCCACCCAUCUGGCUGAGUUUCCCCAGCCACUCUGGGCGGCUUCCAACAAAGAUUAAAAAUACAUUCAAAUAUCACACAUUAAAAACUUCCCUGAUGUCUUCUAAAUGUCAGGUAGUUGUUUAUCUCUUUGACAUCUGAUGGGAGGGCAUUCCACAGGGCAGGCACCACUACUGAGAAGGCCUUCUGCCUGGUUCCCUGUAACUUGGCUUCUUGCAGGGAGGGAACUGCCAGAAGGCCCUCGCCACUGGACCUUGGUGUCCAGGCAGAACGAUGGGGGUGGAGAUGCUCCUUCAGGUAUACUGGGCUGAGGCUGUUUAGGGCUUUAAAGGUCAACACCAACACUUUGAAUUGUGCUUAGAAACAUACUGGGAGCCAAUGUAGGUCUUUUAAGACCAGUGUUAUGUGGUCUCGGCGGCCGCCCCCAGUCACCAGUCUAGCUGCUAUUUUCCCAUUGCCUGAUACUUGCUAGUAAUAUGCUCCAAUCCUUCUGAGCACCUACAGUAUUAUUAUUAUUAUUAUUAUUAUUAUUAUUAUUAUUAUUAUUAUACUUCCCUCCAUCAUAAGAUCUCAGAGUGGUUCACAGAAUAAGAUGCAGGAUAAAACAAGUAAAUAAUUAAAACUAAACAGCAAAACAAUACCCCUCCUUCCCAUAGACAGAUUUAAAAGGCUGUGGAAUAUUAAUCAGUCAAAGGCCUGGUUGAAGAGGAAUGUUUUUGCCUGCUGCCUAAAAACAUAUAAUGAAGGCACCAGGUGAACCUUCCAGGGAAGAACAUUCCACAAAUGGGGAGCCAACGCAGAAAAGGCCCUUAUUCUCUUGUGGCUAGCCUCUGGACCUCACGUGGAGGAGGCACACGAAGAAGGGCCUCAGAGGAAGAUCACAGGGUCUGGGCAGGUUCAUAUGGAGAGAGACAGUCCUUGAGGUAUUGCGGUCCUGAACCGUUUAAGGCAGCCUUUCUGUGGGUAUUGCAGUCCUUUACCCUGGUUUUGACAUCUAUUGUCAGGUGUUUAAAGCGAUUUUAACAUUGCAUUUUCACUUUGUGGGACCUACAGUGAAGGGUGGGUCUGAAAUUAUUAUUAUUAUUAUCAUUAUUAUUAUGAAAACCCACUGAUUAAAAGGUUGCAGUCCUAUGCACAUUUACCUGGACUAAGCCCCAACCAGGCGUAGUGAACUUUAUUUCUGAGCAAACAGGCACCUAACAGAGCUGCAAAAACAAAACACAUGCUCUGUGUUGUCUGUUGUGAAUGCCCACUUUCAAUUGGUUUUCAUUUAUUAUGGAUAUUGCUGUUGAAUUGCCUCUUGUUUUAAACUUUUGUACAUUUUAAUUGCUGAGAGUCACACUGAGUCCUUUUAUUGGGUGGGGAGAAGCAUCGGCCCAAAAUUUAAUGAUUUGCAACCCUGAAACACACAGAGGAAGAAGCAGCCUCUCUCCCUGUUUAUUAUGGGCAAAUCUGGCCACAUAGGCAGGUGCACGCCAUUCUCAAGUGACAGGGCUAUGCUUGUCUUUUGCUGGUGGAACAUGGGAUGCCGUUCAACCCAAAAGCAAAAUGUGACCUGACCCUGCAAUAAAUGGCAUGCAUUGACUUACAGCUGGGAAAAAGAAUCCUAGAUCAGCCAGACUUUAGGCUACCGCUUGCAUUUCCCCACCUUGACUGGCUUUGCCAAUAUGGAGAUCCACUCUGUGUUUAGUUUUGGGGGUUUUUUGGAUCUGCCUCUGAGCUGACCAUUGAUCCUUUCUUUCCUCUUAGGAUGUGCCUUUGUCAAAUACGGGAGUCAUGCAGAGGCGCAAGCCGCUAUCAGUAGUCUCCACGGCAGUCAGACCAUGCCGGUAAGUGCUGGCCAAAUGGCCAAAUCAGUGGGUUAGAGAGUGGUGCUGAUAAUGCCAGGGUUGCAGGUUCGAUCCCCUCAUGGGACAGCUGCAUAUUCCUGCAUUGCAGGGGGUUGGACUAGAUGAUCCUCAGGGUGCCUUCCAACUCUACAAUUCUAUGGUGGGGGAUUGGUUUAGGUGUUCCCUGUGCUCAGCCAGAGGGCUAUGCAGAAGACAUCCACACCUUUGCCCUUGUUCUUAAACUUCUACUCCUGUGGUGUCUUGCGUGGGAAGAAGUUUGCUGAAGUUUCUCUUCACCAUAAAGCAUCUGAGAUAGUGUCAGGGAAUCCAAGGGCAUUGCUGAGGAUACACCAUAUAUUUAAACCACAUGGUUCCUCAAAAAAAGAGAUACCUGGGAAUUGUCAUUUGUUAAGGGUUCUGGGGAUUUGAGCUCUCCGAGAACUGCAGUUCUUUAAAUGUUUUGUGGUUUGUGCACAGUCAUAGAGAACAUAUUUAUUUGAAUAUAUGAGGCAUCUAACUUUGUGUAUAUUGAUACAAAAUGACGAGACCCACAUAUCCUGGAUUAAUUUUUAGAGUUGAAUUUAGUUACUCACAGGCUUUUGUGCUUCCUUGAUGCAGUUUGACAGAUGAUAGAUAGAUGAUAGAUAGAUAGAUAGAUAGAUAGAUAGAUAGAUAGAUAGAUGAUAGAUAGUUCAGAAAUUUUGAGAGGAAAUACAUAUUUUAUGAGAAAAAUACAUUGAAAUGCACAUGCAAGUUUUACUUAAAUCUUCAUUUUCGUGCAGAUACUGGGGGAGGGGGGGAAUUGCAGAUUAAUGCAGAAACGGGAUGGCUCAAUGAAUGAACACCUGCAAAAGUGACAUAGGCUGAACAUCACCUGAUGUGCCCAGAAUGACUGCAGCUCCUAUCAUUCCUGACUGAGGCUGAUGGGUGCUGGAAUCCAGUAACAUCUGAAAGGCCACAGGGUCUCCUGCAUUAGGACCAGCAGAUAUCAACCCAGAUAGCCUCACUGUGGCUAUUUGGAUCUAGCCAUUGUGCACCCUGCCCUUCAACUUCCUGCCUGCUGUGGGACGAAAGCUAGAGCAUCCUCAUGAGCACAGCUGCAAGAGGAGGAUGGUAGACGAAGGAACUAGCAAAGUGGGAGAGAGCAAGCACAGCGAUCCUUAACUGCUCUGCACCUUUUGGUUGUAGAGGUUGGCACUUGGUGACCCUGUCACUUCCACAAUACCAAAGAAGAGGACAGGGACUAAAAGGUCCAUCAGGAAACAGGGAAUAUUCACAUGGCAGUGGAGCCUGGCUCAUUUGGGGGAAUUGAGGCACUGCCCCACCAGUCUAAGACUCUGAAGCAAGUAGACCAGCCUUCUCCAACCUGGUGCCUUCCAGAUGUUUUGAAUUUCAACUCCCAUCAGCCCCAGCCAGCAUGGCUAAUGGUGACAGAUGGUGAUGACUGUCAUCCAAAAUGUCUGGAGAGGGAAGGCUGGAGUCUGCAGUACUAAGCUAGAUGCACCACAAUAUGGUGGGGAAGUUUUGUACGCCCUGCAGAUAGAGAAGAAAAACAGAGGUGGCCAGCUAACUGCUUGGAAGCUAUAUUGAAAUUAACAGAUAAGCAGUGCUAGGCUCUUUCCCAGGCUGCUCUCAAGCAACCAGAAGCCUUUGUCAUUGGCCCUGUUCCUGUGUUUUCAAUCACAGCUUAACACGCAGCAAUUAAGCAGCUGGAAUUCCCUCCCACUCCCCUUUAACUCAUCAUCUCAGCUCACCCACCUCUGCAGAGCAUAAAAAAUACAUCUAUGACCCAUUUAUUAUUGUGUUUUUAUUCCACCCUUCCUCCAAGGAGCUCAUGGCACAAGGGUUGUAUUGAACAAAGUUAUAUUAGAGGUUACCGUGCACACACUUUUGCUGUGCAGGUACUGGUGACUAGGCAAAACCUCUUUUAAACUGUUUUAGCAGAGUUUAUCUUCUUUCUCUCUCACACGGAACAAUGACAAAGUUUUUUAAAAGAUGACUGACCAAACUGUGAAGUCUCGGUCAAAAUAUUUUAUUCCCAAACCGGUUACAUGCAUUAAGGUUGCAAAGGAACUCUUUCGACUGUUAACACAAACAGUAUACUAGGAAACAAAAGUCUUAUCUCCAACACAUUGUAAACCACAGCAACAGUCCUCCAACAGACUUCAUAGGCAACACUCUUCUGACAUACAUUUGCUAUCAGGUGUCUGCAAACACGAAGCGGGAGUGGUCUUUUUAUUAGCACUUGGCACUAAUUAAGAUCAGAGUGCCACUCCCAAAUUUAAAGGAAAAGCUCUGGAUCCUUCUAGAAACUUUUACUUGUUUCUUUGCAGAACGAUUCCCUUACACCCCCUCUCAGUCGCACAGAAACAAAACAGUAUUAUGAACAUAUACAAAGUAUUUGCACACCAUGCAACACAAUUCCUAACUUCUCAACUAGUUGUGCAUGUCUUUCAAACAUAAGCAAUUUUGUAAAUACAUCUGCCACAUUUUGCCUGCUUUCACAAUAUUGUAGCUUUUUCAGAUUUUGCUUCACAUUUUCUUUUACGUUUUGAUAUUUAAUCUCCACGUGUUUUGUUCUACCUUUAAACAGUUCAAACUCCACCAUUGCAAUGACUGCCUGAUUAUCCUCCCGUACUUGUACUGGAUAAUUACAUUUUACACCUAAGUCAUUGAGAAUCUGUACAUAGUACUUCAAUUCAUUACAUAAGUCUGAUAGAGCAGUGUAUUCAGCUUCCGUGGAGGAAGUGGCUACAAUCCCUUGUUUCCUGGACUUCCAUUCCACCAAAGAAUUACCAAACUGAAACACCAUCCCAGACACUGAUUUUUUGCCCAACCACUAUCAAUGAAUGAACUUCUGAUCCUGAAGAUGAUAAUUUUAAACAAUAGUCAAGUGUAUUUUGUAAACGAAAAAUGCAUUUUAGUCCUUUCCAUGUAUUUUCAAUAGGAUUACUUACAAGUCUACUCAGAAUUCCAACAGAAUAACAAAUCUGAACUGCUCCAUUGUGAAAUAUACAAUAAACUUCCAAUAACAGAAUGAUACGAUUCUGGAUUCACAGGCUCUGAACUAUCCCCUUCAUUUUUGAAAAAAACUAUUUCCAUUGGGGUUUUCACACCUUUACAAUUCUGCAUGUUGUUCCUUUCCUCUGGAACCUUCUAGAAACUUUUACUUGUUUCUUUGUAGAGUGAUUCCCUAACAAGUUAUCCCCUUCCUGCAAGGAAUUCUGCUUGCUCAACAGAACUUUUCCUCCCUUUCCUCACCCUGUGCCCCUGCUCAGAGGGGGGUGGGGUUGCAAGAAAACCCAGACAAGAUGGGGGGGCACAUGGAGGAAGGAGAGGGAAGGGGAGUUCCCUUGUACGAGGCAAGCAGAUAAACUUUGCAUGAACAGGAUGACUAGUUGAAAUUUGCUGUUCUCUGUCAUCUCCAUUUUAUCCUCACAGCUGCCCCAAUGAGAUAGGUUGGAUGAAAAGAUUUCAAUUGGCAGUAAGUUUUAAAGAGGGUUUUGGUCCUGAGGACCAGUCAGAGAGUCCCGAAGAACUGAAUUUGGCCCCCAGGGACUGAGGUUCCACACCUCAAGCAAUAAAGCAAUUUCUCAGAGACAGUGUCUUAUGGAAAUAACAUUUUCUUUCCUUAAAAACAAAACUAGACAAGCAAUCUCAGGAGCCGCUCACAGCCAUAUAGAAAAGGGUAGCCCCACAGAGCAGGCCCCCACCCCUCACAAGACAGUGUUUUUCUCCUUAAUCCAAUCACCGGCUAAUUUAUCCUCUCUUUGAUUGGAUCAGAAUCUCGGGGAUCAAAUCACUUGUUGUAAAAAUAACGCAGGGCCCAUCGUUUAUUCUGAUCAGCAGCUGUGCUCUCUAGGCAGGUGUUAGGAGGUAAUUCAAUCACUGGCUUGAGAAAACUGCCAUUUAAUUAACAAUGAAGGUCACAGUUCUAAAUGAAGGCGAAAGAAAGGGGAAAGAGCCCAGGGAACCAGCCGUGAUUAUAAAAGAGGUCUGCAUUGAUCAGAGAUUGCUCCUGGCAGGGAAGCUGUGCUGAAGAUGAACUCUGAUCUGGUGUGGUUGGUUGGAACAGCAGCAGCCUUUAGAGAGGGGGGCCCCUCACGCACGCACAAUGGUACGUGCUAAUCACAAUUAUCUCACUCUAUUGAAAUCAAAGAGAUGGGAUAAAUACUCAGAGGAGCAGAGGAGAUGCUUUGCUGUUUCUGAAUCUCCUCACAUCCCGCUAAGGUGACUGAGGUUAAAGAAAUACAUUUUCAGAGGUUCAAAGUCCAAGUGCCUUAUCCGUCCCUCCUCAAAAACUUUUUUCCAGAAGGACUUCUUCAUCUACACCAUACAUUUAAAGAACUCUUAUACCACUCUAAUGGUCAUAGCUUCCCCUGCACACAAAGAAUCCUGAGAACUGUAGUUUGUUGUGUGGAGGAAAUCAUAGCACUGCCAGGCAUCUCCUGCUAACAGUCAGCACCCAUAACAAAGUACCAAGGGGGCCAGCAUUGUUUGUUCAUGAGCACAAGAGCUCUUGUGCUAGUGGAUGGCAGACUUUAAAGGUUGUUCAAAGGAAGGAAUCCAGUGCAAUUGCACUAGAGGAAGCUUAUUGCACUGGAGCUGAUUCUUCUUGUGAAAUCUUUUGCAGAAAAUCUUUGGUAAUGUUUUCCCUUGCACUAUGAUGCCCCACAGCACAACAAAUAUAUCACUGCAUUGGGUACAACCUGUGCUGGAUUUCAAUGAAUUCUUUGUGCACUGUCCUGGGAAACUUCAAGUUGAAGGAUGGCUUACAAAUAGAAUAAAUUACCGUAUUUUUUGCUCUAUAAGACACACUUUUUCCCUCCUAAAAAGUAAGGGGAAGUGUGUGUGCGCGUCUUAUGGAGCUAAUGCAGGCUUUGCACGGCUAUCCCAGAAGCCAGAACAGGAAGAGGGAUAGCCUAGCCUGACAUCCCUCUUGCUGUUCUGGCUUCGGGGAUUCAGAAUACUUUUUUUCAUGUUUUCCUCCUCCAAAAACUAGGUGUGUCUUAUGGUCUGGUGUGUCUUAUAGAGCAAAAAAUACGGUACAAUACAGAGGAUGCUGAUUUAAAAGUAGUCCCAUAUUUGUGAACAUUUGUUGAUCAUCACUGUAUUUGUACAAGUACCAAUAACUCUUUAAAAAUAAAAAAUAAACCAGAACAGCUAAAUGAGAAGUGAGAAUGCUCAAUGGCCAGAAAUAUCAAAAAAAGAAAACUACAAAACUAUGAGGGAGGCAUGGAGAAUAGAGUGCUCAGCUGGAGGAGGAGGCCAGCAUAAAUGCCUGCCUGCCUGGAACAUGGAAAUACUCGAACGUUGCAACAUUUUGUUGCAGGUUCUGCUUAUGAAUCAGCUGGUUUUAAUUUUUCCACCUUGGCCAUGCAUCCAGGAUGACUGGUUGCAAAAGAGGAGAGAGUUUCUGUUGUGGGAGGAUUUUGGUAGAUGAAAGAGGUCAGAGGUCAGUGCUUUCUUUUUAGGAAAAAAAGGUGCUGGUACUCACCAUGGUUGUCACAGUAAGUGCCACACUUUUAACGUGGCGGGGGGUGGGGGUGCAGCUGCUAGUACUGUGUACUCUUGAGUACCCCCAGAAAAAAGCACUGUAUGCAGAGGUUUUACUUUAUCCAGUUUGCCUGACCCAGAAGUAAAUGGAAGCUUAUUUGCUUGUUGUGUCCUUUUAUUUACAAAUGUCUUUCUAAUUUAUUUAAACCCUAAUUUUGUAGAUGGUUGACUGGUGACCAUGGCCGGGGUAGUGGGAGCGGGACCAGGGGCAUGGGCAGGGAGCUCAGGAGGCCAGGCCAAAAUCCCCAGAGAGCCAGUACCAUGUAGUGGCUAAUGUGUUGAACUUCCACCUGGUGAGACCCUGGUUCUCCUCCCGCUGAAGUGAUCCUGGGCCAAUCACUCUCAGCCUAACUAAUCUCACAGGGCUGUAGUGAAGAUCAAAGGACGAUUGGCCAUGUAUGCCCCCUGAAUCACUGGGGGAGAAGGGCAGGAGAAAAUAACACCAGUAUGGUUUUCAAAUAUUGGCAGGUAUGCUUGUAAACCAGUGUCCUUCCAGGUGUUCUUGGGCUCCAGUUCUCAUCGUCCACACCCAGCUUGGCCAAUGGGCCAAGGGUUGGGGGUUGUAGUCCACAACAACCAUCUUGCUACAUGCAAGUGCCAGGAUGGCUCAGUCGGAAGAACAUGAGACUCUUAAUAUCUGGGUUUGAGCCCCAUGUAGGGCAAAAGGAUUCCUGCAUUGCAGGACUAGUUGACCCUUGUGGUCCCAGCUCUGCAAGUCUAUGAUUCAGUUUCUCAAAGGAGCUAUUCAAACAACUUUUUCAGCACACCUGUUUGGCUAGCCUAACGCCUGCCUGUGUCUCUCUAGCAGAAAUGAUGUGCCCUAGUUGUUAUCCUUAUGCCAUCAUCCGUAUUGCUUGUCCUUGCUGGGGGGUGGGGGGAUGUGAAUUAUGUGCCAGCUGCCACCGCUUCAUACAGGAGCAAUGGAUACACUCUGCCCCACUCUCUCUGUUUGUGCCUCUGUUUCUCUGUCCACUCUGCUAGGGAGCAUCGUCCAGCCUGGUGGUGAAGUUUGCUGACACAGACAAGGAGAGGACCCUUCGGCGGAUGCAUCAGAUGGCAGGACAGCUGGGGAUCUUCAAUCCAAUGACGAUCCAGUUUGGAGCCUACGGGGCAUAUACGCAAGCGGUAGGAGAUGCUGCAAUCCGCUGCCAGCCCUAUAAGGUGGACGCAUUUAGAACUGGACAAGCCAGAGGGGGCUAGCUUAGCUGUAGGUGGGCGGUGAGCUCACACUGGAUGGCAGAGACAGCUUCCAAGGACGACAGCUGGUGCUCCUGCUAUGCUUUGUACCACAAUUCCUAUCAGCCCCAGCCAGGGUGGAUGAUGGAAGUUGUUCUCCAAAAAUCUGGAGGUCGCCUUCUUGGAAAAGCAGGUUUUGCAUUAACUGGGAAGACAAGUCAAGAGGUCUGAUGGGCACAGGUGGCUUGCUGACUCCUGUGUAAGCUGAAAGAUUAGCUGGGAGCUGAACAGAGUGGGAGUGUCAACAGUGGAGAGAGAUCACCAAAGAAAAAGGCCUUGCCAGCUCUAAGAGCCCAGAAAAGAGGUUUGGAGGUGGAAGAUAUGAAGUGUCAACCUCUGGAGGAGAUGCUGCUGCUCUUUGUCCUGAUAGCUGUUCCAAAGGAAACUGCUGCCAGUAGGCGGAAGGCUGCAGAGUCAGAGGCAAACAUCACAGUCCUCUAUACAGUUUUUAGCCAAGCUACGUGAUUAGCUCCAAUAACAUGUAGCCACCAAGUUGGAAUGGCUUUAAAAGAAGGUUAGAUAAAUCAAUGAGUGAUAAGGCUAUUAGGCAGAAUACAUACAUACUAUGUCAGAGGCAGUUCACCUCUGAAUAUCACUUCCUGUGAAACCCAAGUGGAGAGAGCACUGCUGUCACUCCCAAGUCCUGCUUGCAGGCUUCCCAUAGGCAGCUGCUUGGCUGCUGUGAGAACAAGAUACUGGACUAGUUGGGGCCUUUGGCCUGAUUCAGCUGCAGGACUCUUCCAAUCAGUCUAGAGCAGAUAGAGAGGGGUCUGGUGAUGAGAUCUAAGGCAGGCUGGUGUUCCUGUUAUGGAGCAGGCAGGCAAGUGGCCACAUAGCUCAGCUUGCACCUUCUCUCACUCAGAUGCAGGUGGAACAGAGGACACAGGGCCUUCAGCUUUCCUUGCUGUGCAGGAGAGAGGGCUUUGGCAGGUGCAGUUUGUCGGGCAAGCUGAAAUCUGCACUUCUGCACAAGUCAUGAAGGUGCUGGAACCCCGUGCUUUUCCCUAUUACUUAGACUAAGGAACCAUGCCUGAAACAACAACAUUAUUAUUAUUAUUAUUAUUAUUAUUAUUAUUAUUAUUAUUACAACAAUUCAUAUACCACCCUUCAUCUGAGGAUCAAAGGGCGGUUAACAGUAUCAAAAGACAUAACAUAAUUGGAGAGAUAAAAUUGGAUAUGGAAAUAUCAUGAGAGACAGGACUGAGAAUUCGGAGUUGCUUUGAAGUUCAGGCCGUGGGAAGCCGUAAAACCAGAACUAAAUUUGGAAGACAGUUGGAUUUUUUUAUUUUAGUUUUUUAAUUUUAUUGGAUUAUGAUUAUGAUUUGAAUGGUUUUAUUGGAAAAUUAAUAAACGCUCUAACAAAACAAAACAAAAAGACAUAACAUAAUAACAAACUGUGUCCCCCACACACCCAGUUUGAAAGGCCACAAAUUGUUUAACCAGCCAAAGACCUGGUUAUGGAGGCCUGAAGAUAUGUAAUAGAGACGCCAGGGGAGAGCAUUCCACAAACAGGGAGCCACUGCAGAAAAGGCCCGUUCUUGUGUUGCCACCCUCUGGACCUCUCAUGGAGGAGGCACACCAAGAAGGGCCUCAGAGGAUGAUCUCAGGGUCUGGGCAGGUUCAUAUGGAGAGAGGCAGUCCUUGAGGUAUUGUGGUCCUGAACCAUAAGGCAUUUUAGGGCAACAUCAGCACUUUGAAUUUGGCCCACUAACUGGCAGUCAGUGCAGUGUGCCAAGGAUUGGCAUUAUAUGAUCAAGCUGUUUUGCUUCAGUAAGCAACCUGGUAGCUGGAUUCUGCACCAGCGGAAGUUUCCAGUCCGUCAUCAGAGGCAGCCGCAUGUAUAAUGUGUUGCAGUAAUCUAGCCUAGAGGUUAGGGCAAGCCAGGCCUCUGUUGGUCCCUGGACUGAAACAACUGCAGCACCAUCUCUGGCCAUUCCAUGGGCAGCAUAGCAGAAUAGCAGGUAUCCGAUUGGAAGCUCCUUUUGCCUGAAAGCUGCCUUGGUGGUGCCUCAGGGAAAUAAGGUGCCUGGGUCCUAUUGCCAGCCUUCUCCAACAUGGUACCCUCCAGAUGUUUCCAACACCAACUUCCCUCAUCGCUGAUGGUUGGCUGUGCUGUCGGGGGCUGGUGGGACUUGUAGUCCUGCAACACCUGGAGAACAUCAGUUUGGGGAAAGCUGUUGUACACAAUACUGUUAGACACAGUACUCAGCAUAAGACAUCUUCCUACAUUCCUGCCAUGCCCAGUGUCAACAGCUGGAAAAGGCUCUUGGGUAACAAAGGCAAAACUAACUUGCACCUUCUUGUUUCUCCCCUUCUUCCUCCUCCUCCUCUGUGUCCUCUGCUUCCUGUUCUUGCUUGUUCCUUCUCCUCCUCUCUCUUCCCCGCCUCCACUGCUGCCCCUCUUGCUUACUCCGUUUCUUUUCCUUCUCUCUGCCCCCAUGCCUGUCUUUCUUUCCUUAAGAUAAUGCAGCAGCAGGCAGCUCUGAUGGCUGCAGCACAAGGAACUUGCCUCAACCCCAUGGCGGCCAUUGCGGCGGCACAGAUGCAACAGAUGGCGGCGUUUAACGUCAGCGGGUUGGUUGCUGCUCCCAUGACACCCUCAUCAGGUAUUUGCCACUAGGGAUGGUAGAGAAAUUCAGCUCAGUUCACAUUCGAAGGCAGACAUACAGAACAGACAGUUUCCAAAACAAAAAUGGACCAAAACAUGGUCAGAAUUCAGAGCUCACACUUUUUCCAAAUUUUGCAAUGCAGUUCUCCUGUGAAGUUACGUGUACAGUAAUGCACAUACUAGCCAAAGUGUGCGUACAAAUAUGCAUUUUGGGACCAAACUGGCAAUGACCAGGACUCACUUGCUCUUGAUGACUGCAAAACAGCCCAGAUGAAGAAGUGGAUUGGUUUUUAACACCUGACUUCAACCAACCAGAUUCCUACCUGUUCUAGUCAGAGACCUCACCCAUCCUCUGUGUCUGAGAAAUAGCCAGCAUCAAAGGCCAUCUCUAAUUUGUCUCUUUCUCCCCAACUUCUUGGUGGUCCAUAGGUACAAGCACACCUCCGGGGAUCAGCACAGCACCUGUUCCCAGCAUAGCCACACCCAUCGGGGUGAAUGGAUUCAGCCCUCUCCCACCACAGACCAAUGGGCAGCCAGCAUCAGAAACUAUUUACACCAAUGGAAUCCAUCCAUACCCAGGUAAGGUUUUUGGCCAAAAUAAUAAUAAUAACGGAGGCAGGAAACAAUGGGUGUGCUGUUCAAGCUCCCUACCAUUUGGCUGCAGGAGGAAAACUAGUCCUUUGGGACCCCAGGAGGACUUAAAUGCCCAGCUGGCGCAGUAUAAAGAACAAACAGGAAACUCAUCCCUGUCUCUCUAUGUGCAACUAUGCCCCUAUGUUGAUGCAUAUACACUUUGGGAGGUUAUAUAUCAUUUUAAAAAAGCAACCUUCCUUAGUCCAGUCUUGUAACUAAGCUUGCAAAAGUUACUACCCUGACCUAUUUUUGCUAACAGGCUAGUAUCCUGUGUCCUAUGCUGGAUGCCUUGGAUAGGAAGCUUCCUCUUUCUCAGCUAGCAUGAAAAGGCAGGACACCAGCCUCUUAGAAGUCUAGUAAAAAAGAAAAAAGCUUUCUACAAAGCAGGCAAAUGGAAGAGGAACAGAGCUGAGGGAUAGGUUCCCUUUCUCUACAGCCAGCGGAGAAAAACCAAGAGGACUGAUGGAGGAGGAAUGGAGAGAUCCUUCUGUCCUCCACCUCUGCUUGCUCCCUUGAUAGAAUUCAAUGCACUCACCUGCAUGGGAUUUCUGCUCACCUUUGGCUACCAAGUAGUGCACGGCUGCCUUGGUUCCUAAGCCAGUUUCACAGCUGGUGUCAGUCACAACUAGAGAAUUUACACAGUCCAAGCCUCUGCUGCCUUUUUCAGUUGAAUGGUAGUUGAGCUAAAACUAAUUUCCAGCAACCUUCUAACGAUGCCAUUGCCUUAUUGCAGACUUUCCCAACCUGGUGCCCUCCAAAUGUUGUUGGGCAACAAUUCCCAGAUAGCAUGAGCAGUGGGGAGCAAUGAUGGGAGUUGUAAGCUAGCAACACCUGGAGGGCACCAGGUUGGGAAAGGACUCCUUAGCGGAUGAGAUCUCAGGGAGCUGUGUUGCAUCCACAACCUGCAGAUUCCCUCCAUUGCUCACUCUGAGCUAGAUAUGAGAUUUUAGGGCUCAUCCAGCUUGUCACGUGCCUAGAAAACACAUGUCCAGGUUGUUUUCCACUUGCCCUGUGCUUUCUAGGUACAGAUCUCCAAGCUGUUUGCAUUUUCUUUGCCCUGGAAAACCUGCUCUUUAGCGCUAAAUCGAAGCAAACGACAAUCCCUGGAAAACCCUAUUUGUUCCUAGUCAGCUCUAAACUGCAGGUUUCCCCAGGGGCAGGGGAAGCAAAUGGAGGUGUGGGCAAGUCCUUAGAGUUCCUCUUUCCACAGAGAAGGGCAGCAGGCCUAUUGUCAUAGAGCAAAUGUUUGCACUGGACCCAGCCUGUUGUUCUCAGAUAUGUGGCCAUUAACGGUAACAAAUAGGGCAAAAGUUAGAGGAUCCAAGAGGUCCAGGAGGAUGAGGAGCUGGAUCAAAGAACCAGAGUCAUGUCAUGCAGUUUGUGUAGUUUGCUCUCAAGUAGUUUGUGGCACAUGUAGCUAGACUCUGAGGAGCGACAGAGGAAGAGGAAUGUAAUGGGAAGCCAAGGAGAUAUCUCGAGUGGUUUGCUGCCUGCCCCAGUGAUUGUGCUGCUCUGAAAGCUGUUCUCCUUUAGUUGCACUUGCUUACUCUCUUCCUUCUUCCUUCUUUUCUCUUCCCAGCUCAAAGUCCCACUGUGGCAGACCCCCUCCAACAAGCCUACGCAGGCAUGCAGCACUAUGCAGGUCUCAAACAUUGCUUUGCCUGUCCUCCUCGCCUCCCCUCUCUCUGUCUGCCUUUCCCUCUUUCCCUGCAUCUUUCCAUCUUUCCAUGGCAUCUUUGUGAUAAUGUUGAGCAUGAGCAAAAGAGCCAGAUGCAAGGAGGAUGCUGUGGGGAUAUGGAUAAAAUUUCUCCACUCCUCCUUAAGGAAUCCUGGCUUCUCCAUUCUGUGGCACACCUGAAGUAGGAGUGGGCAGCUUUGGGGGAACGUGUCUUAUACUAGGAAGGAAGGGUGGUUCUUGGUGGAAUAUAUCAGGGCCCAGCUGCUGCGGGUUUGGUGUCAAGAAACACGCCAAAGAAACUAGGAAGGGAGUGUUUGAGAACAAGCAAACACAGGAUGUCUUGCCCAUGAGAGCGGCAGAAUGUCAAGCCCCUACAGCAGAAAGAAAACUCCACAUGUCCAGAAGCUGAAACACAACUUACCAUAAUUUUCGCUGUAUAAGACACACUUUUUCCCUCCUAAAAAGUAAGGGGAAAUGUGUGUGCGUCUUAUGGAGCGAAUGCAGGCUGCGCGGCUAAUCCAGAACAGUGAGAGGAAUCGCUGUGCAGUGCUCCCUCUUGCUGUUCUAGCUUCUGGCUUAGCCGUGCAAAGCCUCUUCAGGGCAUGGGAAGCCUUCAUCCUGCUGCCCUGAGGAGGCUUCGCGUGGCUAUCCCAGAAGCCAGACCAGCAAGAGGGAUCGCUGUGCAGCGCUCCCUCUUGCUGUUCUAGCUUCUGGCUUAGCCCCUCUUUCACGAGCCCCCGAGGAGAAAAAGCCUGCAAGUGCCGCAUACACAUUCCACAUGGCUCGUGAAAGGGAGUGCUGAGCAGAACCUGGGAUGCAUACAGACUCUGCUCAGCGCUCCCUUUAAAGAAUAUAUUUUUUCUUGCAUUCGCCCUUUAAAAACUAGGUGCGUCUUAUGGAGCGAAAAAUAUGGUAUAUGAAGCCCCAAAAUAGCCACAAUUGAGGCAACAGUCUGUAGCAGUGGCCCAUUAUUUGUCCUAAUGGUGACACGUGGUCCUUUUGUGCCCAUGGAUGGUACUGCUGGGCUAGUCAACUGCUAGUCUGAUGAGUGGGUGAAAUGAAGGGCAGGGCUUCUUUUCCUGUUAUGUAGAAGAGGGCAUAUCAGCAAGAGCAGUGUGUGUUGACCCCUCAACCCAGCAGAAUUUAGUCCCAGUCUGAUGGAUGGAACCAAAACAAGCUUCCCUUCAACUCUGUAGUCCCAGAACUACCGGGAGUUGGCAGCAGGCUUCCUGCAGCUGCUCUUUCUCUGCCCAAAUGAUGGCACCAAGUUGGUCUCCCACCUUGCCAUGAUUCUCUUCCCGGGACACAGAGAAUGCGACCUCCCAUUGGCACCUUAGCUCCCUGGUUGAUGGAUGGAGCCAAACUGUAGUGCUGUGCUGAAAGUUUCUUCUGCGUUUCCCCCCAACCAUUUUCCAUCAGAUCAUGGGAGAAGAAAUGGCAUUUGAACAUUAUCAAAGGAGAAGUACAUUUUUGGUGACAUUCAUGUGCCUUUCUGCCCAGGCUUCCCAUGACCUGUAAAAUCAGACCAUCUUGUUGUUUGUUGUUUGUUUUAAUUCCCUUAAUUCUUUUUUAUAUAUACUUUUAUACUACUGUUUUACUGGUUUUAUGUUGCAUUUUUGUUUUUAGGGUAAUAUUUAUGGUUUUUAGGUUGUACACCACUUAGAGAUUUAAAAAAUACUAAGUAGUUUAUAAACAGUUUUAAAGAAAUUAAGACAUUUGUAAUGUGCGAGGGUUUUGUUGUACCUGCCUUACUUACAAGGGAGUUGACGAGUGUUAGUGGCUGUUUAUUCUUCAUGGGUGCUCACACUUGGUAAGAACCCCCUUGAUGUCCAUAGGUGGGUUUUCCUGGAAGCAUAAGAAACAAGAGAGGCUGUCUGCUGUUCUCCUGACAGAUGUUCAUUGUUAAUUGUUCUUAUGUGAGGUCUUUUUCUUAACCUUUUAAAGAAAUCAAUACAGAAAAAAAUAAGUAAGUGGAAGGGAUUCCCUUUUUCAGAAAAUGAAAUCACACCAGUCUCCACAGUGUCCUAUGCUUCAGUCAAAACCCCGAAGAAGACAUCAAGAGGUAUCUCCUCCAUGGAGAUUUCUCAGGCCAGGAAGGACAGAGAGGUUGAAAAGUGCUGGAAAAGUUUUUAAAGGACAGAAAAACACCCACCACCCUCAGCUACCUUGCAAUUAUAAGGCAAUCUCAACUUCACACACACCCAGAUCCUAGACAUUGCUACAAAUGAGGCAAAUGAACUAGAGGCCUCAUUUUCAGAAGCAAACCUUUGAGAAAUGGAGAACAGAUUCCACUUCUGCUUUCCUUCAACAAUGCAGUCCCAGGGCAAGUGGCAGCUAGACCCCUUUUUUCUGCCAGGGAAAGGUGAAAGCAAUUAUGCACUGCAAGCUGGAGGUCAGGCCUGGAAACGAUACCUGAGAGACGCACUGACAUGCCUAGUCAGCCACAAACCAGCAAGUCCCCUGCACUGGCCAGUGAUUAGUUUAAAUGAGAAUACCAAUUCAGGCAAACAGUAUACACAUCCCAUUAGAAGGCAUGUACAACCCUGCAUGUCAGGCUGCAUCUAAGGCAAGUCCUUGGAACAAUAUGUUGGAACAUGAAGAAACAGCUCGUAGAAUGUGAAGAAGAGAGAAUGCUUGGGUGGACCUGCCAGAAUCUCUACAGUCGUAAUGCACUGGGGCACCCAUGGUUCAGAGAAGAGGAAGUCAAAGCCAAUGUUGCUGGACUUCCACUCCCAUCGUCCCUGGCCAUUGACUCUGUUGGCUGGGCCUGAUGAGAGUUGGAGACCAAUAGCAUCUAGAGGACACCAUUUUGGCUGCCCCUGCCAUGCUUUGCAUGUCUGAAAUCCCAUGAUUAAUCCCUGGCCUUUGCAACUCAACGCUCUCACGUAGCAGGGGACAGGAGAAACAUCUACCUGACACCCAGGACAGCCACUGCCUGUCAGGGUGGACAACACCGGGAUAGAUGGACCAACAACACUAGUGUAAGGUGGCUUAAAUACGUUCAUAAUUUGGUGUGCCUAAAAUGCUCUUUGUGCUAGGCUUCACGCAGCUCCAAAGGUUUCAUUCAGACCUCCUGAACCACACAAGCAGCCUGUGUCAUGUACUCUUUGGGACUGUUCCAUGAGCACAAGCCAACUUGAUUGUGGAGGCAGCAAAGCAAUCUUUUUGUAUGUAAUCUGUGCAUACAUCUCUGGAAUUGAGUCAUGCUCAGGAUCCACUGCUGAGCAUCCCACUUUUGUCCCCCAUUGGUUUUGCUUUACCAUACUUUUCUCAGCACUAGCAGGAGGCUCUGUUUGCCCUGACCAUUCUGCUUUUGUGUGUUCCAGCAGCAUACCCAGCCGCCUAUGCACCAAUCAGCCAGGCCUUCCCCCAGCAAGCUCCCAUCAUCCCCCAGCAGCAGAGAGAAGGUAAGAUGGGUUGUGGGCAUUUCAGAGAGCAGGGAUUCCCGCAAUUGCAGAGUCAUACUGCUGGGAUCGAUAAUGAAUUGCUUUGUGCAUGACUGAUAUCACCAUUGCUAUCCAGGAUGGGGUGGCCUAACACAAAAUAAAUAACCAAGAUGAACAAAUGUAAAAUAAGUGGUUUUUUGUUUUUUUUUAAAGGAUUUUCCCAUCCUUCCGUAGAACAAACUAUCAAAUUUAAAUGCAACUCUAAAUGUGCAAAACACUAAAAUAAUAGCUGUAUUUCUGUUUGUGCUCAUGUCCUGCUUGCAGGCUUCCCAGAGGCAUCUGGUUGGGCACUUUGAGUACAAAAUGCUGGAUUAGAUAGGACAGGGGUAAGGAACAGGACCAGCUGGCAGGCUGGAUCUUGAGGUUCCCCCAUCCAGCAUGAACCACUUUGACAGGUGGGUGGAGCCACCUGCCUUUCAACCACCAUGGCAUCAGAUGAGUCAACUUGUGAGCCCACUGGGAGUGAGUUUCUGGUUCUCUUCUGCCUUCUUUUGCAGCCCGUCUUGAACUCGACAGAUUAAAACAGAUAUGACAGCUGAAUACCUACCAUGUGAAUGCAACUCACUCCCUAAAAGACUUGUGAACAGGAAACCUGACUAUCCAGUGCUGUUCUUUUGGGAUUUGAUAGGGAGAAAGAUGUAUGCCUGACUAGUUCAUAUAAUGCAUUUCGAUGCAUGUUUGGACAAAAAAAAAGCGCCUUUUCUUGCAGUCCCCUUCUUCCUGAGAUCUGUAAUGUACAAACUGACAGCUACAUAAAUGGUCUGGUGAUGAUUAGAUGACAAUAUGCAAAUAUUGACAGAACGGCAGGUGGCUUGGAUGAUUAAAUCAACAUGCGGGUUGGUAGAAGGGUGGCAGAAAUUCAGCAAAGAGAAAAUAGAAACAAGACUACAAAGAAGUGUGAAUGAGGUGAACACAACAAAAAGAAAGAUGGAGAGUUGAGUUGGAAGGAGGCAACACCAGAGUUCUGAGUAUGAGGAGGAGGUGCUGAAUGAGUCAGACCUCUUGGGGAUGCAUUAAUGAACAAAGGAACAUGCAGGGUGGACUCACAGUCCUUGCCCCCGUGGUUCUCCAUCACAUCAGAAAGCAGAAUGUUGAAACCUUCUCCUAUGAAAUAAACCCCUCGCCAACUCUCACAAAGCCCUUCUGCAUGGCUGGACUGUGUCCUUUAAAUGUGGCAAUGCUCCUUGCUUGCCUCCAGAUGUUGUGGACUGCAGCUCCCAUCAUCUUUGACCAUUAACCAUGCUGGAAGAAGUUGAUGAGAGGUGUGGCCCACAACAUCUGAAGGGCACCAUUGUUGGCAACCCCUCAGUCAGGAGAAGAAAGAUACAUCUCUGCAUGUGCCUCCAUAGCUGAAUAAGUGUGAGGACAGAGGCCUAGAUAUGUUGAGAGGUAUGUAGAAAUACAUUUCCUUGUUUCCCCUUAGAAGUAGAUGGAAUCGGAGCACUUCAGGCAUCAAAUUCUCCCACAGAUGAGUUGGCACUAUAGUUCUAAACCAUGAGGAUGAGUGUGCAGAUUACCAGAAGAAAGAGGUUGUAAGAGCAACUGUCUCUGUCUUCAGCUGAUCCCAUGUGGUCAUCCUCCUGAUCCCUGAUGUGGUCUCUCCACUAGCAGGAGAUCACCAUGUCCCUAUGCAGUUUGUGGGUGUCAAGAAAUGCUAGUAGGCAGCUUUCAUAAAACUAGGGAGGUUUUACAAAAUAAAUGAGUGGGUAAGCAGCAGCACAUUUCUGAUUUAAGACAGGGGAACUGCAAGUUGCAGAAAGUUAAUUUGCUGGGCUGAAAACUUUUGGUCUCAACUGCAAUUGCUAUUGAUUUAGUGGUUCGUUUCUAUUUGCCCGAACAGUCAUUUCUGUUGACUGUGCUGCUUCCAGUUGUUCAUCUGACUGAUCAGCUGAGGCUCCUUCCCUUUGGCAGUAGGAUUAGAGCCCCCUCCAGACCGGUGGCGGCUUCUUCUUCUUUUGCAGGUGUAUUCGGUAAUAUACCACUGACACAAUAAUAGCACUUUGAUGAUGGACUGACACUGGGCUGUCCACACAUCAUUCGGCUUUAUUAGUUGUUAUGCAAAGAUUCACCAAAGUUGUUGAAUUAUUGCCAUCUGGAGGGACAACUCUAAAAACAACAAAAGCAGGACAAAAAACAGCAACCCUAGAACAUCUGUGGCAUGGAAUGUUUUGACAGGAAACCAUGGGGCCUGUACCUGUUGCAAAAGAAGCAGUAUUACAGCCCCCAAAACUUUUACAGGUGCAAGUGGUGAUUGUGUAUAACUGCCCCCAUAGCCAUCAUGAGUAUGAAUUCUGAUGAAUUCUUAAUAGAGGACAUCUGGAGGGGCCCAGUGUAAAAGCCAGGAAGGAAAGGAUACAGAAAUUAUCCCCUUAUAUCUUAAAGACUGACCCUGAUGGUAAUAACAAGACUCUUCGGUGUGGAUCUAAGGGUUCGUUCAACACUUCCACUUGUCCCAUGCCUAGCCAGCAUGGGGCUGAGAAAUUUUCUGCUUCUUGCAUGCUUUCCAGGUCCAAGCGAUUUUGCCAUUGUCCCACCACUUACCUCAGAAAACCCGCUCUUUGGUUAUAAAUCGGAACAAACAACGAUCUGCAGAAAACCCAACUGCUCUUUGUUCCUGUUCUGUGCUAAACAACAGGUUUUACUGGGGGAAAGCAGUGGGGCAAACAGAAGUGUAGGUGAGCUGUUGGACUGCAGCUGAACUAGAAAUUAUUAUUUGAGUAAGGACACUCUGUUAUAUAGCCAUUCUGAGACCAUGUUCUGACAUUCUCGGAAAGAACUCUCUGUAUAACUGGGAUUGAAUUGAUUUUAAUAUACACCUAGAUAUUUGCUCAAGGUGUGUCAUGAUUCUUUUUAGCUUUAUGUUCUAGCAAGCUGAUGGAUAUUAGAAAAAAACACAAUUGCAAUGAACUGAUUUUUAAAAAGACUUUUAUCUGCUGAACUAGCAGAUAAGCGAACUGCAACAAUCAGUGCAUUGUGAGAAAGUAGCCAAACAUGUUGCGCAUGGCCUCUUUGCUGCUAACACAUGUCUUUUCCUUUGUGUGUACACCUUUGUCAUUAUCCCAGGUCCCGAAGGCUGUAACCUCUUCAUUUAUCACCUGCCCCAGGAGUUUGGGGAUGCAGAACUUAUGCAGAUGUUCUUGCCUUUCGGCAACGUCAUCUCUGCCAAAGUCUUUGUUGACCGUGCCACCAACCAAAGUAAAUGCUUUGGUAAGUAGCUGACGUGCUUCCUUUGAGAUUUUAGGAACAUAGGAAGUCAUCCUAUACUGUGUCAGAACAUCUGUCAGUCUCGCUCAGUAUUGUCUAUGCUGUUUGGCAAUGGCUCUCCAGGGUUACGGUCUCUCCCAGCCCUACCUGGAGUUGCCAGGGAUUGAAUCGGGGCCCUUUUACACAUGCUCUGUCACUGAGCCGCACAUCCCUUCUCCAUUGUGUUGGUAGCUGCUGAAACAUGUGUGUUCUUCCUGCACUUCGCACCACAAAUAGAUGGCAAGUAGGAUUUUGCUAUAUAAGGAACUCUAGCUCCCAGGAGCCAACAUGCAAUUCUGCACAUUUCAGAAUAAGAUGUGACAGAAGGGGAGAAUAAGGAGGGAUAAGGUUGACUAUUGUCAGGCAUCAUCAGGGGUCAGACUCCAGGCAGUGGAGUUCCAGGAUCCUGGGCAGCUGUCAUAAGUAGAGCUGGAGCAGAUUCAUGACCCAAAAGCAGCAAUCAGGGAAUGGGAACAGGAGGUCAGGCGGGUCCUCAUACCUGAGACAAGUGGCUCAGACCAAGGAGCAAGCUCUGAAGCUAGGAUUUUGGGAGGUGUGAUAGACAGGUUCAGCCCUUGGGGGACAACUGAUGGGACAAUGCUCAAGCAAACUUGUACCUGCUUUGGAAGGGAGGGUAACUGCAGAGAAGAAAGGCAUUAGCAGGGUUUUUUUUAGCGUUCCUCAAGAAUACUUGCAGGGGUGGAAUUGGAAUUGUUUGUGUAUACUCAAGGAACACAACCCACCCCCCUCAUAAUUUCAAGGCGAGUUAAAGGAAUUGUGUCCAUCGCUAGUAUUAUAGGCAACAUCCAAUCAUGAGGUUCACCCAUAUGGUUUGUUUCCACUCCAACAUCUGGAGAAACUUCGCUGGUUGGUGCUUGUAUAUGCCACCACUGUAAUGUAAAACCAGGCCACCUGGAAGCACUUUUUUGGCAAUUGCUACAUUGCCCAAGUGUAAAAAAAAUGGUCUUUGAUAAUGAUACAGUAGUUUAGGAAUGGGGCAUUCCGUCUUGGUUCACAAGGCUAUCAUGGGCUGUUUCAUCCUUUUAGUGCCAUAUAUCUGAGCAGGGGUAGUCAACACGGUGCCCUCUAGAUGACAGGAAGCUGCCUUUUACAGAUUCAGACCAUUGGUCCAUCUAGCUCAGGGGUCAGCAACCUUUUUCAGCCAUGGGCCAGUCCACCAUCCCUCAGACCAUGUGGUGGGCCGGACUAUAAUUUUUUGGGGGGGAUAUGAACAAAUUCCUAUGCCCCACAAAUAACCCAGAGAUGCAUUUUAAAUAAAAGCACACAUUCUACUCAUGUAAAAACACACUGAUUCCCAAACCGUCCGCGGGUCAGAUUUAGAAGGCGAUUGGGCUGCAUCCAGCCCCUGGGCCUUAGGUUGCCUACUCCUGAUCUAGCUCAAUAUUACCUGGACUGACUGGCAGCAGCUCUCCAAGGUUUUGGGUGGGGGACAUUCAUGGGCCUAGCUAGAGAUGCUGGGAAUUGAACCUAGAACCUUUUGCAUGCAAAGCAGAUUUUCUACCACUGAGCUAUGGCCCCUUCCCAUAAGCUGUGGCCUCAGCUCCCGUCUGCCCAAGUCAGUGUGGAUGAUAGUCAGGGAUUAUGAGAACUGUAGUCCAACCACAUCCGGAGGGCACAGUGUCGGUUGCCCCUAUGGAAAUGUUACUUACAUAUUGUAUCCAACUAAGUGCUACUCAGAAUAAACUCAUUUAAAUGAAUGCUCUAAGUCUGUUAACUUCAGUGGGUCUACUCUGAGGAGGAGUGGGAAGCAACCCUUAUUUUCUUACAUUAUUAGCGUGCCUUCCUUCCGUCACAAAACCAAUUGGUUUAGCUUCGUUUCAGCAAGGUGGGGGCCUCAAGUGCUUUCAGAUCAUUUCCUGGGACUGCAUUAGGAACAAUCAGAAGAGUUUCUAUAAACACACUGAAAAUAUCCAGAAAGUGGAAAAAAAGGCCAUUCAUUAGAGGAAAGAGUACUAGUAAUCCACAGUACAAUGAAAGCUAAAUUGCUCAAUGUCUACUUCACUUUGGUUUUCGCCAGUGAGAUAAAUUGUGACCAGAUGAUUAGUAGAAUCGAUAUAAACAAUGAGGGAGGGACAAAGGUUAGGAUAGGCAAAGAUCUGUUCAGAGAAUAUUUGACUAUCUUAAAUGAUUAGAAGUCAGCAGGUCAUGAUGAAUUGCGCCCUGGGAUGCUGAAGGCAUCUCCAAACCACAAAGCAAUCAUUUUUGAGAAAUCAUGCAUGACAGGUGAGGUUCCAGUGGAAUGGAAAAAGGCAAACAUAAUGCCCAACUUUAAAAGCAGGAAUUUAUAGGCCCAUUAACUUAACUUCUCUCCCUGGGAAGUUACUAAACCAAAUCAUAAAGCAAUUCAUUUGUAAGUAUCAAAAAGAAAAUGGAGGGCCAAAUUUACUAAUAUGCAGAGUAGGCACUAAUCUAAGGCCUCAAAUUAGAAGACCCCAUACAAAAAUGCAACGGAGGCGUUGCUUUGCAAGCAUAAUUUGCACCUCAUGUUGCUGCAAAUAAAGUCUGACCACUUAAUUUAACUUACAGCCACCAGCUUGGGAGUUUCGGAAGCCAAAGUUCAUUGUCUAACGUAGCCUGAAUAUUUCUUAGCUGCAAGGCCCUGCACGUCUGGCCAAAUCCAGCACCAGCAGUUGAGAUCAUCCUACACCAGCACACCAGCAAGGUCCACCACUUAUGCCUGUCUGUCCGCUACACACACACACACACACACAGCUUAGUCUGAGAACUACUCUUUUCAUUUCCUGCAGUGUCACUGAUGUAGCAUCACUCCAAUGCAUUGUGGAAGGUUAAAAUGAACCUCCUACCCACCGAGGGCUGCCUGGUGCUCAUCAAAGGCAGUGCUGAUGCCUGCACCACUGCCAGAUUAAGCCUGCCAGUGGGCAGAUGUAAAGGCGUGUCUUCCAGCGGGCACUUUGCCUCAGAUCUGGAGCCAGCUGUGAAUCUGGUACCUAGCCUCGCCCACACAGCUGAUGUAAUGGCACCAUAGACUACAGUAGCCAUUCCUGCAACCUGGUGCCCUCCAGAUGGUUUGAAGUACAAGUUCCAUCAGUCAGGGAUGGUGAGAAUUGCCGCCCAGAAACUCUGAAAGACCACAGGUUGGGGGAAAGCAGACCGCAACAAUGCAUUAGGCAUGGGACUGGCUUUGCAGACUACCUUGUUCAAAACAGAGCCACUAAGCUAAUGUCUGGAACACAGCAUCGGGAUCACAUCCUGCUGGUGCUUAAAGAGCUUCAUUGGCUUCCAGUCCUUUCCCAAAUACAAUGCAAAGGGUGGGUGCUUACAUCUUAAGACCCUAUGCAGCUUGCAACCCGGAUAAUUGAGGAGAUGUUUUCUCUCGCAUCAACUUGCCUGUAUGUAAGAUCUUCUUCAGGUAUGCCUCCUUAGGGGAAGAGGUGCAUGUGCAAGGGGCCAUAGCUAGAAAGGGUCUCUCUCCUCUCCAUCCAUCAGCUUAUGCACCUCUUUCCCUAGGGAGACUCACCUGACACCUGUGGCAAUGUCUUUCCUGGGUUUGCUUUUAGCAUGGCCUUUUCUUGUGUUUGUAUUAGUUACUGUAAAGUGCUCUGGGAUUUCUUAAUGGAAGGGCAGUAUGCAAAUAUUUCAAAUUAGGGGUUGGCAACCUUUUCAGGCCUGUGGGCACUUCUGAAUUUUUGAGUGAGUGCUGUGGGUGCCACGCACCUCCAGGGCCACUUCUCUCUCACAUCCCCUGUCAGUCAUUACUUAUUGAAUAAAUGUUGUGGCUAUAGAUUUAAAAAAAUAAAAAAAUUAAGCAAUGCAACUGUUGCUGGGUUUUUCUAAAAGGUAUGCAGACUUUUGUCCUGCACUGGAUCCUUUAUGUAUUAAGAUCAAAAAUAAAGUAAGGGCUUGCUCAAACACUGCUUCAGCUUAUUUUGAUGUUGAAAGGGCAAACGAAUUAUACAGCCAUUUCAGCAUAUUCUCAAAUGGUUAGCACAUCCUUCCAAACUUUUCAAAGUCCCGUUGAGUGAGUACAUGUCAAUACAUUAUUUUGAAGUGUGUUAGAAACAUUCUGCAGACUACUAAGACCCUGUGAAGUUAACUAGCAGGCCAUGAUUAUAAGAUAAUGAUAAUAAUAAUAAUAAUAAUAAUAGUAAUAAUUUAUUAUUUAUACCCCACCCAUCUGGCUGGGCUUCCCCAGCCACUCUGCGCGGCUUCCAAAAGAAUAUUAAAAUACAUCAAAGAUGUUCUCAUUGCAGUGAAAAAAGAUGGUGUAUUUUGGCUUUAAGGCAGGCACCCCCAACCUUCGGCCCUCCAGAUGUUUUGGACUACAAUUCCCAUCAUCCCUGACGUCUGGUCCUGUUACCUAGGGAUCAUGGGAGUUGUAGGCCAAAACAUCUAGAGGGCCUCAGGUUGGGGAUGCCUGCUUUAAGGUUUUCCUCCGUGUCCACACAACACCCCAGGUGACCCAAAACCAAACCUAGACUCCAUGAGUUAAAUGGAUUGGAUUUCUUAAAUUUUGCUUUCAAUGACCAUUGUUAAAGAAGAAUCUUGUGUGGCUGGAAAGUGAACAGUGGCCUAAAACAGCCUUCCCCAACUUAGUCCACUUCAAAUGUUUUGGAGGACAACUUCCACCAGCCCUUUGCAAGCCCAUCCAGCCAUCACCAUUAAGAGCAGCUUCCCCCAACCUGGUGCCCUCCAGACAUUUUGAGUAACAAACUCCCAUCAGCCCCAACCAGUAUGGCUGUGCUGGCUGGGGCUAAUGAGAGUUGCUGUCCAAAGCAUCUGAAAGGCACCAGGUUGAGGAACCUGCUCUUAAGCAACCCGCUAGCUCCGACAUUCAAAUGUUUUGAGUUUCUCAGGAUCUAUUUUCUGUGAAAGGCUUGCAGUGAAACAGCAACAUGCAGGGAGGGCUGCUGCUGUCCUUGGUGCUGAACUGUGUCCUUCCUUUCCUUCUCUGUUCUCACCCCCUGUCACCCCACUUUCCCCCUUGACCCAUCCCAGGUUUCGUCAGUUUUGACAAUCCAACUAGUGCUCAGGCAGCCAUUCAGGCCAUGAACGGCUUCCAGAUCGGCAUGAAGAGGCUAAAGGUCCAACUAAAGCGGCCAAAAGAUGCUAACAGACCCUACUGACCCGUGUUCACCUUGGCCCUGAAAGCAGGUAAGACAUUGGCAGGCAAGACUGUCCCAGCUACACUACCAGCAGGAAAAGGGGUUAGACUUCCUCAAGCUUUUGCCACAAGGCUGGUGUUAAACCUGGAGGAAAAUGGAGCGAAAAACCACAAAUGGUGUGUCUAGUUCAAAACAGCAAAUACAGUGCAUUUUGGCCCAGCCCAUGUCCAUCGCAUGAGAAUAAGCUAAAAGGUAAUAAAUGAUGCAUAGCCUUCACAUAGGGGAUGGACUAACCCAAAUAAACUUUCAAUGGUUUAUUAUUCUAAUAAUGUACACUGUCAAUGAUCCUUAUUGUUUGUCUUUAGGCAUAGAGAAUGACCCCAAUCCAAAUAGAAUGAAUUUAUUUUAUUUAUUUAUUGACCUAAUGUAUCAGCCAAUCUUCGUUACACAGUAAUCCCAUGGAGGUUUCCAGCAUAUCUUAAAACCAUAAUACAAACAAACCAAACCAUAGGAUACCAAUAAGAUAAAAACUAAUAUAAAACCACAGUAAAUGAACAGAUAUGAGACAGAUAUGUUCAGGUCCCACUCUCCAGACACAAUGCGUUCUCAGGAAAUUGUUUGUUAAGUGAGUGUUUGCAUAACAAGCUGGUGAUUUCCAUUAUUUCCUAUGGGAACAUUUCUAAUCUGUGAUUUGUCCAUGCUCCCUCCCUGAUCUCUGCCUGAAACUGUUGCAGCCAAUCAGCAGAAGCCAAACAAAGAAAAAACUUAUUUGUUCAAUCCCUCCAGCUCCCUGAUUUGUCCAAUCUCUCUCCCUCCCUCCCUGGUCUUCUGCCCCAAAUGGCCACCAGCCAGCAGAACACAAACAACUAAGGAAGUGGGCAAACUUUGACUGUUCGGCUAUCUGAACCAGUUGUUCAUGUAGCAAGGUUCGGGCAUAAUUUUUUCUAUUCAGAUAACAGAGAUUUUGGAUAAUGAGUGUUCCGAUAGCGGGACCCUUGUGUAUCACAUUGUUUAAGUUGAGUGUCAUAGCUGAUCCACAAAUAAUCUGCACCCAAAGUGGUUCACACAUAGAAGAUAGUCUAAAAACAGUGGUACAAUAUCAGUACAUAAAAAUAAAACGUAUAAUAUCACUACACUGAAAAAAAAUAACAACAAACAGUUCAUUUAACAUGCAUCAAAAUUUAAAUGAGCAUAAAAUUACCAAUAGGUCAAGUCAUCCAAUAACUUCACAUCCAAAAGCUUUCAUAGUUAUGUACAAAGAGACAAGAAUAGAAUAUCUGUGGCCAAAACCUAAAUCUGUAAAUAGGAAGGAAGGAAGAUAAUCUAACAUGUCUUCAGACCAAUGAAAGGGUAAAAUCUAAAGCAUGAUUAUGUGGUUCUAUUGAAGUCAAUAUACCCAAGUUGCUGUGUUCAAAAUCAUGGCAAGAGGACCAAACAGAAAACAUGUGUUUAUUUGUUGAAGCCAUUAUUACCCUGCCUUUUGGCCUGAAACAGACCCUUGGGGUGACUUAAAGGCUAAAAUCCAACAACAUGCCACCCUUAAAAGUCCACCUCAAAUGCUAAUUAAAUCAAAUGUUUUGAUCUGAUUGGGGUAGUCUGAAGUCAUCACGAAUUUGUUUACCACCUCCUGGCUCGGUACAUAGUUUGAGGGGGUUUCCAGGGCGAGGCGAGUUGCAUUCACAAGCCCCUCGCCACUGCAAAAAAGAGAAAAGAAACACUCAAUUUAACCAUAUCAUGGCAGUGUGUAAAUGAGCUGCAGAGUUAAACUGAACCAAAAGAUCCACACGAUGCAUUUAAAGCAUGCCUAAUGCACAUUGAAGGGACGCGGGUGGCGCUGUGGGUUAAACCACAGAGCCUAGGACUUGCCGAUCAGAAGGUCAGCGGUUCGAAUCCCCGUGAGCUCCCAUUGCUCGGUCCCAGCCUCUGCCAACCUAGCAGUUCGAAAGCACAUCAAAGUGCAAGUAGAUAAAUAGGUACCGCUCCGGCAGGAAGGUAAACACCAUUUCCGUGCGCUGCUCUGGUUUGCCAGAAGCAGGUUUAUCAUGCUGGCCACAUGACGCGGAAGCUGUACACCGGUUCCCUCGGCCAAUAAAGCGAGAUGAGCGCCGCAACCCCAGAGUCAGCCACGACUGGACAUAAUGGUCAGGGGUCCCUUUACCUUUACCUUUAAUGCACACUGAAAUCACAUAAAUCCUGGGAACAGAGUGAAUGUAGCUCUGUGUGAGAAAACUACAGUUCCCAGGAUUCUUUGGGGGAAAUCAUGAGCUUUCAAUGUGCUCUUACUUUCUGAGAGUAAGAGCAGUUCAACAGUGGAACGGACUGCUGUGAGAGGUUGUGGACUCUCCUCCCUUGGCGGUUUUAAAGCAGAGACUGGAUGGCCACCUGUCAUGGAUGGCUUAGUUGAAAUUCCUGCCUUGCAGGGGGUUGGCCUAGAUGAUCCUUGGGGUCCCUUCCAACUCUACAGUUCUAUGGAUUAUGGUUGGGUGUGCUUUAAAUGCAUGAUGCAAAUCUCCCCAGUUUUUGCGUGAGUCAUGGCUUAGGCUGUAUGAUUAUUAUGGCUACAAUCUUAUACCUAGGUAAAGGUAAAGGGACCCCUGACCAUUACGUCCAGUCGUGGCUGACUCUGAAGUUGUGGUGCUCAUCUCAUUUAAUUGGCUGAGGUAGCCAGUGUACAGUUUCCGGGUCAUGUGGCCAGCAUGACUAAGCCGCUUCUGGCAAACCAGAGCAGCGCACGGAAACACCAUUUACCUUCCUGCCAGAGCAGUACCUAUUUAUCUACUUGCACUUUGACAUGCUUUUGAACUGCUAGGUUGGCAGGAGCAGGGACCGAGCAAUGGGAGCUCACCCCGUCGUGGGGAUUUGAACCGCCGACCUUCUGAUCAGCAAGUCCUAGGCUCAGUGGUUUAACCCACAGCGCCACCCACGUCCCAAUCUUAUACCUACUUAUCUGGAAAUUCUGUGGAAUUAACUUCUCCGUAGACGUGUAUAGAAUUGCAGUGUAAGUUGCACACCCACUGCAAGCAGUUUGCAAGAGUGAAAUCCCACAGAGGGCUGCAGGAUGCAAUAGCAUGAGAACAGAUCUGUUGGAACCAACCAGAGGCCCAUCUGCUAUUACAGCAGGGGUGAGGAAGCUGUGCCCCCCACCACACGUUGUUGGACUCCCAACUCCCACCAGCCCCUGCUAACAGUCAGGAAUGCUUGGAGUUGUAGUUCAACACCUAGAGAGUCAUGGAUUACCCACCCCUGGCCUAUGGGAUGCCCAGAAUAGGACAUGAAAGCAGUAGCACCCUGUGCUCAUCUUCCCCAGCAAUUCAUUGGCCUACUGAAGGAAGCUAUUUUCAGGCUCACCAAACAUUUAAAACACUUUUUCCCCACUUUGGCAGUCAUGGCUCCCCUGCAAAGAAUCUUGGGAACUGUAGUUUGUGAAGGGGGCUGGCCUCAGAGACCUAGACUUCCCAGCACCCUGCACAAACUACAGUUCUCAUGAUUCCCCAUGACUGCUAAAGUACUUUCUCGGUGCUUUAGAUAUACCAUGUGAAUAUGACUUCAGAGGACUCCUGCUCCAUUUUGCAGCUAUCAGAAGAAGCAAUGACCAUUAAUACUGAGAACUCGCAUCAAACCGAUUCAUCUUUUCUUUUAUAUUUUUGUUUCCUCCAACCCAUCCACUACUUUGUCUCUAACCAGACCAGGCCAAUCAUAGCUCCAAGGAUGACCCCACAGUUGCCUAGCAACCCUCUAGCUGUUAUGGGAGACCCAAACAAAAACUCUCCCUCCCAAAUUAUCUGAAACUGUAAGUGACUUAACUAAUGUUGUCAUCGUCCUUCUCGAUGACGCCAUGUGGCCGGUUGUAAUCUUGUUGCAUGAACUUGACGUUGAUCUUUCUACAUCUCUGCUUUAUUUUUAUUAGUUCUUCUUCCCACCCCUUCCUCCUCUCUUUUUGGCGGUUGUGCAGUGCCAUAUUGAUGCCCAUGGUGGAUAGUUUUUGGAGUGCUGAUUGGUCAGUCUUUUACUAGUUGUGGAUUUUUUGAGCCCAUAAACUCUACUUUGUCCUUCUUUGUACCUCCUUUUCUCUUUGUUGUGAUGUGACAAUUGAUGUGUGUGCCCUCUAUAUUUACUGUGUGAUGAUGAUGGCUGAGUAACUCAGUCCUGCACAAGAAACACCAAGUUGUGCUAGCUCUCCCCACCCCCCACCCUCCGGGCAUCCCAGCAUAAUUUAGAGUCUCUAUAUUACCCCAAUGCUUGUGGAAAUUCAAGCAUUCCACAUUCUCAAGAGCAUGAAGGCUUCACUGCUAAGGAUUGACAACAAAUGCUCCUUGAUUGUUGGAAAACACAUGUUUUGUAUGCAAAACAUCUCAAGUUCAGUCUCUUCAGUCACAUCUUCAGCAGGGUUGGGAGAAACCUGUCUGAACCCUUGAAGAGUCGCUUCCAGUGAGUGUAGGCCAUCUUUCUUCAAUCCUGUGUCCUCCAGAUGUCUCUGCCUACAAUCCGCAUCAUCCAUGACCAUCAGCCAUCCUGGCUGCUUCUGAUGGAAGUUGUAGUCCAAAACAGCUGGAAGGCACUAGGUCAGGGAAGGUUAGUGUGGAAAAUACUAAGUUAGAUGGACCAGUGGCCUGACCUGUUGUAUGGUAGCUUCUCACGUUCCUGAUUGGAGAUAAUGAACCCAGAUCGCCUACUCCAGGAUAAAAGAUAUGUAAAGCAAACAAAGGCCCUGUUCUGUUUCGUUUUCUUUUUGCAUAGAAAAGGUCCUAGUCCUGAUUGCAGGCAUGGAGUGUGGUACCUUAGCAGAGGAGCAGGAGAGUGUUACUGGUGUAGCAUUUCACGAGAGAGGACCCUUCAUUCAGCAGCAGAACAUAUAAUUUUAAUGCAAAAUAUCCUCAGUUCAGUCCUUCAAAAUUCAAUUAAAAGGACCAGGUAGCAGGGGUGGGAAAUAUUCUGUUCUGCUCAAGAUCCCUGGAAAACCACUGCCAAUCAGAGUAGACAAUAUACUGGACUACAUAGACAAAUCUUCUGACCUGGUCUAAAUCCUAUUAAAGCACACAUUGGAAGCGCAUGACUUCUCCCAAAGGAUUGUGGGAACUGCUGUGUGUUACUAUUGCUGGAAGUUCAUAGCUCUGUGAGGGGGGAAACCACAGUUCCCAGAAAUCUUUGGGGGAAGGCAUGUGCUUUAAAUGUAUGGGCUGGAUCUGCAUAUAUGCUGCUAAUAGGGCAGGAAUGCAUCAAGAACGAAAGCUGCUCAAGAUGGUCACCAGUUCCAUCACAUAGGGAGCUCUUGGCUCCUCCCUCUCUUCCUCAGGUCAUGCCCCUCCCUCUUGGCCCCACCCCUUUAAACUAAGACAAAUCUCAACCAAUAUGACAUCCCUGGCCUCCUGCAGUUGCUAUGCUAGCUUCUAGCAGCAGUUAUGUGAAUUUUGGCAACAAUACAUUGACCAUCUUGCUCCAUAAAACUUGUUCUGUAUAUGGAGCUGUUGGGAUAAAUUGCAUUUUUAUUUUUAUUUUACACAGGCCCUGCUCUUUUAACAGCAGCCUGACACAGCAGUGGAAAGGGGGGAGCUUGUUCAACAUGAGCUUCACGUCUGGGAUGGGGGGUGGAGGGGAAAGAAGAAGUGGUUGGAAAUCAAGAACCCUCACUAUGCGGCAUAAGUGUAUUACGUACAGAAAACAAGAUAACUGGUGCGGCAAAGUGGUAUUUCGCAGUGUUUAAGGUUGCUAAGUAUGUUUAUUUCGCAAGCCACAUUGGCCCAUCUAUCUCAGUAGUGUCUACACCAGGGGUAGUCAACCUUUUCAUACCUACCGCCCACGGAUGCAUCUUUCUUAAUGGUAAAAUAUUCUUACCGCCCACCAGUGCUCGAAGGGGGAAGGAUUCUGCUUGUGCUGUAGAACCCCCUAACGCCCACCUAGAAUCCUGAAACGCCCACUAGUGGGCAGUAGGGACCAGGUUGACAACCCCUGGUCUACACUGACUGGAAGCAGCUCUUCAGGGCUGUUGGGAGUGGGAUGCCCACAACAAAUGGAAGGCCAGACCUAACCUAGAACAUUUCAGAAUUCAACCUUUUCUGGUACAGAAUUGGGAUGUCAUUUGAUAUAUAUAUAUUUUUACACACUGAAUAGAGAUGGCCCUGACAAGAGCUUCCUUUCUCUCCUAAUGCCAUCACUCGCUCCUGGGGAUGGGGCUUCCUGCUAGCUCCUUGCACCGCCUGCCUCUUCUUAACAUCCCUUCUCUCUCUUGCAGAUGGGAUGCCAUGCGGCGUACGAAGAGUAUUCCCCUUGUCCCACGUGCAGUAUCCA